Molecule: messenger RNA, 92865 nt
Organism: Acanthopagrus latus (yellowfin seabream)
Lineage: Eukaryota; Metazoa; Chordata; Actinopteri; Spariformes; Sparidae
Gene: ttn.2
Product: titin, tandem duplicate 2
Exons: 250
Coding region: 946-92865 (30639 amino acids)
Biological process (GO): protein phosphorylation
Molecular function (GO): protein kinase activity; ATP binding; protein binding
Source: RefSeq, a predicted model, not a curated record
UCACCAGAAACGGAGAAGAAGAGACGGAGCUUGUGCAUAAAGCUUGCGCGCUGUUUACAAACAGACAGUGGAGGGAGAAUCCAAAAACAAGAAGAAGAAGACGAAAAUGGCGGGUGCAAGGAAACCAGAAGCGUUUGUGUGGAUCGAUAAUGAGGUCGAACUGUUGCUGCGACUCACACUCGACUACAAGGCGAGUAAGUUGCAAGAAACACGAACACAAGCAGUAGUCCGCCAUUGCUGUUGUUGUUGCGGGGUUCAGAGGUCGAGAGGUGGGAAAGUAUGCGAAUUCGCCGUCCACACAAGAACUGGAGGGCUGCGUUUUUGGAUUUUUCCACCCUGGGACCCGCUUUCCAAAAAGUGUGUUGACAGGAUCCGUGUGGACGGACCGUCGGUCCAAACGAUGCAAUACAUUUGCGUUUUCGUGUGGACAGCCUCUUCACCUGGUUUUAACAGCCCCGGGACCACAAAGAUAAAGUAAAUGAUUAACGCUUCCUUAAAGGGACAGCUCUGUAAACUGAGAGCAGUAAUCUGAUUGGCUGAUGUGGAUUUAUGAACAUGCACAGAGGACAGAGAACCAGCCCCAGACACCACAUGCAUGCUGGGAAACAUUAGCAGGACGGUACGAGGCUGACCAAUGGCGCCCCCCGGCCUCUGUGAUGUCACAGAGAUAUAAAGCCCCCCGCCGUGCUGCUGGCUCCUCUGAGCAGAGUCAGCGUUCCCGGCCUGGACGCCUCGGCUGGAGGGACUGCUGUCAGUUUGAAAAACAAAACUACACGGCACUGACCGCCUGUAGUUUUGUUUUUUUCUGUGGGGUUCCUUCGAGGCUCAGCUCGUUCUCCUUUUGGAUUUUCGCACAAAAUUUUCUGGAUAAAGAGAUUUUCGAUUUUCUGAAGACAGCCCUCUGGGCAUCCCAGGCAUCCUUGUGCACACAAGGUGCCAACCAACAUGUCAACACAGGCGCCAACAUUCACACAGCCGCUGCAGAGCGUCGUGGCACUUGAGGGUAGUGCCGCGACGUUCGAGGCUCAAGUUAGUGGUUCUCCAGUUCCUGAGGUGAGCUGGUUUCGUGAUGGCCAGGUUCUUUCCACCGCCGCUUUGCCCGGCAUUCAGAUCUCGUUCAGCGACGGCCGCGCUGUUCUGAGAAUCCCCGCUGUGACUGCCGCACACAGCGGAAGAUUUUCCGUCAGAGCUACCAAUGGUGCUGGACAAGCCACGAGCACCGCUGAACUCCUUGUUACAGCCGAGACGGCACCUCCAAAUUUCCUUCAGAGACUGCAGAGCUCCACAGUGAGACAGGGCAGCCAGGUGAGGCUGGAUGUCAAAGUCACAGGAAUCCCAACACCUGUGGUGAAGUUCUACAGAGAGGGAGCUGAGAUCCAGAGCUCAGCCGACUUCAGGAUCCUCCAGGAGGGAGACCUGUACAGUCUGCUGAUCGCCGAGGCUUUCCCAGAGGAUUCUGGGACAUAUUCAGUGACUGCAACAAACAGCAGCGGACGGGCCACCUCCACAGCUGAACUGCUGGUUCAGGGUGAGGAAGCUGUACCUAUGAAGAAAACCAAGACUAUUGUGUCCACAUCACAGAUGGCAUCUGCCCAGACCAGAGUUCAGAGGAAGGUGGAGGCCAGUUUCCAAGCCGCCACCAUGAUGGAGAUGCGUGUAGAAGGAGGAAUGAUGACUCAACAUAUGGCUCACAAAACCCCUCCACGGGUUCCCCCAAAGCCGACCUCCAAGUCCCCACCGUCCUUCGUUUCCAAAGUGUCAGGAGGACGCCAGCAGUCGCCCUCACCUGUCAGACACGUGAAAGGGCCGACGCCCCAACCUGUCAGACCUGUUUCUCCCUCCACCAGAGUGUCUGUCUCUCCCAUCAGACCAGUCAAGUCUCCUUCACUGACCAGGAAACAGGUAUCUGGCUCUGCAGAGGUUUUGCCCCCCUGGAAGCAGGGAGACUAUAUGGCAGAAGCUAGCUACACCACUAUGAGCAGCAUGACCAGUGUAAGUAGCGCCACCCAGCUACAUAUGGAGAAGCACUGGGAGCAGCAGGUCACCGCCACCAGAGAGGUAGAGCAUGUUUCCCACGACGAUAAGAGCGAGGCUGUGGCUACAGUGGUGGCAGCUGUGGAUCAGGCUCGUAGCCGGGGGCCACCUGAGUCCAGAGAGCAGGCUGAGGGAGGGAAAAAAGCUGAGGCGGUGGCCACAGUGAUGGCUGCCGUUGACCUCGCUCGUGUCCGCCUGCCUGUACAUGGGGAGGGUGGUGUAGCUGAAGAGGAGGAGGCUUUAGAGGUGGAGAUAAAGCAGCAGGGCAGAGAAAUGGCUGCAGAGAAACAUGUUGUUGUGACAAAAACAUCUCCUGCUGAACCGACAGCUGCUGUAACUGCGAGCUCAGAGCAGCGCACAGUCCAGGUCUCACAGAUUCAGAGAACAACAGAACUCCAAACCCAUGUGGACACGGGUGUUGCCCCGUCCCCAGUUCCACAUUUCACAGUUUCUAAAGUUUCCGUCCCUAAACAUGAAACAAGCCACGAGGUGUCCAUCGCUGGCUCUGCUAUCGCUACUCUGCACAAAGAGUUAAGAUCUCCCCACACUGCCAGAAAGAUCAUCAAACCAGUCAAGUCUCCAAGUCCAUCCCGCAGAGCGGCGGUGGAGGUGCGAGUGACACCAGAGCCCCUCCCCCCACCAUUCAAAGACGUCAGAUAUCAGAGUCAGUUUGAGUUACAGGCGGGCGGAGCUUACGCAGUGAGUGAGGAGGAGUUUGAGGACUGGGAACCUCAGGAGGCGGUUGCUGUGCCCACAAGAGCUCAGGAGCAGGUUGUUCCUCCAACUCUUAUCGCUGGCCUGAAGAACGUGACUGUGACCGAGGGUGAGUCAGUGACACUGGAGUGUCAGAUCAGUGGCCACCCCACUCCCGUCAUCAUGUGGUUCAGAGAGGACUACCAGAUCGAGAGCUCCAUUGACUUCCAGAUAACCUACAAGAGCGGAUUUGCACGGAUGGUGAUCCGCGAGGCGUUCGCUGAGGACAGCGGCCGCUUCAGCUGCACUGCCACCAGCGAGGCUGGAACCGUCAGCACUUCCUGCUACCUGCUUGUCAAAGUGUCAGAAGAAAUUGAGAGCAGAGAGGAAACCACAGCUGUAACUGAAAUUGGUCAAAUCACUCAAGAGAAAACUGUUUCCAUCCAGACAAAAGAACAGAUGGUGGCAGAGGUGACUACAGGAGAGUCUGCUGCUCCCUUCUUCAUCAAGAAACCGACCGCACAGAAGCUGGUGGAGGGAGGAAGUGUCGUCUUUGAAUGCCAGAUUGGAGGAAACCCUAAACCUCACAUCAUCUGGAAAAAGAGUGGUGUGCCACUCACGACUGGAUACAGAUAUAAAGUUGCCUACAAGAAGGAGACUGGAGAAUGUAAACUGGAGAUCUCUAUGACCUUUGCUGAUGAUGCUGGAGAAUAUGCCAUCUUCAUCAAGAAUCCACAUGGAGAAGCCUCAGCCUCCGCCAACCUGCUGGAGGAAGAGGAAUAUGAAGCCUAUAUGAAGCAGCAUGACGUGACAUAUAAAACUGAAGUGACGACGACAGUGAUUCAGGAGCCCUCUGUGGUUGUGAGUCAAUAUGAAAUGGAACAGAGGAGGGUGACAACCCCCAUGAGCUUUGUCUCAGAAACGGAGUUUCUUGUUUCGGCCUUUGAAGAGAGGAUCAUCCAAGAGAUUGAGCUCCGUAUCAUGAGGAUUACUUACAGAGAGCUGGUGACAGAGGAUGGAGAGCUGAUGGUGACUGUUGCAGAGGAGGAGGCAGUGCAGCCGGUCUUCGAAACACCGGUCAAGAACUACAGGAUUAUGGAUGGAAUGGGUGUCACUUUCCACUGCAAGAUGGGGGGAACACCACUGCCAAAGAUUGCUUGGUACAAAGACGGCCAGCGCAUCAGAGCUGGUGGCCGUUACCAGAUGGAGGUUCUGCAGGAUGGACGAGCCAGUCUUCGUCUGCCUGUGGUGCUGCCAGAGGAUGAGGGCGUAUAUACGGCCUUUGCAUCUAACAUGAAGGGAAAUUCUGUCAGCUCUGGAAAGCUCUACAUCGAGCCAUCUGGAGCUGUGACACCUCAGAGAUAUACACCACAGCCACCAAUGCAGAGGAUCAGAUCCACAUCUCCUCGUUCCAUGAGCCGCUCACCUGGCCGUUCCUCCAGCCGUUCUCCUGGACGCUCUCCUGCCCGCAGGCUUGAUGAUACCGAUGAGGCUCAGCUGGAAAGACUCUACAAACCCGUGUUUGUCAUGAAGCCUUCCUCGAUAAAGUGUUCUGAGGGGCAAACUGCCAGAUUUGACUUAAAGGUUGUUGGCAGACCUAUGCCAGAAACAUACUGGUUCCACAAUGGACAACAAGUGGUCAACGACUACACCCACAAGAUAGUGAUUAAAGAGGAUGGUAUCCAGUCCCUGAUCAUUGUCCCAGCCAUGCCAAAAGACUCCGGAGAGUGGACUGUUGUUGCUCAGAACAGAGCUGGACGCACGUCUGUCUCUGUGAAUCUUACUGUUGAUGCUAGAGAAAGCCUCGCACGUCCUCAGUUUGUCGAGAAGCUGAAGAACAUCACUGUAAAACAGGGCACUCUGGUUGAGUUGGCUGUCAAAGCCAUUGGAAAUCCCCUGCCUGACAUUGUCUGGCUCAAAAACAGUGACAUUAUCACCCCACAGAAGCACCCACAAAUCAAGAUUGAAGGAACCAGAGGAGAGGCCAAAUUCCAGCUUCCCUCAGCAGCUGGCUCAGACAGUGCCUGGUACACUGCUACAGCCAUUAACAAGGCUGGCAGAGACACCACUCGCUGCAGAGUCAAUGUGGAGGUCGACUUCAGCGCUCCUCAAGCUGAGAGGAAGCUCAUCAUUACCAAAGGCACCUACAAAGCCAAAGAGAUCGCAGCUCCUGAGCUGGAGCCCCUUCAUAUGCGAUAUGGUCAGGAGCAGUGGGAGGAGGGUGACCUUUACGACAAAGAGAAGCAGCAGAAACCGCAGUUCAAGAAGAAGCUGACAUCUAUCAGAAUGAAGCGCUUCGGUCCCGCUCAUUUUGAGUGCAGACUGACACCUAUCGGUGACCCCACCAUGGUAGUGGAGUGGCUGCAUGAUGGCAAACCUCUGGCUGCUGCAAACAGGUUGCGCAUGGUUAAUGAAUUUGGAUACUGCAGUCUUGAUUAUGAAGCCGCUUACGCCAGAGACAGUGGUGUCAUCACCUGCAGAGCCUCGAACAAGUUUGGAGUCGACCAGACUUCAGCCACCCUGAUUGUCAAGGAUGAGAAAGGCCUCAUUGAGGAAUCACAGCUUCCUGAAGGCAGGAGGGCACCACACAGAAUGGAAGAGAUUGAGCGAAUGGCUCACGAGGGGGGACCUGCAGGAGUCAGCACCGACGACGAGUAUGAGAAGACCAAACCUGACAUUGUCCUAGUUCCCGAGCCAGCCAGAGUCGUGGAAGGUGACAUUGCACGAUUCCGUUGCAGAGUGACCGGUUAUCCAGCACCCAAAGUUAACUGGUAUCUCAACGGACAACUUAUCCGCAAGAGCAAGAGAUACAGACUUCGUUAUGAUGGUAUUUACUACCUGGAGAUUGUCGACGUCAAGUCCUAUGACUCAGGAGAGGUCAGGGUGGUUGCAGACAACCCUCUAGGCACAACUGAGCACACUGUGAAGCUAGAGAUCCAACAGAAGGAGGACUUUAGAUCUGUACUGCGUCGUGCCCCAGAAUCGAGGCCUGCAGAGGCCGCACAUGAGCCUGGCAGAGUCGGAUUCGAUGUUGUGAAGGCUGACCGACCUCGUGAGGGCUCGGAGGAAAGGGAAGUUGUUACGCUGCGUAAGGCACAGAGAAUUGUUCACGAGAAAACCUCAGAGGAGACAGAUGAACUGAAGAGCAAGUUCAAGCGUAGGACAGAGGAAGGUUUCUAUGAGUCCAUCUCUGCCGUGGAAUUCAAGUCUCGCAAGCGGGACGAGUCUUAUGAAGGUCUGCUGAAGAAGACUAAGGAGGAGCUGCUUCAUCAUUUGAAAGAGAAAGAAGAAGCUGAGAGGAAGAAGUUGGAGGAACAGGGCAAAGUCACCAUCCCAACAAUCAAACCAGAGAGGGUCCAGCUCUCCCCCAGCAUGGAAGCACCCAAGAUCCUGGAACGUAUCACAAGCAAGACAGUGUCCCCGAUGGAUGAGGUCCGUUUCCAUGUCAGAGUCGUCGGCAGACCGGAACCUGAGUGCCAGUGGUUCAAGAACGGCAUUCUAGUGGAAAAGUCUGACCGUAUUUACUGGUAUUGGCCUGAGGAUCAUGUGUGUGAACUGGUGAUCAGAGACGUCACAGUCGAGGACUCUGCCAGCAUCAUGGUCAAAGCCAUGAAUGUGGCUGGCGAGGCCUCAAGCCACGCCUUCCUGCUUGUGCAAGCCAAGGCAACAGUUAAUUUUACCCAACGCCUCGAGGAUAGCAGUGCCAAUGAGAAGGACACCAUGGUGACCUUUGAGUGUGAAACCAACGAACCCUUCGUCAAAGUCAAAUGGCUCAAGAACAACGUGGAGAUCUUCUCCGGAGACAAAUAUAGGAUGCACUCUGACAGAAAGGUCCACUUCCUGUCUGUGCUGGUGAUUGAAAUGAAGGACGAUGCUGAAUACACUUGUGUGGUUGUGGAUGAUGAGAGCAUCAGGACGAGUGCAAGGCUUUAUGUAGAAGGUGCUGCCCUGGAGCUCAUCAAACACAUGGAGAGCAUUGAGGUUCCAGAGACCUACGCUGGAGAGUUUGAGGUUGAGCUUUCUCGUGAGGAUGCUGAGGGCAGCUGGUUCUUUGGAGAUAAGGAACUCUCUCCCAGCAGUAAAUACAUCAUGUCCUCCCGCCGUGGCAGACACAGCCUGUCCGUAAAGGAUGUCAGGAAAGAAGACCAGGGGAAAUAUUCAUUUGUGUGUGGAGAUCUGAGGACCAGUGCCUCACUGAAGAUGAAAUUGCGCCCUGUGACCUUGAUGCAGCCCUUGACCGACCUCACUGUGUGUGAGGGUGACAUCGCUCAGCUGGAGGUCAGGUUCUCCCAGGAGAACGUAGAGGGAACCUGGAUGAAGAGCGGCCAGGCCAUCUCUGCUUCGGACCGUGUCCACAUCGUCAUCGACAAGCAGGUUCACAAGCUGCUGCUGGAAAAUGUCAGCACAGAAGAUGCUGCUUCUUACUCUUUUGUGGUUCCUGCCCAAGACAUCUCCACCUCGGGCAAACUAAGUGUUCAAACUAUCGGCAUUGUGGUGCCACUGAAGGACGUCUCCUCCAUUGAAGGCACUAAAGCUGUUCUGGAGGCCAAGAUCUCCGCUCAGGACAUCAGCUCAGUCAAAUGGUACCACAACGACAAACUGCUGACAGCCAGCGACAGAGUACAGAUGGUGGCCAAGGGAGCCAAACAGCGUCUGGUCUUUGCCAGGACCUUUGCCUCUGAUGAAGGACACUACAAACUGGUGGUUGGCAAGGUCGACACCAGCUGCAGCCUGACUAUCGAAAAGGUGCACAUUGUGAAGCACAUGGAGGACAAAGUGUGCUCAGAGUCCCAGAAUGUCACCUUUAAUGUUGAAGUUUCCCACACCGGUAUUGACCCCGUCUGGACAUUCAGGAACCAGCAGCUCAAAUCAGGACCCAAAUACAAGAUGGAGUCCAAGGGCAAGAAUCACUCUUUGACAGUCAUUGAUGCCAUGAAGGACGAGGAGGGACAGUACAUGUUCCACGCUGGUGAAAAGACAUCCAGCGCCAAGCUCACUGUCUCCGGUGGAGCCAUCACACGGCCCCUGCAGGACGUGACGGUGGCAGAGUCUCAGACAGCUGAGCUUGAGUGUGAGGUUGCCAACGCCAAUGCUGAGGGCAAGUGGCUGAAGGAGGGUCAUCCUGUGGACUUCAGUGAGAACGUGGUGAGCGAGGUGAAGGGAGCCGUCAGACGCCUCAUCAUCGUCAUCACCAGGCCCCAGGAUGUCGGAGAGUACAGCUACCAGGUGGCCAACUCCAAAACCACCGCUAACCUCAGGGUUGAGGCGGUAAAGAUCAAGAAGACUCUGAGGAACCAGACAGUGACGGAGACCCAGGAGGCGGUGUUCUCGCUGGAGCUCACCCACUCCAGUGUCAAAGGAUCCCAGUGGAUCAAGAACGGUGUGGAGCUGCAAAACAGUGACAAGUAUGAGAUCACCACCGACGGCAUGGUCCACACACUGAAGGUCAAGAACUGCAACACACUGGACGAGACAGUUUAUUCUUUCAAACUGGGUAAACUGUCUGCCAACGCCAGGCUCAACGUAGAGACAAUCAAAAUCAUCAAGAAGAUUAAGGACGUGACCUCACUGUUGGACGGCACCGCAUCCUUUGAGAUGAGCCUAUCACACGACAACAUCCCCGUCAGGUGGAUGUUUAAAGGUGUGGAGCUGAAGCCCAGCGACAAGUGUAAGAUUCUGUCGGAGCGUAAAGCUCACAAGCUGAUCCUGCAGAACGUCGACAGCAGCAACGCAGGAGACUACACCGCUGUGGUCGGACACCUGCAGUGCACCGCCACACUCAAUGUGGAGGCUCUGCGAGUCACCAAACCCAUGAAGAGUGUGGCGGUUCCAGAGACGCAGGUGGCCUCGUUUGAGUGUGAAGUUUCUCACUUCAACGUGCCGUCCACCUGGCUGAAAGAUGGAGUGGAGAUUGAGAUGAGCGAGAAGUUCAGGAUCGUGGUUCAGGGAAAACUCCACCAGCUGAAGAUCAUGAACACCAGCAGGGACGACUCUGCUGAGUACACCUUCAUCUGCGGGAACGACCGAGUGUCUGCAACGCUCACUGUUAAUCCCGUCCUGAUCACCUCCAUGCUGAAGGACCUGAAUGCUCAGGAGAGAGACACCAUCACCUUCGAGGUCACCGUCAACUACGAGGGCAUCACCUACAAAUGGCUGAAGAACGGCGUGGAGGUCAAGUCGUCUGAAAGAUGUCAAGUCCGCAGCCGGCAGCUCACACACUCACUCACCAUUCGAAAUGUUCACUUUGGAGACGGAGGAGAGUACCAGUUUGUGGCCGGCUCUGCAGCCACCACCGCAAACCUGUUCGUUGAAGCUCGUGUGAUCGAAUUCACCAAGAAAAUCAAGGACAUAAAGAUCACAGAGAAGAAGAAGGCGAUUUUUGAAUGUGAGGUUUCUGAGCCAAACAUUCAGGUGAUGUGGAUGAAGGACGGUCAGGAGCUGGACAUGUCUGAGGAGAGGUACACUGUCACAGCAGAGAAGUACGUUCACCGUCUGAUGAUCCAGACAGUUCGUAUGUCUGAUGCUGGACAGUAUUCUGUGGUGGCAGGAUCCAGCGUCUCCAAGGCCCAGCUGAUUGUGGAGGGUCGAGACAUCAGGAUCUCUGAACCUGCUGAGCGGGAAAUCACGGUUCUGGAGAAACACAGAGCCACCUUCGAGUUUGAGGUGAACGAGGACGACGUGGAGGGUCGCUGGUUGAGAAACGGCGUGGAGAUCCAGUUCUCAGUGGAGGAGAGGUUCAACUAUGUGACCAUCAGGAAACUGCACCGCCUCACCAUCUCUGAGACCUACAGGAGUGACGCCGGGGAGUACACCUUCAUUGCCGGCAAAAACAGGAGCACCAUGCACCUCCGGGUCAACAUCCCGGAGCCGCCUCAGAUCAUUCGCCACAUGGAGCCCCAGUCAGUGGAGGCUGGUAAACCUGCUCGCUUCUCAGUGCAGGUGACUGGUGUUCCUCAGCCUCAGGUCUUCUGGUACAAGAACUCCCAGGCUCUGUCUCCGGGCUUCAAAUGCAAGUUCCUCCACGAUGGCAAUGAGCACUCGCUGCUGCUGAUCGAAGUAUUCCCCGAGGAUGCUGCCGUCUACAACUGCGAGGCCAAGAAUGACUGUGGCACCGCCACGAGCACUGCUUCACUCAACGUGGAAGUGUCAGAAGUGGUUUCUCCAGACUCUGCUGCUACCGUCGCUCCUCCAGUCGUCAUCUCACCCAUUACCAGCACUUCAGCCAGCGAGGGAGAAUCAGCUCGCUUCCAGUGCAGAGUCCGCGGAGAUGAUGUGAAGAUCAGCUGGUUCCACAAGGACAAAGAGAUCAAGCAGUCAGACUUCUUCAGGAUGUCUCAGUUUGACGACAGCUGUCAGCUGGAGAUCUCCAGAGUUUACCCGGAGGACGAGGGCGAGUACACCUGCGUGGCCACCAACAACGCUGGCAGGGUGUCCUGCUCCGCCACUCUGACACUGGACGGGCAAAAACAAACAGCGGACAGUCCUGCUGAGUCUCAGUGGCAUAUCUCCACCAGCCUCACCAGUGUAAAGAAACCUUCCAUCGGCCAAAAGCCAGUUUUCAUCCAGCCACUCACAAGCUGCACUGUGCCACACGGGGAGGUGGCCCGCUUUCAUGCAUGUGUGUCCGGCCUGCCGAAGCCCGAGAUAAGCUGGUUCCACAACCGGCAGCCAGUCGUUCCCACGAAGAACGUGGUGUUUCAUUUCGAUGAGAUGACAAACUGUGCCAUGCUCAUCAUAGUCGAUGCUUUCUGGGAACAUGCGGGCCAGUACACCUGCAGGGCAGCCAAUAACGCCGGAGAGGCCGCAUGCUCCGCCACCCUCACCAUAACCAAAGAAGAAGAAGUGACUCAUGUGAGAGAGCAGAUUGAAGCCAAGAUUGAGCAAGAAGUCAAAGAACGUGUUAGCACCACCAUCACCACUGUGGAAGAGCAAGAGGAAACCUACUACACUGGUGUCCAGUUACCACAGAAAACAAAAACACUUGAACUCAAGCCAGAGUCCAAACGUUACUCUUCCUCUUUAGAGAAGAAAAAAGAAAAGCCAGUUUUCCUCAGCCAGCUCUCCCCAGCAGCUGUAACAUCAGGGGAGACAGCCAGGUUUACUGUCAAAGUGUCCGGCUUUCCAAAGCCGACUGUUCAGUGGUCACACAAUGGAAGAGUGAUAAAGAGCUCCUCUAUAUACAAACUGAUAGAAGAGAAGGAGGAGUAUACAUUAGUAAUCACCAAGGUCACAUCUGAGUAUGAGGGCGAGUAUUCUUGCACUGCUACCAACAGAUUUGGCCAGACAACGUGCACCACAUACCUCGAAGUGAAAAAGACUGAUGUUAGCCAGGCUGAGAGAUGGGUUGAAAAGAUGUUCAAAGUCACAGGUCAACCUCCGACUUUCACUGUUCAGAUUCAACCUGUGAGGUGCUCAGAAGGAGGAGAGGUUUCCUUUAAUUACAAAGCCAGUGGUGACCCAAUGCCUGAUGUGAAGUGGUUCAAGGGGGCUUUCCAGAUCCAGCACAGUAGAAAUUGUAUUAUUCUGGCCAACCCAGAUGGAUCUGGCUUCAUCAAUAUUAAGAGCGUCAAACAGGAAGACAGUGGUCUGUACACAUGUAAGGCCUCCAACCAGUUUGGGGAGGCAUCUUGUAGUGCUGAGCUUGUUGUGUUCAGAGAAUCUGUCUCAGUUUCUCGGAAACAGGAACAAAUGACAGUGGUUCAGAAGAAAGGCUAUAAAGUUUCAAUGACAGAACAAGCUACUGAGUCCCGCUUGUACCAGGUCAGCCUGCCGGGCCAGGACAGAGCUAGAUCAGAUCAGAUGGUUUACACCAUUGGCACUGAAGACCGGCAAAUAAUUCCUAGUGAGCAAGUGGGCUCCCUUAGAGAACUAGACAUCUCUGCUGCCACUGUUCAUCGUGAGCAGCUGACCCACCAGGCAGCAGUUCUUCAGUCUCAUGAGAUAGAGGAAAGGGUGUCUGUGGUUCCUACCCGCCCACCUCAGGUUUCAGCUAUUCCUGCAAAACAGAUCCACAUGGCAGCGUUUACAUCAUCUGUUGAAGAGAGUCAGGAUCUUACAGAGCAGCACUGUGAUCGCAUUCAAAGCCCUGAGGUCAUUGAGCUUCAGGCUGCUAGAGAAAAGAGGUCCAAGGUGAUGUCAGCUGUUGCUGAAGAGCUCAUCCCACUUUCUACUAUUAGCACAGAGCCCCUGGCUGACAGGAAGCGUGCAACUGUCAAGCCAACAUCAGAACCUAAACAUCUUGUCAGUGGGCAUCAAGUUGAGUCACAACUUUCUAUCCUAAACGAGCAGUCUCAGGAUAUCCCCAAACCUCAAGAGGAGAAGAGUUACAAGGUUAAAGAAGGUAUUAAGAUUUUAUACUCAGCCCAGUCUGCAGAGAAACGGGUGCUUGCAGAGGGCCACGCAACUGAAUUAGCAACAGCAGAUUCUGCUGUGAAAUCGUCUGUUGAGAAGGAACAGCACCAACCUGUAAUGGCCUCGGUUAGUGAGUCCAAACAGACUCUUUCCAAGGAGACUAAGUUCUCCAUGCACAGGCCCACAGAAGAGAUGGCCCAUCUUUGUAAGGAUAAAAUGAUGAAGGCAGCUCUAACUGCUGAAGAGACACGAACGCUGCAGGCUGAGCCCACUCAGCAGCUGCCAAGUCUAGACAGUGCCAUGUCCAUCCAGUCACAGGUAGAAGGAGACCAGUUAUUGCACCUACAGGUUAUCACAGAACAGGACCUCCUCCCAUCUGAGAAGAGCUUCACCUGUGAGAGACCAGCACCAGAACAAGCAGGAAGCAGGAAAAGUCCCACUCUGCUACACAUUGUUAGUCAGGAUGAGCAGAGGACAGUAGUUUGUGAAGACACAUUAGAGUUUGAGGCCAAGGCCAGUACCCUGACCAUCCAGCCCCAGAAAGUCGCCCCUACUCUGCUGCAUCUUCAGUCAACCCAACCUGUGGAGGCAUUACCCAAAGAGGGUAUUCUUAUAAUUGAGAAGCCUGACCAGCAGGUAGCGGCACAGAAACAAGAAAAGAAAAGGAGUCAUGCAGCCAUCUUGGAAGAGAGAAGGGAGCUCAUGGCAGAUUAUCACAAAGAGCUGGAUUUGUCUGUGACUGGUAUUCAGUCUCAGCUUCGAAUCGAGCCCAGGCCUGAAAACAUCCUCCAGCUCUCCUUCCAGCCCAUGCAGCUGCCAAAGGAGACACCACUUACUACUGACAUCAAGCAGCAGCGAGCUUUGGUGCAGAAGGAAGAUCGCUGGAAUGUGAUGCAUGUCAACAUUGUGGCAGACAGUCAGGCCUUAGAGGAGGGUCACACAGAGAGUCUUACAGCUGUGGAUAAAUUCACCUGUGAGACAGCUGUAGAGCCAAAACUUCCCACUGAACCAAUCCAGAUUGAAGAGAAAGAGAUUUCCACUGAAAGUAGUGUUCUCCUAGAGGCAGCAGAGCAGGACUUUGCUGUUCAGAUCCAAGAGGGGCAGUCAGUCAGGCAGUCGAUAGUGAUGGAUGAGAAACAAGUGCUGACGGGUGAGCUCUCUCAGGAGAUCACCAAGUCUGAGUCCACUAAAGUUGCUGUCACCACACAGCCGAAACUGUCCCUUAUGGCAUCAGAAUCAAAAGACAACACAGCUCUUCCCAAAGAGAUGACAUUUGUGAUUCAGGUCCCCAAAGCAUCCAGUCUGAAUAUACGCCAUCAGCUCAGAGAUGCUCUUCAAUCUGCUGUGGCCAGCGACCAGCAAGUGUUACUGGCUGACGUUGUGGGAGGGCUUCAGGCUGUAGAAGUACAGGAAGUCAAGGUUCAAAGAGAGCCCAAGCGGGCCAUGUUUACAUACCUGAUCACAACAGCAGGUGCCCCCAUGGAGAUCACUCUGGCUUUUGAGGGAAGCUAUCCUCAGACAGCUGACUUCAGGACUGAACUCCAGGCAGCUUUCCACUCUAUAGUAUGCCAGGAAGCCCAUGUUCUUACUUCAGAACAGCCGGGCACUAUGCAACUAGACAGACCUCAAAGAGCACAAGUCACCUCAGCCCGCUCUAAGCAAAUGCUGUCAUCCAUGGUAGAGACAGUGAGUAUAGCAGAGAGUGCAGUUGAUUUCACUGCUGUUAAAUCUCAGGCUGCUGCACUUAAGACUGAAUCUAAAAUGGUAGUUGAAUGUGCUGCACCUGAGCAACAGGUUAUGGCACAGGAAUACAAGGUAGCAAAAAUGGAGCAGACCGUCUCAUCCCAGGUCAAAAUAUCCACUGAGGCUCACAUGGCUUUUGAGCAGUCGGUCCAGGUAUCAAAACAGGAGGUGAGGUCGAUAACAGUGAAAAGCAGAGAUAGAGAUGUAGGAGCAGCUAUUGUUACCACUGCCCUGCCUCCCACCACUGUCCCCACCGAACAGGUAAUGGAUAUUAGCAUCCAGAGGGAGCACAGGGAGGAGAUCUUUAAAGAGGAGGUUACAGUAUCCAGGCCAGAACAGAGAGAAUUCCCUGUGAUCGUAUCCUCCCUGGAAGAUUUGUCCUUCGAAGAAGAUAGUAAAGUAACCUUUAGCACCACCAUUAAGUACGUCACAAAGGUAAACUGGUUUUUCAAUGGGCAAUUGGUAAAAUCUGGCAAAGAGUUCAAGUGUUCCAAAGACCACGACACAUACACAUUGGUUAUCAACAAAGUUGUCAAGGAGAAGCAUCAAGGAGAAUAUGUGUGUGAGGCUGAGAAUGAAGCCGGCAAGACUACAACAUCUUCAAGACUCACUGUGGUCUCAAGAGUGCCACCUGUGUUUAGGCAGAAAAUUACACCUCUGGAGAUCAACGUUGGCAGCAAUGCCAAGUUUGAAUGUGAAACUGAGGAUGCUCCAAAUGUGACCUUCAAAUGGUACAAGUCUGGCAUUGAGAUCAGACAGAGUGAGAAGUAUAGGAUCCUCAGCCGCCACACCAGUUCGUCCCUGGAGCUCAUGAACCCAGUCAAAGCCGACAGCAGUGACUACACCUGCAAGGCUUCUAACCAGCAUGGCACUGUCAGCUGCACUGCCUCACUCAUUGUCACUGAAAUGUACCCUCCGGUAUUUGUAUCAAAACCAGACCCAAUGACUUUAUAUGUGGGCAAACAAGCUGUGUUCCAGUGUGCACUCACUGGAUCCUCGCCCAUGGAUGUUGUCUGGCACAAGGACAGCAUAGCCAUCUCCUCUGGAGGGAACUAUGUCAUGAAAUGUGAAAAGAACAAGUAUUCUCUUCAGAUUAAAAGUCUUGAACUGACUGACCAGGGAGUGUACCUGUGCAAGGCCUCCAACAGUGUCGGCACUGCUACCUUUACUACAGAGCUCAAGGUUAUUAACAAGCCCAGCUUUGUUAAGACCAUUGAGCCAGUGUCAGCUGCUGUCAAUGACCCGCUGAGACUGGAGUGCCAGGUGGAUGAGGACACUGGUGUGACCGUCACCUGGACCAGGGAUGGCAAAAAAGUCCACCAGAGCAUGGAUUGUAAACUGUCCUUUGAGGACAAGGUCGCUGUUGUUGAGAUACCCAAGUCCAAACUGAAAGACUCUGGGAAAUAUGUUUGCACAGCCACAAAUGAGGCUGGGAGCUCAUCCUGUGAGGCUCUGGUAACAGUUCAAGAGCCCCCUACAUUUGUCAAGAAAAUGGAACCUAAGAUUACAUGGAAACAAGGUAUAGCGGCACGCUUACAGUGCUCCAUUAAAGGAUCGCCUGAACUUCACAUCCACUGGUUCUGGAAUGAGAGAGAGCUUAGCGAUGGAGAUAAAUACAAAAUAUCUUUCAAGAAUGGAAUUGCCACUCUGGAGAUAAUGAACCUUGUUGUCACAGACAGUGGAAGCUACACCUGUGAGGUGUCAAAUAAUGCUGGCAGCGAGAGCUGCAACACCCUUGUAUCUGUUAAAGAGCCACCUUCCAUUAGAAAAGACCUGCAGACACUAGAGGCUGUAAAGGGAGCAGCAGCUCAGCUGGAGUGUGAGAUCACUGGAACAGCUCCUUUUGAAAUCAGCUGGCUAAAAAAUAAGAAACCCAUCAGCGGUGAUCAGAAGUAUAAAAUAAUCUCCCAAGACUCCUUGUCAAGGCUGGAGAUUCAGACCUUUGAAAGUGCAGAUGUUGGAGAUUAUCAGUGUAUCAUAUCUAAUGAUGUGGGAAAAGUCACCACUAAGGCCCUAGCUAAACUUAAAGAGCCACCAACUUUCACAAAGAGGGUUGAGAGUGCUACAGCAGUGUUGGGAAAUACAGUGAAACUUCAAGGAACCAUUAAAGGCUCAGCUCCCAUCACUGUUAAAUGGAUGAAAGACUCUGAGAUACUGAGAGAUGAUGAUCCAAAUAUCAAGAUGAUGUUUGAGAACAAUGUUGCUUGCUUAUCGAUAACAACAGUGGCCAUCAGCCAUGGUGGCAAGUAUUCAUGCCAAGCUGAGAACGAAGCGGGUCAACAAAAAUGUGAAGCUACCUUGACUGUGCAAGAACCUGCCAGAAUUGUAGAACCUGCAGAGUCCAUUAGUGUGACUGCAGGGGAUUCAGCCACAUUGGAGUGCACGAUUUCUGGAAGCCCAGAACUCAAAGUAAAAUGGUUUAAAGACGGGAAGGAGAUGAUAAGUGGCCGAAAAUAUAAGAUGACUCUGAAGGACAAUAUUGCCACCAUGAAGAUUCUUACGGCAGAAAGAGGAGACACUUCAGAAUACAAGAUGGAGGUCUCAAAUAAAGUUGGGAAAGACCAGUGCACAUGCUCAGUCACUGUUUUAGAUCGGAUAAUGCCUCCAACUUUCACCAAGUCCCUGAAAAGAGUUGAUGGUAAUAUUGGUAAUGAUGUCUCCAUGGAUUGCAAGGUGUCUGGGUCCCAACCCAUGACCAUAGCUUGGUUCAAAGAUGACCAGGAGAUCAGGCCUGGAUCCAAAUUCCUGCCUGAAUUCAAAGACAGCUCUGCUACACUUCAAAUUAUUCAACUGGAGAAGGCUGACUCGGGAGUUUACAAAUGCAGAGCCACCAAUUCAGCGGGCUUUAAAGAAACAAGCGGCACACUUUAUGUCAAAGAGCCCCCAGUGUUCACACUGAAACCAGACAACCAGGAUGUUAUACCCGGAACCACUAUUUCCUUCAAAGCAGCCUUCACUGGAACAGCUCCUUUAGCUGUUAAGUGGUUCAGAGAAGACAAAGAGAUUAUAACUGGAGGCACAUGUUUCAUAAAGAAAGAUGCCUCUUCAACUUCUUUGGAGCUUCACUCUGUGAAACCCAGUGACUCUGCUAAAUACACAUGCCAAGUAUCCAAUGAUGCUGGAAAGGUGGAUUGCACUGCAGUCCUCUUUGUAAAAGAACCUCCCGUGUUUGUGAGAAAGCUUGAGGCGACUAAGCUCGUCACCAGCGGUGAUUCCUCCAGCCUGGAGUGCAAAGUGACGGGCAGUCCCGUCAUCAGUUUUAAGUGGUUCAAGGAUGAGAUGGAGAUUAGCUCAAGUCCUAAAUACACAAUCACCUUGACUGAUUUAGUGGCAUCUUUGGAAAUAGUCAACUGCACAGUAGAGGACUGUGGAGAUUAUGUCUGUGUGGCAUCCAGUGAGGCCGGUAGUGACCGCUGCAGCAGUACAGUUACAGUGAAAGAGCCACCAUUGUUUGUGCGUAGCUUGGAGCCCAGAGAUGUGGUGAAAGGUACUGAGAUGAUGCUGGAGGGCCAAGUCUCUGGUUCUGCCCCUUUCACAGUGUCUUUUUAUAAGAACACAAAGCUGAUUAGGAAUGACAAGAGACACAGGAUCACUGUGAAAGAUGACCUGAUAGCCCUGCAGGUGCUGGCAGUAGAAGCAGGAGAUGUUGGUUUGUACCAGUGUACUGUUGAGAAUGAAGUGGGGAGAGCCUCCUGUGAUUGUCAAGUGACACUAAAAGAACCACCAUCAUUUGUGCAAAAGCUGGGAAACCUCAGUCCCUUGGUGGGCAGCGAGGUUUCACUACAGUGCACUCUGAAAGGCUCAGAACCUAUGACGGUGUCCUGGAUGAAAGACAACCAUGAACUCAAAGAGGCUGAACACAUUCAGAUUACAUAUGAGAACAAGACUGCUCUGCUGCACAUCACAGACUUACAGAGCAAACAUGGUGGCAAAUACUCUUGCCAGGCUCAGAAUCAGGCUGGGAGUCAGACAUGCUCCGCUGUGUUGACAGUCAAAGAGCCAGCUAAGGUCACAGAGGAAGCUAAGUCUAUCAGUGUGACUCAGGGGGAUCCAGCCACACUGGAGGCCAGGUACUCUGGCACCAAACCACUGAAGGCCAGAUGGCUAAAGGAUGGCAAGGAGUUGACCUCAGGCCUGAGAUAUAAAGUGCACGGCACAGACACCAGCUCUGUGCUCAAGAUUAUUAAAACUGACAAAACUGACGGUGGUGAUUACACCUUUGAGGUUUCAAAUGAUGUUGGCCAAAGUUCUUGCGAGGCCACGCUCACCAUUCUGGAUCAAAUAAUUCCACCAUCUUUUACACGAAAACUGAAGCAGACGGAAGGUAUCAAAGGAUCAUUUGCACAUCUGGAGUGUCUUGUAUCUGGCUCCUUGCCCAUAACCAUACAAUGGUACAAAGAUGAAAAAGAGAUCCAGACUAGUGAGAAACACAAAUGCACAUUCUUUGAGAAUGUUGCUUUUCUGGAAAUCUCUGAUCUUGAUAGUAAAGAUAGCGGCAGUUAUACCUGCAUCGCUAAAAACAAAGCAGGAACUGUCCAGUGCUCUGGGAUCUUGUUUGUGAAAGAACCACCUUGCAUUCUCGAAAAGCCUGAAUCCAUGAAUGUUUUGCCUGGUUCAAAGGUUCACUUUAGCGUACUUGUCUCUGGCACGCCACCACUGACCAUAAAGUGGUUUAAAAACAAGAAAGAGAUUUUGUCCAGUGCAGACUGCAAUGUUGUCAAAGACAACACCUCAAGCUCACUGGAGCUCUUCUUUGCCAAAACCACAGAUUCUGGAGACUAUGUCUGUGAAAUACAGAAUGAUGUUGGCUCCACGUCAUGCCAGGCAACACUCUUUGUCAAAGAGCCACCUAAGUUUACACGGACCCCAGCACGUGUGUCUGUGAUCCGUCCUGGUCAGAAUAAAGUGUUUGAGUGCCAGGUGACCGGCACACCUGAGAUAGACAUGUACUGGUUCAGGGAAGGAUCUGAAAUCAGCCCCAGUGAUCGGUACAAGAUGGCCUUUGUUGACUCUGUGGCCACUCUGGAAGUUUGUGGGGCUGAUACCAAAGACAGUGGGCUUUACUACUGUGAGGCUCGCAAUGAAGCUGGCAGUGAGAGCUGCAGCAUGGAGCUCAAGGUCAAAGAACCGCCAUCAUUUAUCAGAGAGCUUGUUCCAAUUGAUGUUGUGAAGGGCUCCAGUGCUGGUCUUGAAUGUCAGGUUGCUGGGACUGCUCCGUUUGAGAUAACAUGGCACAAAGAUGCAAAGGAGAUCAAACCCAGUGCUAAACAUGGUUUCUCUCAGGUGAAUGGCACUGUUGGUCUAGAAGUGAACAAAUGUGACACUGUAGAUGUUGGUGAAUACCAGUGUACCGUUGCCAAUGAAGUUGGAAGCUGUACCUGUAAGACUACACUUAAUCUAAAAGAACCACCAACAUUUACCAAGAGGAUUGAGAACACUGCCACUGUUCUGGGUAAAAUGGCAGAGUUUCAAUGUAUUGUGAAAGGUUCUCCCACUCUCUCUGUACAAUGGCAAAAAGAUGAAAGCUGGAUUUUGGAGGAUCCAAAGAUUGAGAGAACAUUUGAGAACAAUGUGGUAACUCUCAGGAUUUCUGCCUGUGAGGCAACACACAAUGGAAAAUACACCUGCCAGGUGGUAAACGAGGCAGGGCAGGAUAAGUGCUUUGCUACCCUCACGGUGCAAGAGCCUCCUCAGAUCACAGAGAAACCUGAGGUGAUAAAGGUUACAGUCGGAGAUCCAGUCAGUCUGGACUGUAAGGUUACGGGCUCCCCAGAGCUCAAAGUGAAAUGGAUGAAAAAUGGCAGGGAGCUUCAGUCCAUAAGGCAGCACAAGCUGAUGUUUGAGAACAACAUCAGCAGCCUAAAGAUUCAGUCUGCUCAGAAAGAGGACGAAGGAGAGUACACCUUCGAGGUGGCAAACCACAUCAGUAGCUGCACCUGCAAAGUCAAACUGAUUGUACUAGAACAAGUAAUUGCUCCAAGCUUCAUCAAACCCCUGGUAGACAUGCACGAGAUAUUGGGCUCCUUUGUUCAGAUAUGUUGCAAAAUAUCAGGUUCCCUGCCCAUCUCUGUGGAAUGGCAGAAGGACGGGACCAAAAUCUCUAGUGGUAUAAAACACAAACUCAUUCAGCAGGACAAUUCUGUGUCUGUUGAAAUUGAACAGCUAGAGAGAUCUGACGCAGGAGUCUACUCUUGCAAACUGACCAACGCAGCGGGAAGUUGUCAAUGCAGUGGAUCCCUCAUGGUUAAAGAACCUCCCAGCUUUGUGACACUGCCUGAGUCCCAGGCAGCUGUGCCCAAUGCCACUGUACGCUUCAAAGGCACAUUUAAGGGAACACCUCCCUUCACAGUCAAAUGGUUCAAGGACGACACAGAGCUCAUGACUGGGCCCACUUGUUUUACUGGACUGGAUGGAUUGUCUUGCUUCUUAGAGCUCUAUUCAGUGGGUGUCACCCAGAGUGGAGUUUACUCUUGCCAAGUCAGCAAUGAUGCUGGCUCUGUACGCUGCAGUGCAAACUUGACAGUGAAAGAACCACCUGAGUUUGUGCUGAAACUCCCUGCCACUAAGUUUGUGAAGCAGGGCGAGUCACUCCGACUUGAGUGCAAAGUCAGUGGCACAGCCCCUCUCAAAGUGACCUGGUACAAACAUGACACCAAGGUCACAGAUGGGGGCAACUACAGGACAUCAUUUAUUGACUCGGUAGCAGUCCUCGAACUGCUGUCCACCAGCUUUGAUGAUGAUGGAGUUUACACCUGUGAAGCUCAGAAUGAUGCUGGCAGUGUCAGCUGCAGCACCACACUUACCGUUAAAGAGCCCCCAUCCUUUGUCAAAGUACCUCAGCCCAUUGAAGGGCUGAAGGGUAAGGACGUGAGUCUGUACUGCGAGAUGAGCGGUACAGCUCCGUUCCAGAUCACCUGGUUCAAAGACAGGAAACCUCUGAUGGAGAGCAGGAAGUAUAAGAUGGUGAGCGAGGGCAGCUCAGCCACACUGCAUGUCAUUGGGAUAGAGUCGUCGGAUGCUGGCGAAUACGAAUGCAAAGUGUCAAACAGUGUAGGAAGUGAGACCUGCCAGACAUCGGUUAAACUCAGAGAGCCACCGUCGUUCGUGAAGAAACUGUCAAACAUGACAGUGAUUCUGGGAGAGGAGGUGACCCUUGUGGCCACUGUUAAAGGGUCUGAACCCAUUACUGUGUCCUGGGUUCAAGACAAGGAUCACAUUCUCAGGGACGGUGACAACAGGAAAAUCACCUUUGAGAACAACCAGGUCGCUCUUAAAGUGUUUAAGGCCGAUGCCACCACGGCAGGCAAAUACACCUGCCAACUCAGAAAUGAUGCUGGGAGUGUGGAGUGUUUCGCUAACUUGACUGUUCUAGAACCUGCAAAGAUAGUGGAUAAACCUGAUGCUCUGAGUGUGACGGCCGGUGACAUUGCCGCCCUAGAGGUCAAAGUGUGUGGAACCCCGGAGCUCAAACCCAAGUGGUUCAAGGAUGGUGUUGAGCUGGCCUCUGGCAGGAAGUACAAGAUCUCAUUUUCGCGCAUGAUUUCCAGCCUGAACGUGCUCUCUGCUGAGAAAUUGGACUCUGGAGAAUAUACAUUUGAGGUCAUGAACGAGGUCGGGAAGGACCUAAGUAAAAUUAAUCUCACUGUCUUAGAUAAGAUCAUACCUCCAACAUUCACAAGGAAGUUGAAGGAUUGCAGCACAGUCGUUGGAACAGCUGGAGAGAUGGAGUGCAAAGUGUCGGGCUCCCCACCUUUUACCAUCUCAUGGUACCACGAUGGGGAGGAGAUACAGAGCGGGCCAAAUUAUGAGAUUUCAUUCUGCGAUAACAGCUGCACGCUCAAAGUGCCCACUCUGAAGUUGCCCGACUCUGGAAUGUAUAAAUGUAAAGCUGUCAACAAGGCAGGAUCCAGUGAAACCUUGGCCUCCUUGGUUGUUAAAGAGCCUCCAUCUUUUGUGGUGCCACCACAGCCAGUGGAGGCCAUGCCAGGCUCAAACGUGACAUUCUCAGCCAUGGUGAAAGGCAGCGCCCCCCUCAAACUGAAGUGGUUCAGAGGAGCAAAGGAGAUAUUGUCUGGACAGGGCUGUGAUUUCUCUCUGAAGGAUAACCAAGUUAUUUUCGAGCUUUUCAACGUGGACAGGUCUCACUCUGGAGAGUACACCUGUCAGAUUAUUAAUGAUGCAGGAAAGGAAAGCUGCCCAGUUAAUCUGACUGUCAAAGAGCCAGCAGCCUUCUCUAAGAAGCUGAAGGAUGUGUCAGUUGAGAAGGGCAAACCAAUAACGCUGGAGUGUACAUACACUGGAACUCCUAAGAUCACUGUGAACUGGUACAAAGACGGCCAGCAGAUCUUUGCCUCUUACAAAUAUAACAUCACCACGACUGAAAGCUCCUGCCUCCUGGAGUGUCUCAGCACCGAUGACAAGGAGGCUGCAGGGAAAUACUCCUGCGAAGUGUCCAACGAUGCUGGAAAGGACACAUGCGAGGCAGCCGUGUCCAUCCUUGAGCCACCAUACUUCGUCGAGUCCCUGGAGCCCAUGGAGGUGACGGCAGGAGAUGCUGUUUGUCUGAAGUGUCAGGUGGCGGGAACACCUGAGAUCAAGGUAUCCUGGUUCAAGGCCGAUGGCAAAGUACGGUCCAGCCCAACAUGUAAGUUAGAGUACACCAAGGGUGUCGCCUGUCUGAAGCUCAGCAAAGCCACCAAGGCCGACAUCGGAGAGUACACCUGCAAGGCAGAGAACCGCAUAGGCUCCGCCUCCUCCACCUGCAGACUCAGCGUGCUCGAGGCCAAAACGCCACCAUCCUUCCCAAAGAAAAUCACCAGCCUGCAGCAGACCGAGGGUCAGGCUGUCAGGUUCGAGUGCCGUGUUGCCGGCUCUUCGCCCAUCGAGGUGUCAUGGCUGAGAGACGGCGAGCCUCUGAGGCAGGGAGACGAGUUCUCCAUGCUGUACGAUGAUAACACAGCAGUGCUGCAGAUCAGCCGCGGCGAGAUGAGGCACUCUGGAGAGUACACCUGUGUGGCCACCAACAGCGUCGGCUCAGCCUCCUGCAGAGCCAAGCUCACUCUACAAGAACCAAGAUACCCUCCAGUCUUUGACGUGAAGUUGUCACCACAGGCAGUGACAGUGGGCGACAGCAUUGAGCUUGAGUGUCACAUGACCGGCUCUGCCCCAAUAAAAGUCACAUGGUCGAAAGACCAUAAAGAUAUUCGCACAGGGGGGAAUUAUAAGAUCAGCUGUGUGGAAAACACGCCCCACCUGACCAUUCUGAAGGCAGAUAAAGCCGACACGGGGAAAUACUUCUGCCAUGCCUCUAAUGACAUGGGGAAGGACUCUUGUUCCUCUGACAUCACUGUCAAAGAGCGUAAAAACCCACCUGUGUUCACCAAAAAGCCCUCUGAGCACAUGGAGGACAUGGAAGGCAAACUGGUGAAGAUCGAGGGCCGAGUCACUGGCUCACAGCCCAUGUCUGUCAUCUGGUUCAAAGACAGCUCAGAGAUCUACAGCUCUGACAAAUACGACAUCAGCUUUAAGAGUAACGUGGCCGUGCUGUGCAUUAAGAGCAGUCAGGUGGCUGACAGCGGCAGGUACUCCUGCCAGGCCUCUAACGAAGCUGGAAAAGCCUCUUGCGACGUCACUGUGGGCAUCUUAGAGGCCAAGAAGCCUCCAGUGUUUGACGUCCCCCUCAAACCGGUGACUGUGGACGAGGGCGAGAAGCUGAGUCUCAGGUGUCAUGUCUGCGGCUCUCCUCCUCUGAAGAUCCAGUGGAUGAAGGAUAGGAAGGACCUGACGUCCGCUGGCAGCACCAGGAUCAGCUUCUCUGACGGGACGGCCUGUCUGGAGAUCAGCUCGGCCUCCAGGCACGACGCUGGUGAUUACCUCUGCAAGGCCACCAACGACGCCGGCAGCGAGUUCUGCAAGGCCAAAGUCAUCGUCAAAGAGAAACCAGGAGCAGCUCCAGCUCCAGCUGAGGCUCCAGCUGCUGCUCCAGCCAAAAAACUGGACAACCUUUUCUUCAUCGAGGAGCCCAAGACUGCACACGUCACUGAGAAGGGCACUGCCACCUUCAUUGCCAAAGUGGGCGGUGACCCCAUCCCCAGCGUGAAGUGGAUGAAGGGGAAGUGGAGGCAGAUCACACACGGCGGACGCAUCUCCAUCGAGCAGAAGGGCCAGGAGUCCAAACUGGAGAUCAGAGAGGUGACCAAGUCUGACUCGGGUCAGUACAGGUGCGUCGCCUCCAACAAGCAUGGAGAGAUUGAGUGCAGCACCGACAUGCACGUGGAGGAAAAGAAAGACUCUGCAAUGCUCGAGGGAGACCUGCGAGCCAAGCUGAAGAAGACACCAUCGAAGCAGAAAAGUCCAAAGGAGGAAAAGGACAUUGACAUUGUUGAGCUGUUGAGGAACGUGGACCCUAAAGAAUAUGAGAAAUACGCCCGGAUGUACGGAAUCACCGACUACAGAGGCCUGCUGCAGGCCAUCGAGCAGCUGAAGAAGGAGAAAGCUGAAGAAAGUGGAAGACCGGAACUGGAACGUGGAGACAGAGAGUCUGAUGAAGAUAUGGCCCGACUUGUAGCGGACCUGCAGAAGAGGAUGGAGAGGACGGAGCCUGUCACUGUGGUGAAAGACAUCUCCGAUCAAUCAGUCUUCACCAACAAGGUGGCAGUGUUCGAGUGUGAAAUCAAGAUCAACUACCCAGAGAUCACCCUGUCCUGGUACAAGGGCACCCAGAAACUGGACACCAAUGACAAGUACGACAUCAGUAUCGUUGGCGACCGCCACCUGCUCAAGAUCAAAAGGUGCCAGGCGUCUGACCAGGGCAACUACCGGGUGGUCUGUGGACCGCACAUCUCCAGCGCCAAGCUCACCGUCAUGGAGGCGGAGGUCGAGAAGCAUCUGCAGGACACAGCGGGUAAGGAAGGCCAGUCGUGCACUCUGUCUUGUCAGUUGUCCAUCCCUAAUGUAGAGGCUCAUUGGUAUAAAAACGGCAAGCAGUUAGAGAUGAAGGGCAGAUACAAGUCCGAGGUGAAACACAAGGUUCAGAAGCUUCUGAUCAGUGACCUGAAGCAUGAAGACCAGGGCAGAUACACCUGCCGGUACCAGCACCUGGAGUCUUCGGCCGACCUCUGGGUGGAAGCUGAACAAAUUCAUUUCACCAAACGCAUCCACAACGUCGAAGUCAACGAGCGGCAGUCAGCCACCUUUGAGUGUGAGGUGUCCUUCGACAAUGCUAUUGUUUCAUGGUACAAAGACACCUGGGAACUGAAAGAGAGCUCUAAGUACAACUUUACAAGCGAGGGCCGAAGACAUUUCAUGGUCAUACGAAAUGUGACCAUCGAAGACGAAGGCGUGUACUCAGUGAUUGUGAGGUUGGAGCCCAGAGGAGAGGCUAAGAGCACAGCUGAGCUUUAUUUGUCUGGCAAAGAAAUUGAAUUAGCAAUGGUGCCCUUCGAUGUCCCAGACUCCUCAGUUCAGAGGCCUGAAGUGCCGUCUUCAGUGGCAAUUCAAGAAUCUGCUGAAUUCUAUCAGUAUGAAGAACAGAGAGAAUCAGCUGAAUAUUCUUAUCACUAUGAAGAGAAGGUGGAGGUGGAGGUGGAGCAGAGAGCUGCCAGAGUUCCCAUUGAGGAGACAGUGGAGACCAAGAAAGUUGAAAUGAGAGAGGAAAUCCCAUCUAAAGCUCCUAAAGCUGAGAAAAUGCCUGAGGAGAAGCCAACACCAUCUGUGAAGGAGCCAUCACCACCAAAAGUACCAGAGGCCAAAAAGCCAGUGGAAGAAAAGGUUCCUGUAGUUUCAGUCCCAGAGAGGAAGGAAGUUCCUGCUCCCAAAGAACCAGAGGAGGUUAAGAAGCCUGCUGCUGCUCCCUCACCACCUGAAGAGAAGCCAGGAGUGCCAAAGAAAGAUGAGCACAAGCCUCAGUUACCAGCUGAGCCCAAAAAAGUGGCACCUGCAGCUAAGCCUGAGCCUGAACCAAAGCCCAAACCGAAAGCAGAACCUGAAUUAAAGCCUAAACCCACAACGGCUCCCAAAGCAGAACCUGAAGCCAAACCUGCAGCGAAGGUUGAGCCGGAGCCAGAAGCUAAACCAGCCGUGCUGCAGAAGCCAGUGACACCACCAUCCAAAGUUCCUGUGAAGGAGAAAGAGGCGCCACCACAAGUCAAAGAAGCGCUGGUAAAGCCAGCUGCUCCUAAAGAAGAGAGCAAACCACAGCCUGCUGUAAAAGUUCAAGAAGCUGCCAUAAAGCCUGAAGUGACUGACAAAAAGUUGGAGAAGAAAAUUACUCCACCAGAAGAAAUAAAGACAGUGACCAAGCCACAGCCUGUCAAGAAGGCUGAAGAACCAACAAAGAAGGUUGCAGAAGAAGAAAAAGCAAUCAUAGAAAAAAUAUCUCCUGAGACAGAUGAAACCAAGGGACCCGUCCAGGCACCAGGAGGAGUCAAGAAAGAGGGACAACCAGCAGAAGAAGCAGGAAGAGGUAGAGGUAGAGGGCUGAAACCCAAGCAGACACCGUCCCCUGGAGAAGGCAGGGGCCGUGGCCUGAGGCCGGGCGGAAAAGGUCCGCCGCCACCAGAAGAACCUUUUGCAGGAUUCAAGCUCAAAGCCGUCCCUCUAAAGUUCAUUAAGAAGCUUCAGGACAUCGUGCUGCAGGAGGCCGAGUCCAUCGGCUCAUCAGCUGUGUUUGAAUGUGAGGUCUCUCCAUCCACUGCCAUCACCUCAUGGAUGAAAGAUGGCAGCAACUUGCGCGAAAGCCCAAAGCACAAGUUCACUUCUGAUGGCAAAGACCGCAAGUUGAACAUUAUUGAUGUCCAGCUGUCUGACACCGGUGAAUACACCUGUAUCGCCAAGAAUGCUGGCAAGGAAAUAUCAUGCACAGCCAAGCUCAUUGUGGAAGAGCUGCCUGUAAAAUGGAUCAAAGAGCUGGACGAGGAGACUUCAGCUCUGAAGGGUCAGCCAGUGUAUAUGACCUGUGAGCUGAACAAAGAGAGAGAUGUGGUCUGGAAGAAGGACGGCACGGUCCUGAAGAAAAAGGCGAACAAGGUUCAGAUCAAUGUCAUUGGUAUGCAGCACGCUGUGACCAUCCAGAACUCAGCUGAGGAUGAUGCUGGUUCCUAUUCCUGCGAAGUCGAUGGCCAGGAAGAUGUCAAGACCAUUACAAAUGUUAAAGUGAUCGAAAUCAUCAAAGACUGGAUUGUGAAACCGCUGAGAGACCAGCAUGUGAAACCGAAGGCUGCCGCUGUAUUCAAAUGUGAGCUCUUCAAGGACACUCCUAACUGGAAGUGGCUCAAAGGAGAGAAUGAGGUCGUGCCCUCUGACAAGAUUGAGAUCAAGAAGGAAGGAAAAGAGCUGACGCUUACCAUCAAGAACUGUCAGCCUGAGGACGUAGCAGAAUAUGCCAUGGAGGUGGAAGGACGUCUCUACACUGCCAAGCUAACGCUAGGAGAGCGUGAGGCUGAGAUCCUGAAGCCCCUAGCCAGCGUUGAGGUCAUUGAGAAGCAAGAUGCCACAUUUGAGACAGAGAUCUCUGAGGACGAUGUUCCAGGAGAAUGGAAGCUCAAAGGAGAGGUUUUGACCAGAUCUCCGACAUGUGACAUCCAAAUGGAGGGCGGCGUGCGUAAGCUCAUACUGAAAAAUUGCCAGUUGGAUCAAGCCGGAGAAGUGUCCUACCAGGCCCUCAAUGCCAACACCAGUGCAAUGCUUAAUGUCAAAGAAAUUGAAAUGGAGUUUGUAGUCCCGCUGAAGGACGUUUCUGUGCCUGAAAAGAAACAGGCCAAGUUUGAAUGCACCAUCACGAAAGAUGUCUCUAAGGUCAUGUGGUAUAGAGGGGCUGACAUCAUCACCCCAGACCAAAAGUAUGACAUAAUCGAUGAUGGAAAGAAGCAUAUGCUGAUUAUAAACUGCUGUGAGUUUGACGAUGAGGACGAAUAUACGAUUGAGGUUUUGGGCAAAACCUCAACAGCUAGACUCACAGUGGAGGGUAUCAGGCUCAAAUUUAUCUCGCCAAUAAAGGACCAAACUGUAAAGGAAGGCAAAACUGCUCGGUUCGAGCUGGAGCUCUCUCACGACAACAUCCCUGUCACCUGGUACAAGAACGAUGUUAAGAUUCAUCCAAGCAGGACAGUGGUCACUCAUGUGGAUGGAAAGAAACACGUCCUUGAAAUAAAGGAAGUGACUCUAGAUGAUACUUGCCAAAUUAAGGCUGAGGCCAAAGGAAUUCCUUCCAUGGCCAACCUGACGGUCAUAGAGGGAGAUGCAUACUUCACGGUUAAGCUGCAGGACUAUACUGCAGUGGAGAAAGACGAGGUGGUUCUAGAUUGCGAGCUCAGCAAAGACGUUGAUGUCAUGUGGUACCACAAUGAGGCCGAGAUCAAGCCCUCUAAGGUGGUGGCCAUAAAGGCAGAGGGCAAACGCAGAACCCUCAUCAUCAAAAAAGUUGGUGACAAAGACAAAGGACAGUACUUAUGUGACUGUGGAACAGACAAAACGACUGCAGUGCUUCACAUUGAAGCUCGCCACAUCAAGGUGGUUCGGCCAAUGUACGGCGCUGAAGUGUUUGACGGAGAGACAGCUCGAUUUGAGGUCGAGCUCAGUGAGGACGAUGUCCACGGCCAGUGGAAACUGAACGGCGAAGUCCUCAGUCCAUCUGCUGACGUCGAGAUCGUGGAGGAUGGAGCCAAACACACUCUGGUCUUGUACAACUGCAAAUUGCCUCAAACAGGCGAGGUGGCGUUUACCGCUGCCAAUGCCAAGUGUUCGGCUAACCUUAAAGUGAAGGAACUACCAGUCUCAUUCCUUACACCGCUGGCUGAUGUGCAUGUGUACGAAAAGGAUGAGGCGAAAUUCGAGCUGGAAAUUUCUAGAGAGCCCAAAAGCUUCCGUUGGCUGAAGGGAUCUCAGGAAUUGUCGAAUGAUGAUAAAUUUGAACUCCUGAUGGAGGGAAAUAGACAUACUCUUGUUGUGAAAUCUGCCAGAUAUGAUGACGAAGGCAAAUACAUGUUCGAAGCUGAAGAUAAGAGGACGUCUGGAAAAUUGAUUAUCAAAGGUAUUCGGCUCGAAUUUAUUAAGCCGAUUAAAGAUGUGACUGUGAAGGAACGUGAAACGGCAGAGUUCAGUGUUGAACUCUCUCAUGAAAAGAUCCCAGUGGUCUGGUACAAAAAUGACAUCCGUCUGCACCCCAGCAAGGUGGUGCACAUGUCAGAGGAUGGAAAAGUCCACACACUGGCCUUCAAGGAGGUCACCAUCGAUGACACCUCAAUGAUCAAAGUCGAGGCCAUGGGCAAGACCUCAGAGGCCAUGCUCACUGUGCUUGAGGGCGACCUGUAUUUCACGGUGAAGCUCCAGAGCUACACCGCUGUCGAGAAGGACGAGGUGAUUUUGUCCUGCGAGCUGAGCAAGGCCGUCGGCGAGGUGAAAUGGUUCAAAGACGGUAGCGAAAUCUAUCCCUCCAAAAACAUUAUCUUCCAAUCAGACGGCAAGAAGCGCUUGCUGGUCAUCAAGAAGGCGGCGAAGAGCAACGUGGGAGCGUACACCUGCGACUGUGGCACCGACAAAACCACAGCCGACCUGAACAUCGAAGAGCGUGAAAUCAAGGUUGUUCGCCCGCUGUACAGCGUGGAGGUCACAGAGACCGAGACAGCCAAGUUUGAAACAGAGAUUUCAGAGGAGGACAUUCACGCCACCUGGAAACUAAAGGGAGAGACACUCCACCCGUCUGCUGAGGUGGAGAUCAAGGAGGAGGGAACCCGACGCAUAUUGAUCCUUUACAACUGUAAGAAGGACAUGGCCGGAGGCGUCGACUUCGCAGCAGCGAAUGCCAAAUCAUCAGCUCAGCUCAGAGUGAAAGCCCGAGUGAUCGGCCUGAUGAAGCCUCUGAACGAUGUCACCGUGACCGCCGGAGAGACGGCCACCUUCGAGUGCGAGCUGUCAUACGAAGGCAUCGUUGUCGAGUGGUUCCUUGGGGGUACAAAGCUGGAACCCAGCGACAGAGUGGUGGUGAAGGCAGAGGAUAAAGUCCACAGCUUGACUCUGAGGGACGUCCAGCUGAAUGAAGCCGGACAAGUCAAACUCACCGCCAAGGACUUCCAGACCGACGCCAACCUCAUCGUCAAAGAGCCAGCAGUUGAGUUCACGAAGCCUCUGGAGGACCAGACGGUGGAGGAGGAAUCCACCGCCACACUCGAGUGUGAAGUUUCCAGAGAGAACGCAGAGGUGCGAUGGUUCAGGGAUGGACAGGAUAUCCGCAAGACCAAGAAGUACGAGAUGAUCGUUGAUGGCCGCAAGAGAGCGCUGCUCAUUCAUGACUGUACUCUUGAUGACUCAAGGACAUACACUUGUGACGCCAAAGACUUCAAAACCUCCUGCUUCCUCAAUGUUGAACCUCCACAUAUCGAGUUCUCGAAGCCGCUGCAUGAUGUCGAGGUCAAAGAGAAGGAAUCUGCCAGGUUUGAAUGUGAAGUCUCCAGAGAGGACGUCAAAGUCCGCUGGUUUAAGGAUGGAAGUGAAAUUAGAAAGGGGAAGAAGUAUGAAAUUAUUGCUCAAGGUCGCCAACACAUCCUCAUCAUCCACAAGUCUGUGUUUGACGAUGAGGCUGAAUACGAAUGUGACGCUAAAACCUCCAAAUCCUCCGGCAUGCUCACUGUCGUUGAGGAGGAGGCGAGGUUCACCAAGAACUUGUCCAACGUGGAGGGAACUGAGACGGACAGCGUGAAGCUGAUCUGCGAGGUCUCCAAACCCAGCGCUGAUGUUAUCUGGUACAAAGGAGAUGAGGAACUGCCCGAGGGCGGUCGCUACGAAUACAUUUAUGAUGGGAAGAGGAGGAUCCUCCUCAUCCAGGACCUGAAGAUGGCCGACGCUGGAGAGUACAACUGCAGGCUGAGUCCCAGUGUCAAAACCUCUGGAAAUCUCAAGAUUAAUGAACUGGCUGCUGAGUUCAUCUCUAGGCCUCAGAGCCAGGAAGUGGUCGAGAGCCAGAAGGCGGAGUUCACCUGCUCCGUCUCCAAGGAAACCUUUGAGGUCAAAUGGCUUAAAGACGACAAAGAGCUGGAGGCAGGAGACAAAUACCAGAUGGUGAGCGAUGGCAAGAGACGAACUCUGGUCAUCAAGAACUGCGAGCUCAAAGACGAGGGCGGAUACGUAGUGAUGAUCGGAGCGACAAGAGCCAGCGCUGACCUCACUGUGCUCGAAAAACUGAAGAUCAUCACGCCACUGAGGGACACGGAGGCCAAAGAAGGACAGGAAGUCGUCCUGAACUGCGAGGUGAACUCAGAGGGAGCGAAGGCCAAGUGGCUGAAGAACGAGGAGACAUUGUUCGAGAGCAGCAAGUACGUGAUGGUCCAGAGAGACAACGUCUUCUCCCUGAGGAUCAGAGACGCCAAGAAGGGAGAUGGUGGCAACUUCAGCAUUAACCUGACCAAUCAGAGAGGAGAGCAGGCCAAGAGCUCCUGCGUUCUCUCCAUCAAAGAGGAGAGUCUGAGGAUCGUGGUUCCUCUGGAGGACAUCGACACUCAGGAGAAGAACAGCGUGAGCUUCUCCUGUAAAGUCAACAGGCCCAACGCCACCCUGAAGUGGAUGAAGGCCGGCGAGGAGAUCACCUUCAACAAACGCAUCGUUUACAGAGUUGACAAAGAAAAGCACAUGCUGACAAUUAAAGACUGCACGCUGGCCGACGAGGGCGAGUACACUGCAGUCGCCUCCGCAGACAGCAAGUCCACCGCAGAGCUGAUCAUCAGCGAGGCGCCGACGGACUUCUCCAUCCAACUGAAGGACCAGACCAUCACCGAGUUCGAGGACGCAGAGUUCACAUGCAAGCUGACCAAAGAGAAAGCUGAGGUUAAGUGGUACAGAAAUGGACGUGAGAUCAGAGAAGGACCAAGAUACACAUUUGAAAAAGAAGGAAAGAUGUGCACCUUGCGUAUCAAGGAGUGCAGACCCGAUGAUGAGUGUGAAUAUGCCUGUGGUGUGGACGACAAAAGAUCCAGAGCCAGGCUCUUUGUUGAAGAGACCCCGGUGGAGAUCAUCAGACCACCACAGGACGUGUUUGAACCUCCAGGCUCGGACGUUGUGUUCGAGGUGGAGCUUAACAAAGACAGAGUGGAGGUGAAGUGGUUGAGGAACAACAUGACAGUCGUCCAGGGAGACAAAUACCAGAUGAUGAGCGAGGGUAAAAUCCACAGACUGCAGGUGUGUGAGAUCAGACCUCGAGAUCAGGGAGAGUACAGAAUCAUCGCCAAGGACAAAGAUGCCAAGGCCAAGCUGGAGCUGGCAGCUGUGCCGAAGAUAAAGACCACAGACCAGAACUACGUGACAGACGCAAGGAAGCCCAUUGUCAUGACCGUCCCCUAUAGCGCCUACCCGAAGGCCGAGGCCGACUGGCUGUACAACAACCUGAGUCUGCCGAAAGACAACAUCCACACAUCUGCCGACCGCACAGAGUACCGGCUGAAGGACCCCAUGAAGGCCGAUGAGGGCCGCUACAAGAUCAUCAUCAAGAACAAACAUGGAGAGGGAGAGGCCUUCAUCAACCUGGAGGUCAUCGACAUCCCGGGACCCGUGAAGAACCUGCAGGUGAUCGACACGGCUGAUGGCGAGGUCAGCCUGGCAUGGGAGGAGCCCGAGAGCGAUGGUGGCAGCAAGGUCAUCGCAUAUGUGGUGGAGAGACGUGAUGUGAAGCGUAAGACCUGGACACUGGCCACAGACCACGCUGACAGUCCUGAGUACACAGUGACAGGACUCCACAAGGACUCCAUGUACCUGUUCAGAGUCUGUGCCCGAAACCGGGUGGGCAGUGGACCCAACGUAGAGACUGACAAACCUGUUCAGGCCAAGAGCAAGUUUGACGUUCCUGAGGCUCCUCUGAAUGUGAUUGUUGGAAACGUCUCCAAGUUUGGCUGCACCAUCUCCUGGGAGCCUCCUGUGUCGGAUGGAGGUUCACCCAUCACCUCUUACAUCAUUGAGCUGCGUGACAGGACGUCGGUGAAGUGGUCACCUGUCCAGCUGACCAAAGCUGAUGAGCUCAGCGCCAUUAUUAACGAUGUCAUCGAGAACAAAGAGUACAUCUUCAGAGUCAAAGCAGAGAACAAAGCUGGUGUCGGCAAGCCGAGCGCUGCCUCAAAGCCCGUCAAGAUCAUGGAUCCAAUCGAACCUCCCAGUCCUCCUCAGAACCUGGUCUGGCAGGAUCAGAACAAGAACUCAGUUCAGCUCACCUGGGAGACUCCUCUGAGGAACGGAGGCACUAUGAUUACCGGAUAUAUCAUCGAGCGCUGUGAGGAAGGCACCGACAAGUGGCUCCGCUGCAAUGCCCGUCUCUGCCCCGACCUCUUCUACAAGGUGUCUGGUCUGAAAUAUGGAACCAAAUACAACUACAGAGUGUUUGCUGAAAACGCUGCUGGACUCUCUGACCCAUCAAACAUCAUCGGACCUCUGCUGGCUGAUGACCCACACUUCGCCCCAGCCUUCGACCUGAGCGGUUUCAAAGAUGGCCUGGAGGUGAUCGUCCCUCAGCCUCUCAGUAUCAGAGUACCCAUCACCGGAUACCCAACCCCCAUUGCCAAGUGGACCUUCGGAGAGAAGGAACUGACCACUGCUGAUGAACGUGUCACCAUGACAACCAAGUCUACAUUCACAGAACUGAUCGUCACACCGAGUGUCCGACCAGACAAAGGCACCUACACCCUGCAGCUGGAGAAUGAUGUAACAUCCGUCUCUGGAGAGAUCGAAGUCAAUGUCAUCGCGGCGCCCAGUGCUCCAAAAGACUUUAAGGUUGUGGAGGUGACCCGGCAGCAUGUCCACCUGAGCUGGGAGACUCCAGAGCAUGACGGAGGAAGCCCUCUGACUGGCUACCAGGUGGAGAAACGCGAUGUGUCCCGUAAGACCUGGGUCAAGGUUGUCACAGGUAUCCAGGAUCAGGAGUUCACAGUCACUGAUGUGGUUGAAGGGAAGGAGUAUCUGUUCAGGGUCACUGCCUGCAACAAGUGUGGACCAGGAGAGCCAGCAUACAUUGACGAGCCUGUCAACGUCUCCUCUCCUGCCACCAUCCCCGACCCUCCAGAGAACCUGAGGUGGAGAGACAAGUCAGCCAGCGGCAUUUUCCUGACCUGGGAGCCACCCAAGUACGAUGGUGGCACUGGCAUCCGAGGCUACAAUGUGGACCGCUGCCAGAGAGGAACCGAUAAGUGGGAACCCUGUGGCGACAUGGUGCCAGAGCUGAAAUGCCAGGUGACGGGUCUGAUUGAGGGUCAGUGGUACGCUUACAGAGUCCGAGCCCUGAACCGACUCGGAGCCAGCAUGCCCUGCAAGGCCACGGACGAGAUCCAGGCUGUUGAUCCCAAAGAGGCUCCAGAGAUCCAGCUGGAUGCCAAGCUACUUGCUGGUUUGACCGCCAAGGCUGGCAGCAAGAUUGAACUCCCCGCCGAGGUGACGGGUAAGCCCGAACCUCGUGUGAAAUGGACUAAGGCCGACCUGGUCCUCAAACCUGAUGACAGGGUGUCCAUUGACACAAAGCCAGGACACUCCACUGUCACCAUCACCAAGACCAAAAGAGAUGACAGCUCCACCUACAUCAUUGAGGCCACCAAUAGCAGCGGCCGCGCCACUGCCACCGUUGACGUCAACAUCCUUGAUAAGCCUGGCCCUCCAGCUGCCUUUGACAUCUCUGAGAUCACCAACGAGUCCGCCUUCCUGGCCUGGAACCCGCCACGUGAUGACGGCGGCUCUAGAGUCACCAACUACAUUGUGGAGCGCCGAGCUGCCGACAGCGAGAUCUGGCACCGGCUGUCCUCCACCAUUAAACAAACCACAUACAAACCUGUGGGCCUUGUCAAGUUCAAGGAAUAUAUCUUCAGAGUCUUCGCUGAGAACCAGUUUGGUGUUGGCCCACCAGCUGAGCACCCAUCCAUCAUUGCCAGAUACCCCUUCGACACUCCUGGAGCACCUUACAAGCUGGAAGCUUCAGACAUCGCCAAGGACUCCCUGACACUAGCCUGGUAUGAGCCUGAGGAGGAUGGAGGAAGCCCCAUCACCGGAUACUGGGUGGAGAGAUACGAACCUGACCACGACAGGUGGAUGAGAUGCAACAAGCUGCCCAUCAAAGACACCAACUACAGAGUUAAAGGUCUUCCCACGAGGAAGAAGUACAAGUUCAGAGUCCUGGCUGAGAAUCUGGCUGGAACUGGAAAACCCAGCAAGGAGACAGACCCAAUCCUUGUCAAAGAUCCUAUUGAUCCUCCAUGGCCUCCUGGUAAACCCACGGUGAAGGACGUGGCAAAAACUUCCUGCUUUUUGAUGUGGACCAAACCAGAGCACGACGGCGGAGCCAAGAUCGACGGCUACAUCAUUGAGAUGCUGAAGAGUGGAACCGUGGACUGGAUUCGCGUGGCAGAGGACAUCAAUAUCCUAGAGCACUUCCUGAAGGGCCUGAUGGAGAAGCAGGAAUAUUCGUUCAGGGUGCGAGCUGUUAACGUGGCCGGAGAGAGUGAACCGAGCGAGCCCAGUGACCCAGUGCUCUGCAAAGAGAGACUCAAUCCUCCUACCGCUCCUCGCUGGUUGACCGUCGUCAGCAUCAGCAGGAAAAGUGCCGACUUGAAGUGGACAGCUCCUGAGAGAGAUGGAGGCUCACCAGUCACCAACUACGUGGUGGAGAAGCGUGACGUCAGGCGUAAAGGCUGGCAGGCUGUGGACACCACAGUCAAGGAGCUGAAAUACACCGUGACUCCACUCAAUGAUGGAUCACUCUACGUGUUCCGUGUUGCCGCAGAGAAUGCUGUGGGACUCGGACCGUUCUGCGAGCUGCCAGACUCUGUGCUGGCCAAAGACACUUUUACUUCUCCUGGGCCACCGUACGCUCUCACUGUUGAUGCUGUGAGCAAGAGAUAUGUGGACCUGUCAUGGGAGGCACCUAAGAAUGAUGGUGGCAGACCCAUCCUCAGAUACUCUAUUGAGAAGAAGGAGAAACUUGGAACUCGCUGGGUGAAAUGCGGUAAGACUUCAGGUCCAGACUGCAAGUACAGAGUGACCGACAUCAUCGAGGGAACAGAAGUUCAGUUCCAGGUCAGGGCCGAGAAUGAGGCCGGUGUCGGUCAUCCAAGUGAACCCACUGAGAUCCUCACCAUCGAAGACCCAACAGGUGUGCCAUCACCACCCAUUGAGCUGCACGUGACUGGAGCCAGCAGGGACUUCCUGUCCAUCGCCUGGAAGCCUCCGCAGAGGACUGGCGGCUGCCCCAUCAGCGGUUACCAUGUUGAGAUGUGUGAGGCCGGCACAGAGAAGUGGAUGAGGGUCAACUCUCGUCCCGUGAAGGAGCUGAAGUUCCGUGUGGAAGAGGGUGUGGUCCCUGAGAAGGAGUACAUCCUGAGAGUGAGGGCCAUCAACUCCGUGGGAGUGAGCGAGCCCUCCGACAUCUCUGAGAACGUCUUUGCCAAAGAAUCUGACUGUAACCCAACACUUGAAUUCCAGACUCUGGACCUGGUUGUUGUGGAAACAGAGAAGCUUCACAUUCCAGUUCCCUUCAGAGCUGUCCCCUCACCCAGAAUCACCUGGCACAAGGACGGAAAGGAGCUGAAGGCUGACGAACGCCUCGGCUUCAGGAAGGAGUAUACAUCCUGUCACCUGGAGGUUGACAGCAGCAUUCACGCUGAUGCAGGACAGUACAAAGUGACUCUGGAGAACAAACUUGGAGCUGCCAGCGCCACUAUCAACGUCAAAGUCAUCGGUCUUCCUGGUCCCUGUAAGGAAAUCGUGGCCUCUGAGAUCACAAAGAGCUCAUGCAAAUUGUCCUGGGAUCCUCCAGACUAUGAUGGUGGCAGCCCAAUUGUUCACUACGUCCUGCAGCGACGUGAGGCUGGGAGGCGAACAUACGUCAACAUGAUGUCCGGAGAGAACAAAGUGAGCUGGCCCGUGAAAGAUCUCAUCCCCAAUGGAGAGUACUACUUCAGAGUUCAGGCUGUCAACAAGAUCGGAGGAGGAGAGUUCAUUGAGCUCCGCAACCCCGUCAUUGCUGAGGACCAGAAACAUGCUCCCGACCCCCCCGUGGAUGUGGAGACCCAUAACCCCACAUCGAACACCAUCACACUGACCUGGAAGCCACCUAUGUAUGACGGUGGUUGCAAGAUCAUGGGCUACAUCCUUGAGAAGCAGCAGAAGGGCGAGGACAAGUGGGAGAGGUGCAACGACUUCCUGGUGCCCGUCCUGUCCUACACCGUCAGAGGGCUGACGGAGGGCAAGAACUACACCUUCAGAGUUAAAGCUGAAAACGCUGCCGGGGUCAGCGAGCCAUCACGCAGCUCACCGUACAUCAAGGCGUCGGAUGCUGUUGAUCCUCCAAAAGUUUUCCUGAGUGGCAGCCUGCAGUCCGGGCUCAGCGUGAAGCGAGGCUGUGAGAUCUGCCUGGACGCCAACAUUUCUGGUUCGCCAUAUCCACAGAUCACCUGGUACUGGAACAACCAGGUGAUCCAGCCUGAGCCACUCCGCAAGAGGCCUGAAAAACCCCUGAAGAAGAAGGUGGAGAAGAAGGAAGAGGAGAAGAAGGAGGAGGGAGAGGCAGAGAAGAAAGAAGUGAAGGAGGGAGAAGAGAAGAAGGAAGGAGAGGAGAAGAAGGAGGAGAAGAAGGAGGCGGAGAAGAAGGAGGAGGAGAAGAAGAAGGAAGAGGAGGCAGCAGAGCCGGAGGUGGAAGAGAUCGACUACCCAACAAUAAACGAACGUCUGACCAUCAACAACAGCCGCAGGGGAGUGUCCUCUAUCGUCAUCACAGACUCGAUGAGGGCCGACCACGGCGUUUACAUGGUGAAGGUGGAGAACGACCACGGCAAGGCCUCAGUGACCUGUGAGGUCAACGUGCUCGAUACUCCUGGGCCUCCAGUGAAAUUCAGAUUUGAGGAGGUGAGGAAGAGUUCUGUGAUUUGCAAGUGGGAUCCUCCUCUGGAUGACGGUGGCAGCGAGAUCCUCAACUACACUCUGGAGAAGAAAGACAACUCAAAGCUGGAGAUUGGCUGGAGUUGUGUCACUUCCACACUGAGAGGAUGUCGAUACCUGGUGCCCAAACUCAUCGAGAAGAAGGAGUACAUCUUCAGGGUCAAGGCAGAGAACAAGUAUGGCGCUGGUCCAUACUGCAUCUCCAAACCACUCAUCGCCAAGAAUCCUUUCGAACCUCCAGAGGCUCCUGAGAAGCCACAGAUUGACGAUAUAACGGCCACCAGCAUGCUGGUCACCUGGAAUGAGCCAAACGACAACGGCAGCCCCAUCUUGGGAUACUGGGUUGAGCGCCGUGAGAUCAAUAGUUCACACUGGACACGUGUCAACAGGAACAUUGUUGAAGACAUUGAGCUGAAUGUUCAAGGUCUACUAGAGGGGAUGACUUACAUCUUCAGGGUGGCGGCUGAGAAUCAGGCUGGCCCCGGAAAGUUCAGCCCCCCCUCUGAACCCAAGACAGCUCAGGCUCCAAUCUUACCUCCUGGACCUCCAGUUGCCCGAGUAGUGCAGACCACUGACCACUCCAUCGAUGUGGAGUGGGACCCACCUGUCGACAACGGUGGAGGAGAGAUCCUGGGAUACCAUGUGGAUAAGGCCAUGGCUGCUGGUACCAGGGACUGGUCCAGAUCUACUGAGCGUCCUUGGAAGAGCCGGGCCUUCACAGUCUAUGGAGUCCGUGAAGGAGCCAAGUAUCUGGUCAGAGUUAUUGCCUGCAACUCUGCUGGAGAGGGAACGCCAGGAUUUACGGAGUCUGUGUUUGUCAGGAAUCCUGCAGAGACUCCAGUGAUUGAGCUGGACCUGGCAAUCAAGAACGGCGUGGUCAUCAGAGCUGGAGAGAACCUCCGUGUUCCUGCUACAGUCACAGGUAAACCCUACCCCUCCAUCACCUGGACCAAGGAUGAUGCCAAACUGGACAAAGACCGCGUGGAGAUCCUCACUGAGGGCAAUGACAGCAUUGUUUCAAUCCAGAACGCUCAGAGGAAGGACUGUGGCAAAUACCACAUCUCUGUUUGCAACCCCAGUGGCAUCAAGGGUGCUUCGAUCAGAGUGGAUGUCAUGGAUGUCCCCGGACCCGUCACGGACCUGAAACCAGUUGUUGUCACUCGUAAGAUGAUCUUCCUGAACUGGGAUGAUCCUGAGGAUGAUGGAGGCAGCGACCUGACCGGCUUCAUCGUUGAGCGUAGAGAUGCUAAGAUGCACACAUGGAGGCAGCCUAUUGAAACUGCCUCAUCUAAGUGUGAGUGUGUUGGCAUCAUGGAGGGCCAGGACUACAUGUUCCGGGUCAUUGCAAAGAACAAGUACGGCAUGGGUCCACCUGUUGAGCUGGGACCCAUCAAGGCUGUGGACCCACAGGGCCCACCAUCAUACCCUGAGAAGUUCCACUACACUGAGCGCACCAAGAGCUCAGUUACACUAGCCUGGAAGCCACCUCGUAAUGAUGGCGGCAGCCCUGUCAUUGGCUACUUCGUUGAGAAGAAGAGGCAGGACCAGCAGGCCUUUGAGCCCUGCAACACAGAGAUCUGCCCCAACAUGACCAUGACUGUAGAAGGCCUGGAUGAGGAUUGGAUGUAUGAGUUCAGGAUCAAGUGCGCCAAUCUGAUUGGAGAGAGCGAGCCAUCCAUCCCACUCCUUGUGGUCAUCCAAGAUGAUGAAGUGGCUCCUGAGGUCCAUAUGCUGAAGAUCUUCAAGGGAGACUCCAUUACCGUGAGGAAGGGUGAGCCCAUUGAGAUCCCAGCUGAUGUCCUGGGCCUACCUAUCCCCAAGGUCGAGUGGUCCAAGGAUGAUGUUGUGAUCGAGAAGCCCACCGAGACUUUGCUGAUGGAGACUGUAGUGACUGGCAGGUUGAACUGCAAGACUACGCUGUCCAUCCCAGCAGCCAACAGGAGGGACCGUGGAAGCUACACUGUGACUGCUUCCAACAACAUGGGUUCAGCCAAACACACCACCUUUGUCAUGGUGCUAGAUCGGCCACUUCCGCCCAGGAAUGUGAAGGUGUCCAACAUCAAGGCAGAGUCUUGCUACCUCCAGUGGGAUGCACCGCUGGAUAAUGGUGGCAGCGAGCUGACAAACUACAUUGUUGAGAAGAUGGACGUAAGGACAGAGGAGCCAGAGCUGGAAGAGGGACAGGAAGCUCCUCCUGAGCCACAGUGGGAGCAGGUUACCAACAGCAUCAUUGAGAGGAAAUACGGGGUGUGGAACUUGGAAACAAACAAGAGCUACCUGUUCCGCAUCAGAGCUGAGAAUCGUUACGGCAUAUCUGACCCCUGUGGAACAGAGGAAGUCCAGAUCACAGACCCAUUCGGCCUUCCUGGCCCACCAGAGAAACCGACCAUUGCAGAGUUCUCCAAGACCUCCAUGACCCUCACCUGGGAGCCUCCCAGAGACAAUGGCGGCUCUAUGAUUAUUGGCUACUGGCUGGAGAAGAGGGAGAAAGGCAAUGACUACUGGGCCAAAGUCAACAAGGUGCCAGUCACCAAGAGGGGCAUGAAAGGCUGGGAGUACCAGGUGACUCGUCUGAUUGAAGGAACAGAGUACGAAUUUAGGGUUGCUGCCUGCAAUUCUGCAGGAACUGGACCAUUCAGCGCACCGUCCGACUCUGCUUUUGCUGUCGAUCCCAUCACUCCUCCAAGCAUGCCUGCUGCUCCUGAGAUAGCAGAUAAAACAAAGUACAAUGUCACCCUGUCCUGGAAACCACCAGAGAGAGAUGGAGGAAGCCCCAUCAAGGGAUACAUCAUCCAGAUCCAGGAUGAGGGCAAGUCAGACUGGGUGAGUGUGAAUGACGCAGACAGUCUGUGCCCCACCACCGAGUUCACCGUACCAAAUCUCCGCGAGCUCAAACGCCAUCACUUCAGGAUCAUCGCUGUCAAUGACAUUGGCGAGUCUGACCCCAGCCCCCGCACUGGAGAGGUUCUGGUUGAAGACAUCCAGCUUGCGCCUUCCAUCAGCAUUGACAUAGUAAUGGAAGACCUGCUGUGCAUUCGUGCUGGAGAUCCGAUCAGGAUCCCCGCCACCAUCAAGGGACGCCCUGUUCCCAAAGUUACCUGGGACUAUGAUGGCAAAGCCAAGUCGCACAAGAAGAAGAAACUGCACACACUUCCCGUGGACUCUGAGGUUGAGUCCACCGACACCACGUCUGUCGUGAUCAUACCAGUCAGUCUGAGAAGCCACUCUGGACGCUACACCAUCACUGCCAAGAAUAAGUCCGGACAGAAACACAUCAACUGCAGAGUCAACGUCCUCGACGUUCCUGGACCUCCAAAGGACCUGAGGGUUACUGACAUCAGCCGUUCGACGAUGAGGCUGAUCUGGAAACUCCCUGACAACGAUGGAGGAGAGAGAAUCAAGAGCUACUUUAUCGAGAAGAAAUGUGUCACUGACAAGGCUUGGACAACGGUGAAUGCAGCCUGCGCCAGCCAGGCCUAUGUGGUUCCCGGCCUGUUAGAAGGUCAGGACUACCUGUUCAGGGUGCGAGCUGAGAACAGACUUGGAUUCAGUCCAUUCACUGUGACCACUGAGCCUUCCCGGGCUAGAGACCCCAUCUACCCACCUGACCCCCCCACCAAAGUGAAGGUGAACCUGGUGACGAAGAACACCGUCACUUUGAGCUGGGAGCCUCCCAAAAACAAUGGUGGCUCUCCGGUGAAGCACUACAUCAUUGAACGUUUGAGCUGGGACACCAGUGGAAAGGAGAAAGAGACCUGGAAGCAGUGCAACAAGAGAGACGUGGAGGAGCUCACCUUCGUGGUGGAGGACCUGAAGGAGGGAGGAGAGUAUGAGUUCAGAGUGAAAGCCGUGAAUGCUGCUGGACCCAGCCGACCCUCUGCCACCGCUGGACCCCUGGUCAUCAAGGAUCAGACAUGUGCUCCAACCAUUGAGCUGCGUGAGGCCAUGGAGGGCGAGGAGGGCUGUGAUGUCAGCAUCGUGGCAAAGGUGAGCGGCUGUCCAUUUCCCACACUCACCUGGCACAAAGCCAGUCUGGCCAAACCUGAGGAGAAGGCUCCAGUCCAGUACGACCAGCACAUGAACAAACUGGUGACCCAGAACAAGUGCACGUUGCUGAUCCAGCAGGCCAGCAGGCACGACAGCGCCCUCUUCAGCCUGACUGCAAGCAACAGCCUAGGCUCCGUCACCAAGGACAUCAAGCUCUCCGUGCUCGGACCUCCUGGCCCACCUGUCGGACCAAUGAAGUUCACCGAAGUGUUUGCAGAGAGGAUCGGUCUGGCUUGGAAUCCCCCCACAGACGAUGGUGGAUCAAAGAUCACCAACUAUGUGGUUGAGAAGCGCGAGGAAAACAGGAAGUCCUGGGUCCACAUCUCCAAUGACCCCAAGGAGUGUGCCUACGUGGUGACUCGACUGACUGAGAACCACGAGUAUGAAUUCAGAGUCAUGGCCCAGAACAAGUUUGGAGUUGGACCUCCACUGGUCAGUGAGCCAGAGAAGGCCAGAAACCUCUUCACUGUCCCCGGUCAGUGUGAGAAACCGACUGUAACUGACAUCUGUCUGGAGUCGAUGACUGUCAACUGGGAUGAGCCCAAGUAUGACGGCGGCUCCUCCAUCACUGGCUACUUCGUCGAGAAGAAGGAGACCACCUCUAAGCGUUGGACCCGCGUCACUCGCGAACCAAUCCGAGCUCUGCCACUGGGCAACAAUUGGGACGUCACCGGCUUGCUGGAGGGUGCCAUGUACCAGUUCAGGGUCAUCGCUGUCAAUGCUGCCGGCUGCGGUCUGCCCAGUGUGCCCUCUGACCCAAUGCUCUGCAGAGACCCCAUCGCACCUCCUGGGCCCCCGAUGCCGAAGGUGACGGACUGGACAAAGUCGACGGUGGAGCUUGAAUGGAUCCCUCCUCUGGUGGACGGAGGGUCAAAGGUCACAGGCUACAUCGUGGAGUUUAAGGAGGUGAACAAGGAGGAGGAGGAGAAGAAAGCUCAGAGGAAACUGCUCAUGCUGGGUGACGCCGAGGAGGAGGAGAAGGAGCCUGAGCCAGAGGAGGGCUGGGAGAAGGCAAAGGACACAGAGAUCAGAGGAACAAAGUUCGUGGUGGCCGGUCUGAAGGAAGGUGGUCUCUACCGCUUCAGAGUCAAAGCUGUGAACGCAGCCGGAGUUGGAGAUCCAGGAUUCGUGUCCGAGCUGAUUGAGACCAAAGACAGAACAAUUCCUCCUGAGAUGGACCUGGACGCCUCAGUGAAAGAGAAGAUUGUGGUCCAUGCAGGUGGCACAAUCCGCAUCAUUGCCUACGUGUCCGGUAAACCCGCCCCACAGAUCAGCUGGUGCCGUGACGAUGCUGAGGUACCCAAAGAAGCCGUGGUGGAGACAACGGGCAUCUCCAAUUCGCUGGUCAUCAAGAACUGCAGGCGCCAGCACCAGGGCAUUUACACACUGAGUGCCAAGAAUGAGGGAGGAGAGAGGAAGAAGGCAGUCAUCGUUGAGGUCCUAGACGUCCCUGGACCAGUUGGUCUGCCAUUCGCCGGCGAGAAUCUGACCAAUGACUCCUGCAAGCUGACCUGGUACUCCCCCGAGGAUGACGGUGGCUCAGCCAUCACCAACUACAUCAUCGAGAAGAGGGAAUCAGAUCGCAUGGGCUGGACUUCUGUGUCCUACACAGUGACGAGGAACAACGCCGUAGUGCAGGGACUCCUCGAUGGCAAGGGCUACUUCUUCAGGAUCGCAGCCGAGAACAUCAUUGGCAUGGGACCAUUCAUCGAAACCGACAAGAUGGUUCUCAUCAAGGACCCCAUCUCCGUCCCGGAGCGUCCAGAGGACCUGAUCAUUACUGCUGUUACCAAGGACUCCAUCUCCGUCGCCUGGAGGCCACCAAAGUACGAUGGCGGUGCUGAGGUGACUGAAUACAUCCUCGAGUCCCGCAUGAUCGGCCGGGACAGCUUUACACGGAUAGGUGCAGAGGACAAGCUGAUGGACAGAAAGUUCACACUGACAGGGCUGAAAGAUGGCUCGAGCCACGAGUUCAGAGUCUCUGCCGUCAACCACGUGGGACAAGGCAAACCAUCCUUUGCCACCAAACCCAUCCAGUGCAAGGACGAGCUCGAACCACCUAAUCUGGACCUGGACUUCAGGGACAAGAUGAUGGUGAAGGUGGGAGACAGCUGCUCGCUGUCUGGACGUUACACCGGCAAACCGACCCCGACUAUCACCUGGACAAAGAACGACGAGGAGCUGAAGGCAGACGAAGAGAUCAGCUUCCACAGCACUGCUCGCCACCUCAGCCUCAACAUCAGUAAGACUAAGAGAGAACACAGCGGCCGCUACUGCGUCAACCUGGAGAACGCCGCCGGAACUCGCACAGGACUCUGCACCAUCACUGUGGUCGACCGUCCUCAGCCUCCAGAGGGCCCUGUUGUGUUCAACGAGGUCUACAGGAGCUACAUGAUGAUCUCCUGGAACCCUCCUCUGGAUGACGGAGGCUGCGCCAUCUCCAACUACAUUAUUGAGAAGAGAGACACCAACAGAGACCUGUGGAUGCCCGUCACCUCAUCCUGCACCAGGACCUCCUGCAGGGUGCCGAAGCUGAUCGAGGGUCGUGAGUACAUCAUCAGGAUCAUGGCUCAGAACAUCUACGGCAUCAGUGAUCCCCUGCUGUCUGCAGAGAAGAAGGCUAUAGACGUCUUCAAAGUGCCUGACGCUCCUAAACAGCCCACAGUGAAGGAAGUUUACCAUGACUCUGCCCUCAUCAGCUGGGAGCCUCCUGCCGAUGGAGGAAAACCAAUUACAGGCUACAUUGUGGAGAGGAAGGAGACCAAGGCCAACAGGUGGGUUCGUUGCAACACAGAGAGAAUUUAUCCAAAGGUGGAGUACUGGGUGACAGAGCUGCUGCAAGGCUGUGAGUACGAGUUCAGAGUCAGUGCUGAGAAUGUGGUGGGAGCCGGGGACCCAAGCCCACCAUCCAAACCUGUCUUUGCCAAAGAUCCCAUUGUGAAACCCAGUCCACCCAUAAACUUACAGGCCAUUGACUUCACCAAGGAGUCAGUGACUCUGUCCUGGCAGCCGCCCACCGACACCGGCCGAGGAAAAAUCUUUGGAUACCUGCUGGAGUUCCAGAAAGCUGGAGAGGAAGAGUGGUCCAAGGUGAACCAGACUCCAGACUCCUGCCAGGAGACCAAGUUUAAGGUGAUCAACCUGGAAGAAGGUUCUCUGUACCGCUUCAGAGUCAUGGCUGUGAAUGCUGCAGGAGAGUCUGACCCUGCUGACCUGAAGGAACCAGUCAGAGCACAGGACAGGCUUGAGCCCCCAGAGCUGAUUCUGGAUGCUGGAAUGACCCGCGAGGUGAAGGCCAUGGCUGGCACUCACAUCACACUGAUGGCCACCAUCAAAGGUGUCCCAUUCCCCACUGUCACCUGGAAGAAGAACGAUGCAGAAGUUCCCACCAGAGCUGACAUUGAGACCAGCCAGGCAGGCACCAAGCUGGAGAUGAGGUUCUGUAACCGUGGUGACUGUGGAGACUACACCCUAACUGUGGAGAACCCGGCUGGAUCCAAGACAGCCACCUGCACAGUGCUGGUCCUCGACAAACCUGGGCCCAUCCAGCACCUCCGGGUUUCUGACGUCAGAAGUGACUCCGCCUACCUGUCCUGGAAGGACCCAGAGGACAAUGGUGGUACUCGAAUCACUAACUUCGUAGUGGAGAAAAAAGACACAGCAUCCACUCAGUGGGUCCCUGUCUGCUCCACAUCCAAGAAACGCAGUAUGAUGCUGAAGCACUUGAUGGAAGGCACAUCCUACUCAUUCAGAGUUGCUGCUGAGAACCAGUACGGCCGCAGUGAAUAUGUUGAGACGCCAAAGGCCAUCAAGGCAAUGAACCCACUCUUCCCCCCUGGCCCACCUAAAGACCUGCACCAUGACGAUGUUGACAAGACUGAGGUGUGGUUGGUCUGGAACUGGCCCGACCGCAAUGGAGGAAGUGAGAUCACAGGCUUCCUGGUGGAGUAUCAGGAAGAAGGAGAGAGGGAGUGGGACGAGUGGAAAACCGUCAGCAUCCCUGAGAGUCAUGUGACUGGCCUGGAGGAAGGAAAGACCUACAGAUUCAGAGUGAGGGCUGAGAACGCCAUUGGCCUCAGCAGACCUGAUACAACAGUGCCUAUCCUCUGCCAGGAGAAACUGGUGCCUCCAAUUGUUGAGGUGGAUGUUAAGUUCACUGAAGGCAUCAUUGUUAAGGCCGGCACCACCAUCAGGCUGCCAGCUAUCAUGAGAGGAAUACCCAUUCCUACUGCUAAGUGGUCCAUCGAAGGAGAGGAAAUUACCAGCGAGGGCAAUGUCAAGAUUGACACUGACAACUUCUCAACUGUGCUUAGCAUCAAUGAGUGCACCAGGAACCACACUGGCACCUACCUGCUUACUGUGUCCAACCCAGCUGGAACCAAGACAGCGGCCUUGAAUGUAACUGUCCUGGAUGUGCCCGCUGCUCCUAUUGGACCUGUUGAUAUCCUGGAGGUCACUCCAGACUCCAUGAUGAUUGAAUGGCGUCCUCCCAAAGAUGACGGCGGUAGCCCUAUUACCAACUACAUUGUAGAGAAGAGAGAGUCCAACAAGGAGACCUGGGGAGGUGUAAGCUCUGGAAGCCUCGCUACUAGUCUGAACAUCAGCCGCCUGCAGAGGGGAGCGGAGUAUGUUGUUCGUAUUCGUGCUGAGAACAAGAUGGGUAUUGGCGCUCCUCUGGAGAGCAAGCCCACUGUUGCUGAGCACUCCUUCAUGCCACCCAGCCCACCUGGUAAGCCACAAUCCUCUGAUAUCGCAGAGGAUGCAGUUACGCUCAGCUGGACCAUGCCCUUGUCUGAUGGUGGCAGCCAGAUCACUGGCUACAUCAUUGAGCGCAGACACCUUGGAGGAAAAUGGAUCCGUGUCAACAAGAAACCCUACAGGGACAUGAAGUACAGAGUCCUUGGCCUGUUCGAGGGCAGUGAGUAUGAGUUCAGAGUGUUUGCUGAGAACAUUGCUGGCUACAGUGGCCCCUCUCCCAUCUCUGACCCCUGCAAGCCCUGCAGGCCCAUCACUGUUCCCAGCCCCCCCAUCAAUCCCAAAGUUAAGGAUUACAGCAAGAACACAGCUGACCUGGUGUGGACCAAACCCACAAAAGAUGGAGGCAGUCCCAUCCUGGGGUACACUGUGGAAAUGAAGAAGGCGGACACUGAAGAAUGGAAAAAAGUGAACUUAGAUGACUUCAUAAAACGGUGUGCCUACAGGGUGAAAGGUCUGGAAGAAGGUAUGACCUACAGAUUCAGAGUCUAUGCCUCAAACAUGAUUGGAGAUGGAGAGCCCAGAGAAAUACCAGAGUCCAUCACUGCUCAGGAUAUCCUAAUCCCCCCAGAGAUUGAGAUGGAGGCCACCUGCCGGGAGCGUGUCACUGUGCGAGCUGGACAUAACAUCAACAUCAUCGGUUACAUCAAAGCCCGUCCUGAUGCUGAAGUGCUUUGGUCUAAGGAGGAGAACAUUCUUGAGAGCAGCAAACGUGUCAUUAUCAUUCAGAACUUCCCUGUUGUCCACCUGAAGAUCAAGGAGGCCACAAGAGCUGACCAUGGCAAAUACACCUUGAAGGCUUCAAAUGAGGGAGGUGAGGCCUCUUGCACCAUCACAGUAAAUGUGUUAGACAGACCCAGCCAUUGCCAGAAUCUACACAUUACUUAUGCAACCAAAGACUCAUGCAUGAUCAACUGGGAGGCGCCAAAGGACAAUGGUGGAUCCGAGAUCACCAACUAUAUUGUGGAGUGCCGUGAGCCCAGCAUUAGCAUGUGGUCCAUGGUUUCCUCCAACUGCACCAAUCGCAAGAUCAAAGCCAAGUUGAUGGAGGGGCAUGAGUAUCUGUUCCGUGUCUGUGCUGUGAACAAGAUUGGACUGGGGCCCUCUGUGGAGACCAAGACCCCUCUGCUGGCCAUUGACCCCCUCGAGAAGCCCGGUGAGCCUGAGAACUUCAAAGUCAGUGACAUUGGUAAGAACCAUGUCCAUCUGACAUGGAGGAGGCCUGACUACGAUGGUGGCAGCCCCAACCUAUCCUACAACCUUGAGUGCAAAGCCAAAGACGCUGAGGACUGGCAGAAACUCACCACCGGCACUCACACUGACACCUUCUUCCUAGCUGACAAAUGCGUAGAGAACCAGACAUACACCUUCAGGGUGCAGACUGUCAAUGAGGGAGGUGAGAGUGGUUGGGUGAAGCUUGCAGAUAUUCUGGUGAAGGAGGAGAUCCAGAAGCCUGUCAUUGACCUCAAGCUAGCAGGAACUUUGACAGUGAAGGUUGGAGAAUCAGUGAGAAUGGAGGCCGCCCUGAGAGGAAAGCCCCAGCCAGAGGUCAAAUGGUUGAAAGACAAGGCUGUUGGAGACAACCCCAGACUAAGCUAUGAGACUGGCCCUGACUACUCCAAGUUCCUUUUGACCAAGUCCAGACGUAGUGACACCGGAAAGUAUAUCAUUACUGCCACCAACUCAGCUGGCACAUUCACGGCAUAUGCCAAUGUUAAUGUCCUGGAUGUCCCUGGCCCGGUGAGGAACCUCAGGAUUACUGGCAUCGGAUCUGACAAGUGCAGAGUGGUGUGGGAUGCUCCAGAGGAUGAUGGAGGUUGUGAGGUAGACAGCUACAUCCUGGAGAAAUGUGAGACAAGGAGGAUGGUCUGGUCUACAUAUUCAGCCUCUGUUGUCACACCAUACUGUAAUGUCACUCGUUUGGUGGAGGGCAACGAGUACAUCUUCAGAGUUAGGGCUGAAAACAAGAUGGGAACAGGCCCUGCUAUGGAGAGCAAACCUGUUACAGUCAAGACUCAGUUCAACAGACCUGGACCUCCUGAUGCCCCUGAUGUCACCAAGGUGAGUAAAGAUGAGAUGACAGUUGUCUGGGCUCCUCCUGAGAAUGAUGGAGGAAAAUCGAUUACUGGCUACAUCCUUGAGAGGAAAGAGAAGCGUGCGGUGCGCUGGGUUCCAUGCACCAAGAGCCCCAUCUCUGAGAGACGUAUGAAAGUCACCAACCUGAUUCCCAACCAUGAAUACCAGUUCAGAGUGAAGGCUGAGAAUGAGGUUGGCCUUGGAGAGCCCAGCAAACCCUGCAGACCAGUUGCAGCUAAAGAUCCCAUUGAACCCCCUGGCCCCCCUGCAUGCCUGAAGGUGGGCGACAGCACCAAGACCUCCAUCACCCUAUCUUGGUCUAAACCUGUAUACGAUGGUGGUGCUCCCAUCAUCGGUUACAGCCUGGACAUGAGACUGAAAAGCGAGGCAGAUCCUGAAAAGCCCACAGAGGGCUGGAAGAGAAUUGAUACCCAUGGCCCAUUGGUGCUCACCGAGUUUACCAUCAAUCAGCUGGAUGAGAAGCUGGAGUAUGAAUUCAAGGUGUCUGCCCAAAACCAGGUGGGCUGGGGACGCCAUGCUUACUUGAAGGAGGCUGUAUCCCCCAAGGAGAUCCUGGAGGCUCCAGAGAUCGACCUGGAUGCCAGUCUGAGGAAAGGUCUGGCAGUCAGGGCCGGCUGUCCGAUCAGGCUUUUCGCUGUGAUCAGAGGAAGGCCCGCCCCGAAGGUUACUUGGAAGCGCUUGGGUGUGGACAAUGUAAUCCGCCGAGGCCAUGUUGACCAGGUUGACACCAUGUCUUUCCUGGUCAUCCCUGAGAGCACCAGAGAGGACUCUGGGAGAUAUUCCCUGACUCUGUCCAACUCUGCUGGAGAGAAAGCUGUGUUCGUCCGUGUCAAAGUCCUCGAUACUCCCGGUCCCGUUGGUGGCCUCGAGGCAAACAACAUCACCAAGACAACAGCUCAGCUGUCCUGGUUGCCACCAGAGAAUGACGGUGGCAGCCCAAUCCUCAACUACAUUGUGGAGAAACGUGAGGUGGAUAGGAAGACCUGGAAUAAGUGCGUAGAGGACCUGAAGAAGACCAGCUUCAAGGUGACCAACAUGACGCCUGGCAUUGAGUACUACUUCAGAGUCAUGGCCUGCAACAAGUACGGCAUUGGAGUUCCACAGGACUCACCCAAGUCAUAUCUGGCUGUUGAUCCUAUCAGUGAGCCAGACCCUCCAAAGAAGAUGGACGUGUUGGAGAUCACUAAGAACAGCGCCACACUGGGCUGGCUGAAGCCACUCAGGGAUGGAGGAGCCAAAAUCAACGGUUAUGUUGUGGACUACCAGGAGGAGGGUGCGACAGAGGACAAAUGGACACCUUACUCUGUGGUCAAAGACCUGACCAUUGUGGUGGUUGGUCUGAAAGAAGGAAAGAAGUACAAGUUCAGAGUGGCAGCCAGAAACUCAGUGGGAGUUAGCCUGGCCCGAGAGGCAGAGGGAGUAUUUGAGGUCAAGGAACAACUCAUGGCUCCUAAAGUCAUCAUGCCUGACAUUGUGACAGUCAGAGCUGGAACCAAGAUGGUGGUUGAGGCCAUUGUGGCAGGUAAACCUGCACCCUUCUGCAAGUGGAAGCAGGGAAAUGAGGAUGUCCUCACUUCUGAUCGCCUGUCCGUCGUAAAGACGCUGAUGACCUGCACACUUAUCAUUAAGAACGUGACCAGAAAGGACAGUGGCUACUACAGCCUGUCGGCAGAGAACAGCACCGGCAAGAUCAACCAGAUCCUGAGAGUCGUUGUCAUGGACAUCCCCGGACCACCGGGAGCUCCUCUGGAAAUCACUGAACAGGACAUUGAUGCCUGUACACUGCUCUGGAACUCUCCACCAGAAGAUGGUGGUAGCAAUAUCACCAACUAUAUUGUAGAGAAAUGUGAUGUCAGCCAGGGUGACUGGCUCAUUGUGUCCUCAUCCUGCACCAAAACCAGCUUUAGAAUGACCAAGCUGACACCUGGCAAAGAAUAUGGCUUCCGAGUCCGUGCUGAGAACAGGUUUGGCAUCUCUGAGCCUAUCUACUCUGAGAGAAUGAUCGCCAAAUAUCCAUUUGAUCCUCCUAGCGAGCCCAGAAACCUCCAGAUCAACAAGAUCAGCAAGGACUUUGUGAUCCUGUCAUGGGAGCGUCCAAGCAAUGAUGGAGGCUCUCCCCUCACUGGAUAUUGCAUUGAAAAGAAGGAAAGGAAUAGCCUUCUGUGGGUCAAGGCCAAUGAGUCCGUGGUCAAAGCCACUCAGUACACUUGCACUGGCCUAAUUGAGGGUCUGGAAUACACCUUUAGGGUGUCUGCACUCAACAUAGCUGGUCAGGGCAAACCUUGCAAACAGACAGACUUCAUCACCGCCAGGAAUGCUGUUGACCCACCAGGUAAACCUGAGCCCAUGGAUGUGACCAAGAAUUCUGUCUCAUUGGUCUGGAGCCGUCCCAAGCAUGAUGGUGGCAGCAAGCUGAUUGGUUACUACAUGGAAUACACAAAGCUUCCUGAGGAGAAGUGGACACGCUGUAAUGCCAACUGUAUGAACAUCCAGACUGAGAGUUACGUGGUGACCGGCCUGCAGGAGGGCGCACAGUACCAGUUCAGAGUCAUCGCUAAGACCGCUAUCAACAUCAGCCUACCGUCCGAGCUGUCCGAUCCCAUCCCUGUCAUUGCAGAGAAUGUUCCUCCUCGUGUGGAUCUGGGCGUCAACAUGAAGAACCUGAUCGUGAUUAAAGCUGGAGAGAAUGUCAUCCUGGAUGCUGAGGUUUUCGGCAAGCCACUGCCCAAGGUCAGCUGGAAGAGAGACGGACUGCCUCUGGUCCUUGCUGAGGGAAUGAAGAUGGUCCAGAAGAAACAUGUCCAUCUGCUUGAGCUCUACUCCGUCACUAGGAAGGAGACUGGAGACUACACCAUCACGGCUGAGAAUAUCAAUGGAAGCAAGUACGCUACUAUCAAGGUCAAGGUUCUAGAUAGACCAGGGCCUCCAGCCUCAGUAAAAGCUGCUAAGGUCUUUGCCGAUCGCGUUAAGCUGCGAUGGGAGCCCCCACUUGCAGAUGGUGGCUCUGAAAUCACCAACUACAUCAUAGAGAAGCGUGAGACCAGCAGGGCCAACUGGGCACUUGUCAGCUCCAAUAUCCAUGGACAUCUCACCGACUGUUCAGUGGAGAAACUCAUUGAAGGCCAUGAGUACCAAUUCAGGGUCAGUGCUGAGAACCAAUAUGGUGUUGGAGACCCCAAAAUGACUGACGGCAUCAUGGUCAAGAACCCGUAUGAUGUUCCUGGUCCAUGUGACCCGCCUGUCAUUACCAACAUUACUAAAGACUCCAUGACAGUAAGCUGGAAGGCCCCAGCCAACGACGGCAAAGCCACCAUCCUGGGCUACAUGGUGGAGAAACGUGAAGCCACGGAGCUUACCUGGGCUAAGGUCAACCGUCGGCCAGUCAUCGACAGAACUAUUAAAGCAACUCAGCUUACUGAGGGCUCUGAGUACGAGUUCAGAGUGAUUGCCAUGAACAAAGCUGGUCUGGGCAAACCUAGUGACGCAUCCAAUGCUGCGCUGGCUGUUGACCCUGUCUAUCCUCCCGGACCACCUGCCUUCCCCAAGGUGGUCGACUCUACCAAGAGCUCCAUCAGCCUUAGCUGGACUAAACCGGCAUAUGACGGUGGCUGUGAGAUCAUCGGCUACCUUGUUGAGUGUAAGAGAGCUGAAGCUGAGGAUUGGAAUAAGUGCAACGUCCCAAAGAAGCUCCAGGCCACCAAAUUCCUGAUGACUGGCCUGAUGGACAACACUGAGUACCAGUUCAGAGUAACUGCCGUCAACAAGAUUGGAUACAGUGAGCCCAGCGAGGUUCCUGGAAACCACAUGGCCAAGGAUAUCUUAAUCGCUCCUGAAGCUGAGCUGGAUGCUGACCUAAGAAAGGCAUUGGUUCUUCGUGCUGGGGUCACAAUGAGACUCUAUGUCCCACUGAGAGGACGCCCAGCACCAAAGGUGACAUGGACAAAGGUGGACGCCAACCUGAAGGACAGGCAGGGCCUGAUGAUCAAUACGUCAGAGUGGGACACCCUACUGAUGGUUGAGGACAUUAACAGAUACGACGCCGGCAAAUACGUCCUGUCGCUAGAGAACAGCAGCGGCUCCAAGAGUUACACCAUCGUGGUCAAGGUCCUCGAUACUCCUGGACCACCUGUUAACCUGAUUGUCAAGGAGACCUCCAGAAACCAUGCUUGCAUCACAUGGUAUGCCCCGCUGAUCGAUGGUGGCAGCCCGGUCAAGAGCUAUGUCGUAGAGAAACGUCUAGCUGAGAGAAAAGCCUGGACCUGUGUGUCUGCAGAGUGCCCCAAGACUUCCUUUAGGAUCACCAACCUGGAGGCAGGACAGGCCUACUGCUUCAGAGUGCUGGCUGAAAAUGCCUAUGGCAUUGGAGAGGGCUGUGAGACAGCUGGCAGCGUCAGAGCAUCAGAGCAACCUGGUCCAGUGACGGACUUCAAAGCCCAGAAGACUACAAAUAACUCGAUCAGCCUGGGCUGGAAGAAGCCCAUCAGUGAUGGUGGAAGCCACGUGACGGCUUACAUCCUUGAGCAGAGCGAAGGUGAGGAGAAGUGGACGCAAAUCUUGAAAGGCAAGAAUACGUCACACACCAUCGGCGAGCUGACUAUGGGCAAGGAGUACUCAUUCAGAGUCAAGGCACUCAAUGAAUCUGGAGAGGGUCCACCCACUGAGCUCACUGUCGUCGCCAAGGACCAGUUUGUGCUUCCUGACUGCAACUUGAGUAGUCUGCAUGACGGUUGCUGCGUGGUGAAGGAGGGCAGCACCACACGUAUCAACAUCCCCCUUAUUGGAGUGCCCCAUCCAACCGCCACCUGGAAGAAAGGCGACGUGAUGCUUGGAGACACGGGCCGAAUGUGCGUGGAGGCGUCUCAGGGUGUCACGACUCUGCUGAUCAGAGACUGCCAGAGAGGAGAUGCUGACACCUACAACAUCAACGUCAAGAACAGUGCCGGCUCCAAGGACUGCAAGUUCCAGCUGAAGGUGGUGGGCAAGCCUGGCAUCUGCACUGGGCCUAUUAAGUUUGAUGAGAUCACCGCUGAUGGCAUCACCCUGGAGUGGGCACCACCUAAAGAUGAUGGUGGUGCUGAGGUGUCCAACUACAUUGUUGAAAAAAGGAGGACCACAGAUAACAAAUGGGCCACAGUAGCCUCAGCCAUUCAGAAGACCACUAUGAGGGUGAUCAGGCUCCACGAUGGAAUAGAGUACAUUUUCAGAGUGUUUGCUGAGAACAAGUACGGGGUUGGAGAGUAUCUGAGGUCUGACCCAGUCAUUGCACGUCACCCAUUCGAUGUGCCAGAGGCACCUGCUCCUCCAGAAAUAGCGAGCAUCCGCCAUGAGUCAGCCAUCCUGACUUGGGCUGAUCCAAAAGACACUGGUGGCUCCCCAAUUACUGGAUAUCAUGUGGAGUUUAAGGAGAGGAACAGUCUGAUGUGGAAACGGGCCAGUAAGACUCCUCUUAGAGUGAAGGAGUGCAGAGUAACUGGCUUGAUAGAGGGACUAGAGUAUGAGUUCAGAGUGAUGGCCAUGAACAUGGCUGGUCUUGGAAAGGCAAGCAGGGCCACUGAGGCUGUGGUAGCCCUGGAUCCUAUUGAUCCUCCUGGCAAGCCUGAAGUGAUAAAUGUCACCAGGAGCACAGUCACUCUGAUUUGGACAGCUCCUAAAUAUGAUGGUGGCCAUAAGCUGACUGGCUACAUGGUGGAGAAGCUGGAGGCUGGUGGCAAGACCUGGAUGAAGGCCAAUCAUGUAAACAUCCAGGGUUGUGCAUUUACUGUGACUGACCUGACAGAGGGAUCUCAGUAUCAGUUCAGGAUCAGGGCCAAGAACGCUGCCGGGGCUAUUAGUGUCCCCUCAGAGCCUACUGAGCUUCUGACCUGCAAGGAUGAGUAUGAGCCUCCAACAAUUACCAUUGACCAAGACAUGAAGGAUGGUGUAUCAGUCAGGGCGGGAGACACCAUUGUGAUCUCAGCCUCCAAGAUUGUGGGCAAACCUCCACCCACUUCCGUCUGGUCAAAGGGAGGCCGUGAGUUCAAGACCUCUGACAUUGUCACCAUCACCAGCACUCCCACCUCCUCCACCCUCUCAAUCAAGUAUGCAAGCCGGAAGAACACAGGAGAGUACACGAUCACUGCUAGCAACCCCUUCGGUAUUAAGGAAGAACACAUUAAAGUGAAGGUGUUGGACGUACCUGGGCCUCCAGGCCCCAUCGAAGCCAGUAACAUUUCAGCUGAGAAGUGUACUCUGACCUGGCUUCCACCAGACGAAGAUGGAGGCUGCUCUAUCAAGUCCUAUAUCCUUGAGAAGAGAGAGACCAGCCGUCUGCAGUGGACCAAGCUAGCCGAAAACGUCAUUGACUGCAGAUAUGUAGCCAGUAAAUUGAUCAAGGGCAACGAGUACAUCUUUAGAGUGUCUGCUGUGAACCAGUAUGGCACUGGGGACUCAAGCCAGUCUGGUCCAGUCAAAAUGGUUGACAGUUUCCAUCCACCAGGUCCCCCCUCAGCCCCAGAGAUUGAUAAUGUUAGUAGGAAUGCUGUCACCAUUUCAUGGAGGAGACCAGCACAGGACGGGGGAAGUGACAUUAGAGGAUAUUGUGUAGAGAGGAAAGAGAGGAGAGGAAUGAGAUGGGUGCGAGCCUGUAAGAGGACAGUCCCUGACCUGCGCUUUAAGGUGCAAGGCCUAAGUGAGGGAGUAGAGUAUGAGUUUAGAGUCACUGCUGAGAACAAAGCUGGAUUUGGGGAGCCAAGUGAGCCAUCACAAUCUGUAAUGCCCAAGGACAUUGUGUAUCCACCUGGUCCUCCUUCUAACCCCAGAGUUACAGACACUACAAAAACUACAGCCACCUUUUCCUGGGGCCGACCCCACUAUGAUGGUGGUCUUGAAGUAGAGGGAUAUAUUGUUGAAUACAAAAAGGAGGGGCAUGAUGACUGGGAGACAGAAACACAGUACCCAUUGAAAGCUACUGAAUACGUAAUUGGUAAACUUCAAAAAGGAGGCAAAUACCACUUCAGAGUCUGUGCAGUAAACUCAGAGGGAGUUGGUGAGCCUGCAGAAGUGGAGAAAGUGACUGAACUGGUGGACCAGGAGUCGCUACCAGACUUUGAGCUGGAUGCUGAACUCAGGAGAACCCUGGUGGUCAGGUGCCGUGCUUCAAUCCGAAUGUUUGUUCCCAUCAGAGGUCGUCCCGUUCCUGAAGUAACUUGGAGCAAAGAUGAUACCAACCUGAAACAACGUGCACACAUUGACACCACAGAGUCCUACACUCUGCUGGUUAUUCCUGACUGCACCAGGUAUGAUGCUGGAAAGUAUAACCUUUGCCUAGAGAAUGUUGCUGGAAAGAAGACCGGCUUUGUUAAUGUGAAAGUUCUAGACACACCAGGACCACCAGUCAACCUCAAACCUCGAGAGAUCACUAAAAACAGCAUCACCCUCCAGUGGGAAAUCCCUAUAAUUGAUGGUGGUUCUAAGAUUCACAACUACAUUGUUGAAAAGAGAGAGGCCACCAAGAAGGCCUACACAGUACUUAGCACCACAUGGCAGAAAUGUUCCUUCAAGAUUCCAGACCUUGUGGAGGGAACUUACUACUACUUCCGCGUCACUGCUGAGAAUGACCUUGGCAUAGGUGAGCCAGCUGAAACUCCUGAGCCAAUCAGGGUGUCCCAGGCCCCCUCUGCGCCUGAAAACUUGUAUGUUACUGAUGUGACAGCUGACAGUGCCAGCCUGGCAUGGAUCAAGCCCCUUCAUGAUGGUGGCAGUUUGAUCACUGGAUAUGUUAUUGAGGCCCAGAAGAAAGAUACUGACCAGUGGGUCCAUAUGGCCACCAUCAAGGCUUUGGACUACACUGUCACAGAUCUGAUUGAGGGAGCAGAAUAUACCUUCCGCAUUAUGGCUGUCAAUGCAUCUGGCAGGAGUGAUCCCCGCGAGAGUAGGCCUGCUAUUAUCAAAGAGCAGACUUCUGCUCCUUCCUUUGACCUACGUGGAGUCUACCAAAAGACGGUCAUCGCCAAGUCAGGUGACCGUGUCAAGGUGGAAAUUCCAGUGCUCGGCAAACCAAGGCCUGUGGUUUCCUGGAAGAAGGGUGACAUAUCACUGAAGGAGACACAGCGAAUCAACACUGAAACCACACAAACAUCAACUAUCCUCAACAUUGGUGAGAUCAAGAGAACUGAUGGAGGCCAGUACUCCAUGACAGGAAAGAACAUGCUGGGUACAGUGACCGAGACGAUCACAAUCCUAGUCCAUGAUAUUCCAGGUCCUCCCACAGGUCCAAUCAAACUGGAUGAGGUCUCAUGUGAUUAUGUUCUCAUGUCUUGGGAGGCACCUGAGAACGAUGGGGGCGUACCCAUCAAUAACUAUAUUGUUGAGAUGCGGGAGACUACUGGUACUUCCUGGGUUGAGUUGGCGGCUACAGUGAUUCGCACCACAUUCAAGGCAGCCCGACUCAACACUGGAACCCAGUAUCAGUUCCGUGUGAAGGCCCAGAACAGAUAUGGCAUUGGACCAAGCAUUAUCUCUGAAUCAGUGGUGGCUGCCUAUCCAUUUGAUGUGCCAGGCCAGCCAGGCACUCCGGUGGUCACAUCUUUCAACAAGGAUGCAAUGACUCUGAGCUGGAAUGAGCCUUCCUCUGAUGGAGGUAGUGCCAUCCUAGGCUAUCAUGUGGACAGAAAAGAGAAAAACAGCAUUCUGUGGCAGAGAAUCAGCAGAGCACUUGUUGUUGGAAAUAUCUUUAAAUCUACAGGCCUUGUUGAUGGAAUCGCAUAUGAACACCGUGUUACUGCUGAAAACAUGGCCGGUCUCAGCAAACCAAGCAAACCAUCUGAGCCUAUGUAUGCUCUGGACCCAGUCGACCAACCAGGCAGGCCUGUGGCAGUUAAUAUCACCAGACAUGAGGUAACACUGUCAUGGAGAAAACCAGAGGGAGAUGGUGGAUUUUCCAUCACUGGAUACACCGUAGAGCGGAGAGAAAUGCCCAAUGGGCGCUGGCUUAAAGCCAACUUCAACAACAUCUUAGAGACCAUCUACACAGUCAGUGGUCUGACAGAGGAUGCAACUUAUGAAUUCCGUGUGACUGCCAAAAAUUCAGCUGGUGCUGUUAGCGCACCAUCACAAUCAUCAGAGGCAAUCACAUGCAGAGAUGACAUUGAAGAGCCCAGACUUGAUGUUGAUGCAUCAUACAGCAGCAAUGUUGUUGUUAUGGCAGGCGAGGUGUUUAAGCUAGAAGCCAGUGUGACUGGCAGGCCACUCCCAUCUCUGGUAUGGACCAAGGAAGGAAAGGAGCUUGCGGAUACAGCCAAGCUAGAGAUAAAGACAUCUGACUUCAGCACAACUCUAAUAAACAAAGAUUCUCUGAGGAGAGAUGGAGGUGUUUUUACUUUGACUGCCAGCAAUCCCGGUGGCUUUGCCAAGUUCACCUUCAAUGUCAAGGUACUCGACAGACCAGGACCACCAGACUCUCUCACUGUUACUGACGUCACUGCUGAGAAAUGUGUCCUUAAUUGGUUGCAUCCAACACAUGAUGGUGGUGCCAAGAUUGAGUACUUUAUCAUUCAAAGGCGUGAGACCAGUAGGUUGGCGUGGACAAAUGUGGCCACAGACCUUCAGGCAAACAGGUUCAAGGUCACCAAGCUUCUGAAGGGGAAUGAGUACAUCUUCAGAGUCAUGGCUGUUAACAAGUAUGGUGUGGGUGAGCCCUUUGAGUCUGAACCUGUCAUCUGUGCCAACCCCUAUGUCCCCAGUGAUCCACCACAGCAGCCUGAAGUCACUACAAUUACCAAGGACUCCAUGGUUGUCUGCUGGGAGCGCCCUGAACAUGAUGGAGGCAGCAGAAUAAACACCUACGUAAUUGAGAGAAGGGAUAAAACUGGUUUGCGCUGGGUGAAGUGCAAUAAGAGGACUGUAACUGACCUGCGAUUCAAAGUCUCAGGCCUCACACCAGGACAUGAAUAUGAAUUCAGAGUUCUUGCUGAGAACAAUGCUGGUCUAAGCCAGCCUAGUCCUUCCAGUCCAUUCUACAAAGCUGUAGACACCAUUUUCCAGCCUGGACCUCCAGGAAACCCAAGAGUGCUGGACACAACCAAGUCAUCUAUCACCCUUGCCUGGAACAAGCCUGUCUAUGACGGUGGUUCUGAAAUCACUGGUUACAUUGUGGAGACUUGCCUCCCUGAGGAGGAUGAGUGGACAAUUCACACUCCCAAGAAGGGAUGGACAGCUACGUCUUUCACCAUCACCAGUCUAAAGGAAAACCAAGAGUACAAAAUAAACAUCUGUGCCACAAAUUGUGAAGGAGUGGGCGAGCCUGCAGCUGUUCCUGGAUCUCCAAAAGCAGAAGACAGACUGCUUCCUCCAGAAAUUGAACUUGGCGCAGAGCUGCGUAAGGUUGUCUGCAUCAGAGCCUGUAGCACACUCAGACUCUUUGUUCCUAUUAAGGGCAGACCAGCACCUGAGGUAAAAUGGUCAAGAGAGCAUGGGGAAUCACUGGACAGAGCUAACAUUGAAAUCACUUCAUCAUUUACCACUCUUCAGGUAGAAAAUGUUGACAGGUUUGAUGGAGGUAAAUACAUCGUGACUGUAGAGAAUGCCUCAGGAAGCAAGAGCGCUUUUGUUAAUGUCAGAGUGCUAGAUACUCCUGGAGCACCUCAGAAUCUGAUUGUCAAGGAGGUCACUAGAGAUUCAGUUUCCCUUGUGUGGGACGCACCUCUGAUUGAUGGUGGUUCCAGAGUCCGCAACUACAUUGUGGAGAAGCGUGAGUCAACAAGAAAGGCCUAUUCAACAGUCUGUGCCAGCUGCCAUAAGUCUAGUUGGAAAGUUGGAGACCUGGAUGAAGGAAAGAUGUACUUCUUCAGAAUCCUGGCUGAAAACGAAUAUGGUAUUGGGCUCCCAGUAGAGACUCUUGAGCCCAUUAAAGUGUCAGAGAAGCCUUUACCACCAGGUAAAGUGUCCCUUGGUGAAGUUACUGGCACAAGCGUAACACUUACUUGGGAAAAGCCAGACCAUGAUGGUGGCAGCAGAAUCACAGGCUAUAUUGUUGAAAUGCAGGGUAAAGGCAGUGAGAAAUGGACCCAGGUUAUGGUGGUAAAGACCAAUGAGGCUGUUGUAACUGGCCUUACACAAGGAGAGGAGUAUAUGUUCCGCAUCUCAGCUACCAAUGAAAAGGGAACAAGUGACCCACGUCCUCUGAGUGUGCCUGUGGUGGCUAAAGACCUGGUCAUUUCACCAACCUUCAAACUGCAUUUUACCACCUUCAGUGUGCUAGCAGGAGAUGACCUCAAGAUAGAUGUACCUUAUGCUGCCUGUCCUAAGGCUACAGCAACUUGGCUCAAAGAAGGUGUUGUUCUAAAGGAGACAACCAGAGUUAAUGCUGAAACCACCGACAAAAACCUUCUCCUGGUUAUUAAGGAGGCUUGCAGAGAUGAUGUGGGCACCUACACUAUCAGACUGACCAACACAGCUGGAGAGGCAUCUAUAGACAUCAGUGUUGUUGUUCUAGAUAAACCUGGUCCUCCAACAGGCCCAAUAAAGCUGGAUGAGGUCACCGCUGACAGUGUGAUCCUGUCCUGGAAUCCACCAGAGUAUGAUGGUGGUUGCACUAUCAACAAUUACAUUGUUGAGAAGAGAGACACAUCUACCACCAAUUGGCAAAUUGUGUCAGCAACAGUGGCCAGAACCACAAUCAAGGCAGCCCGUUUGAAGACCGGAUGUGAGUACCAGUUUAGGAUUGCUGCAGAGAACAGAUAUGGAAAGUCUUCAGUUCUGCUCUCUGAGACCAUUAUUGCUCAGUAUCCAUUUGAAGUGCCCAGCCAACCACGUUCGGUUGUGGUCCAGUCAGCCACCAAGGAAAGCAUGGUGGUUGUAUGGGAGAAACCCAGCAAUGAUGGUGGAAGCAAAAUUCUGGGUUACCACUUGGAGCUCAAAGAGAGAAACAGUAUACUGUGGGUGAAACAGAACAAACAACUUAUCCCAGAGACCAGAUUCAAGGUUGUUGGCCUUGAGGAAGGUAUUGAUUAUGAGUUCAGAGUCUAUGCUGAGAACAUUGUUGGCCUCAGCAAAGCUAGCAAACUGAGUGAAAUGCAAGUGGCCAGAGAUCCAUGUGACAGACCAGGAAAACCAGAGGCUGUAAUUGUGACAAGAAACAAAGUGACACUCAGGUGGACCAAACCUGAGUAUGAUGCUGGUGUCAAGAUCACAGGCUAUGUGGUUGAGAAGAAGGAGGGAUCUGGCCGCUGGAUGAAGGCCAGUUUCACAAACAUUAUUGAAACUGAAUUUGCUGUCACAGGACUUACUGAAGAUCAGAUUUAUGAGUUUCGUGUAAUUGCCAGGAAUGCAGCAGGUGUUUCCAGUCAGCCCUCUGACUCUACUGGAGCUAUCACUGCCAAGGAUGAAGUUGAUCCACCCAAGAUUGACUUGGAAGCUAAGUACUCCCAGGCUGUAGUAGUUAAUGCUGGUGACUCUUUCAAGCUUGAGGCGUCUACAUAUGGUAAGCCUGUGCCCACAGUACACUGGCUUAAGGAUGGCCACGCGAUUACUGAAGCCGCUCGCCUCGAGAUUAAGAAUACAGAUUUUACAGCUUGUAUAGUUGUUAAAGAAGCCAUCCGUGUUGAUGGGGGACAGUAUACUUUGCUAGUAAAGAAUGUUGGAGGAGAGAAGUCUGUUAACAUCAAUGUCAAGGUUCUAGACAGACCAGGUCCACCUGAGGGCCCUAUCUCAAUCUAUGGAGUCACCAAAGAGAAAUGCUCCAUUUCCUGGAAACCUCCCCUGCAAGAUGGUGGUAGUGAUGUUUCCCAUUACAUUGUUGAGAGAAGGGAAACCAGCAGACUGGUUUGGACUGUAGUUGAACCAAAAGUUCAGACAUUGAACUUGAAGAUCACAAAACUUCUUCCUGGAAAUGAGUACAUCUUCAGAGUGAUUCCAGUCAACAAAUAUGGAGUUGGUGAGCCUCUGGAAUCUGACCCAAUGAUUGCCAGAAAUCCAUUUGUCACUCCCAACCCACCAACUGAGGUAGAGGUCUCCACAAUCACCAAAGACUCCAUGGUGGUGACAUGGGAGAGACCAACCAAUGAUGGUGGCAGCCCCAUCCAGGGAUACAUCGUUGAAAAACGUGACAAGGAUGGUGUGAGAUGGACUAGGUGCAACAAGCGCACGGUGAGUGAGCUGCGCUUCAGAGUGACAGGGCUCAUAGAAAACCACAGCUAUGAAUUCAGAGUUGCUGCUGAGAAUGCUGCAGGUGUUGGCACACCUAGUGCACCAACAGUGUACUACAAGGCAUUAGAUCCCAUCUUCAAAGCAGGCCCACCAAACAACCCCAAGGUGGUGGACACAUCUAGGUCCACUGUUUCCCUGACAUGGGGCAAACCUAUUUAUGAUGGUGGCUGUGAGAUUCAGGCUUACAUUGUUGAGGCUUGCAAUGGGGCAUCUGAUGAGUGGUUUAUGUGUACUCCUGCCACUGGAAUCACGGACACUAAGUUUACAGUGAAAAAGCUUCUGGAGAAGCAUGAGUACCAAUUCAGAGUGUGUGCCAUCAACAAAGUUGGUGUGGGUGAGCAUGCUGACUUUCCAGGAAAAAUUAUUCUAGAGGAGAAGCUUGAGGCUCCUGAUCUUGAACUGGAUGCCGAUAUGAGAAAGAUGAUCAACAUUAGAUCAGCAAGCACUCUCAGGCUGUUUGUCCCUGUUAGAGGUCGUCCAGCACCUGAGGUGAAAUGGGGCAAGGCUGACGGUGAGAUUAAGGAGACUGCACAGAUUGACAAUACUGGCAGCUACGCAUCACUUGUCAUUGAGAAUGUUGACAGAUUUGACAGUGGGAAGUACACUCUAACUGCAGAGAAUGCCAGUGGAGUGAAGUCAGUAUUCAUCAGUGUCAGAGUCCUUGAUUCACCUAGUCCACCAACCAACUUCAUAGUCAAAGAGAUUACCAAGAAUUCUGUCACUCUUACAUGGGAGCCUCCACAUCUGGAUGGUGGCUCAAAGAUUAAGCAUUAUAUUGUUGAGAAGCGUGAAAGCACCAGAAAAGUUUACUCUCCCAUCACCACCUGCAACAGAAUGUCAUGGAAAGUUGAACCUCUUCCAGAGGGUGGUAUCUUCUUCUUUAGAGUCUUGGCUGAAAAUGAAUAUGGUGUUGGUCUCCCAGCUAAAACUAUAGAACCAAUUAAGAUAUCUGAGAAACCUCAGCCACCUGGAAAAGUCAGUGUUGUUGAUGUCACCUGUAGCACAGUAACUCUUGCGUGGGAAAAGCCUGAACAUGAUGGUGGCAGCAGGAUCAGUUACUAUGAAGUCGAACUGGCACCCAAGGACAGUGAAGCUUGGUCUGUGUGUGCUAGUGUUAAGGCAUUGGAGACUGUAGUGACAAACCUACUUAAGGGAGAGGAGUACCAGUUCAGAGUUGCUGCUGUUAAUGACAAGGGCAAAAGUGAUCCCAGACAACUUGUCCAAUCAGUUGUAGCAAAGGACCUUGUAAUUGAACCUGCUGUAAGGCCGAAAGUGAGCAGCUACAGUGUUCAGGUGGGAUAUGACCUCAAAAUUGAGGUCCCCAUUGCUGGUCAUCCAAAGCCAACCAUCACUUGGACCAAGGAUGGAGCUGCCCUAAAGCAGACAACUAGGGUCAAUGUCACAGACUCGGCACGUCACACCACUCUCACCAUAAAGGAUGCUACCAAAGAGGAUGGCGGCAUGUACAGUAUCAACAUUGCCAAUGCCCUGGGUUCCAAGGAUGCUACUAUUGAGGUGAUCACCCUGGACAAACCAGGGCCACCAACAGGCCCUGUCAAGUUGGAGGACAUCAGUGCUGAGAGUAUCACUCUUAGCUGGGAACCUCCUACAUAUACAGGUGGCUGCCAAAUCUCCAACUAUGUAGUGGAGAAGAGAGAUACAACUACAACCAACUGGGUGGUUGUAUCUGCCACUGUGGCCAGAACCACGCUUAAAGUGAGCAAUCUGAAAACAGGGGCUGAAUACCAGUUCAGAAUCUAUGCUGAGAAUAGAUAUGGAAAAAGUUAUGCAAUUGACUCAGCGCCUGUUUUAGCACAGUAUCCAUUCCAGGAGCCUGGCCCACCAGGAACACCAUUUGUUUCUUCAUAUACUAAAGACUAUAUGGUGGUGGAGUGGCACAAACCCCCAUCAGAUGGAGGCAGUGCCAUCUUGGGCUACCAUUUGGAGAGGAAAGAGAAGAACAGUAUCCUCUGGACAAAGAUUAAUAAAAUGCUCAUCCAAGACUGCAGGUUCAAAUCUACUCCUCUUGAGGAAGGCAUUGAGUAUGAGUAUAGAGUUUAUGCUGAGAACAUUGUUGGCAUUGGAAAAUGCAGCAAAGUCUCUGAAGUUUAUGUAGCCCGUGACCCAUGUGAUCCUCCUGGCUGCCCUGAGGCUUUGAUUGUGACCAGGCACUCAGUGAAGCUUAAAUGGACACCCCCACAGUAUGAUGGUGGAAGCUUAGUUACUGGAUAUGUAGUGGAGAAACGUGACCUUCCUGAAGGGAAAUGGAUGAAGGCUAGCUUUGCAAACAUCAUUAACCAUGAAUUCACAGUUACUGGCCUGACAGAAGACAGUAAAUACGAUUUUAGAGUAAUUGCAAGGAAUGCAGCUGGUGCUGUCAGCAAGCCUUCUGAGAGCACAGGAUCCAUCACAGCAAAGGAUGAAGUUGAACCGCCUAAGUGUGAGACAGAUCCUAUGUAUAACCAGACCAUUGUUAUCAAUGCUGGGGAGACUUUCAGCCUGGAGGCCAUUGUGGAAGGAAAGCCCAUCCCCACAGCUCAGUGGUUCAAAGGAAAUCUUGAGGUGGAAAACUCAGCAAGAGCUGAGAUAAAAAAUACAGACUUCAAGGCUUUGCUUGUUGUGAAGGAUGCCAUCAGAGUGGAUGGUGGACAGUACACACUGGUUCUGACUAAUGUGGCUGGAACUAAAACUGUCCCAUUCAGUGUGAAGGUCCUGGACAGACCAGGCCCAUCAGAGGGACCUCUUACUGUGAGCAAUGUCACAGAAGAGAAGUGCUCAUUGUCAUGGCUGCCACCCACGCAUGAUGGAGGCGCCAGCAUUUCUCACUACAUCAUUCAAAAGAGAGAAACAAGCCGCCUAGCAUGGACUGUUGUCUCUGGUGACUGUGGAGCUACCAUGUUCAAGGUUACCAAACUUUUGAAGGGCAAUGAGUACAUUUUCAGAGUCAUGGCUGUCAACAAAUACGGUGUUGGUGAGCCUCUUGAAUCAGUGCCAGUUAUCAUGAGAAAUCCGUUUGUUCCUCCUGGCUCACCUCAGGAGCUUGAGAUCACCAACAUUACUAGGGACUCCAUGACUGUCUGCUGGAACCGCCCAGAGACCACUGGAGGCAGUGAAAUCGGCGGAUACAUUGUUGAGAAGAGAGACAGAGCUGGAGUGAGAUGGACCAAGUGCAACAAACGCAGAGUGACAGACUUGCGUUUCAGAGUAACAGGACUGACUGAGGAUCAUGAAUAUGAAUUCAGAGUUUCAGCUGAGAAUGCAGCUGGAGUGGGUCAGCCAAGCACAUGUACACCUUACCUCAAAGCCUGUGACCCUACCUUUGAACCAGGUUCUCCCACCAAUGCUCAUGUGGUCGACACAGCUAAAGACUCCAUCAGCCUGGCCUGGCAUCGACCCAUCUAUGAUGGUGGAUGUGAGAUUCAAGGUUAUGCUGUAGAAAUUACCAAGGCUGAUGAGGAGGAGUGGACUAUAUGCACCCCACCCUCUGGAGUUAAUGCUACCAAGUUUACCAUCUCCAAGUUGAUAGAGCACCAGGAAUACAAGGUGCGCAUAUGUGCCAUCAAUAAGUUGGGUGUUGGUGAGCCCACUGAGAUUCAAGGAGUUGUGAAACCCAUCGAUAAGAUUGAUCCUCCAGAAAUGAUUCUAGAUUCACAGCUUAGAAAGGGAAUAGUUGUUCGCGCAGGAGGCUCAAUGAGAAUCUGCAUUCCAUUCAAGGGACGUCCUACUCCUGAGAUCAGCUGGGCCAAGGAGGAUGGAGAACUGCCAAGUAAAGUUCAGAUAGAGACUGGUGAAGACUAUACCCAGCUCUCCGUUGACAUCUGUGAUAAAUAUGAUGCUGGAAAAUACAUCCUCAACUUGGAAAAUAGUGCUGGCACAAAAUCAGCCUUUGUCUCUGUUAAAGUUCUGGACACCCCAGGGGCCCCACUGAAUCUAACAGUAAAAGACAUUAAGAGGCAAAGCGUCACUCUGACCUGGGAGCCUCCACUUAUUGAUGGUGGUGCAAGAAUCAAGAAUUACCUGGUUGAAAAGCGUGAGUCCACCAGGAAGGUUUACUCUAAUGUAGACAACAAAUGCACAAAGACAAGCUACCGUAUCACUGGCCUCACUGAGGGAGCUAUUUACUAUUUCAGAGUCUUGGCAGAAAACGAGUUUGGCAUUGGACAGCCAGCUGAGACAGAGGACUGUGUCAAGACCUCUGAGCCUCCUCUGUCUGUGGGUAAGGUCACUUUGACAGAAGUGACAAAAACCACAGCCUCACUUUCCUGGGAGAAGCCUGAUCAUGAUGGAGGCAGCAGAAUCAUGGGCUACUACAUUGAGAUGCAGCCUGUAGGCUCAGAGGAAUGGGUGGUGGCAGCCACAUCAAAAAUCUGUGAGGGAACUGUAACAGGCCUCAGUGCAGGACAUGAGUACCUGCUUAGAGUGUCAGCUUUCAAUGAGAAGGGCAAGAGUGACCCCAGGCCUCUGGCUGCCCCAGUCACUGCUAAAGAUGUAACUAUCGAACCCAGAUUCAAGAUGAGGUUCAACACUUACAGUUUACCAUGUGGUGAUGAUCUGAAGAUUGAUAUUUCAGUGCUUGGACGCCCUGUUCCCAAGGUGGAAUGGAAGAAGGAUGGACAGGCUCUUAAAGAGACAACUAGACUAAAUGUAACCAGCACACCAUCAUCGACUAAACUGUGCAUCAAGGAUGCAAAUAAGGAAGAUUCUGGUAAAUAUACAGUCACAGCCACAAGCAGUGUGGGAACAGCUACGGAGGAGAUUACAGUUAUUAUUCUUGAUAAGCCUGGCCCACCCACAGGCCCUGUGAAGAUUGAUGAGGUGAGCUCAAAUUAUAUGUGUCUGUCAUGGGAGCCACCGCAGUAUACUGGAGGUUGUCAGAUCAACAACUACAUUGUGGAGAAGAGAGACACCACCACAACAGCAUGGCAAAUUGUAUCUGCUACUAUUGCCAGGACAACCAUCAAAGUCACCAAUUUGAAGACUGGAGUUGAAUAUCAAUUUAGAGUGUCUGCUGAAAAUAGAUAUGGAAAGAGUUCUGCAAUUAUAUCUACCGCUGUUAUUGCUCAGUAUCCAUUCAGUGAGCCUGCUGCACCAGGAACACCAAUUAUUUCUGCUGCAACAAAGGAUAACAUGGUUGUUGAGUGGAAAGCUCCCACCAACAACGGAGGAAGUCCCAUCCUUGGCUAUCACCUUGAGAGGAAGGAGAAAAACAGCCUCUUGUGGACUAAACUUAACAAGCUGCUAAUCCCAGACACACGUUUUAAGACUACAGAGUUGGAAGAAGGUAUUGAGUAUGAAUUCAGAGUUUAUGCUGAGAACAUUGCUGGACUCAGCCCAGUUAGCAAGAUCUCUGAGAGUACAGUAGCCAGGGACCCCUGUGACCCGCCAGGCACUCCCGAGGCUAUUGAAAUCACCAGAAACCUUGUGACACUCCAGUGGACCAGGCCUCAGUAUGAUGGAGGCAGUGCAAUCACUGGCUAUGUGAUUGAGAGAAGGAAACACCCCGAUACCCGCUGGAUGAAGGCCAGCUUCACCAACAUAAUUGAUACCCAGUUCACACUCACUGGCCUGACUGAGGACUGUGUAUAUGAGUUCAGAGUCAUUGCCAGGAAUGCUGCUGGCAUUUCCAGCUGUCCCUCUGAAAGCACAGGGGAAAUUACGGCCAAAGAUGAAAUUGAGGCUCCAGAUGCAACCUUGGAUUCUAAAUUCAAGGAUCUGACUGUCGUUAAUGCUGGUGAGACAUUCAUCAUUGAUGCAGACUACACUGGCAAGCCUCUGCCUGAGGUCAUUUGGUUAAAGGAAGGAAAAGAGAUCGACAAAACAACACCAAGAAUGGAGAUCAAGACCACACUCACAAGAACCAUCCUGACAGUCAAGGAGUGUAUCAGGGUGGAUGGUGGCCACUUUGUCCUCAAACUUGUCAAUGUGGGAGGAGUCAAGAUGAUCCCAGUUAAUGUUAAAGUUCUGGAUAGACCUGGUCCUCCAGAUGGACCACUAGAAGUCAAAGGGGUGACAGCUGAGAAGUGUUAUCUGCACUGGAACCAUCCUUCACAUGAUGGUGGAGCAAGUAUCUCUCACUACAUCAUUGAGAAGAGAGAGACCAGUCGUUUGUCAUGGACCAUGGUUGAGCCUAAGAUACAGGCAAUCAGCUAUAAAAUCACAAAACUCCUGCCUGGCAAUGAAUACAUCUUCAGAGUCACUGCUGUGAAUAAAUAUGGCAUUGGUGAGCCUUUAGAAUCUGACCCUGUUAUUGCUCGUAACCCCUUCACCACUCCCAGUGCCCCCUCCAAUCUAGAGGCUGGUGUUGUCACUAGGGACUCCAUAGUGCUUACCUGGGAGAGACCAGAGGAUAAUGGAGGAGCUGAGAUUGAAGGAUAUAUCCUUGAAAAGCGUGACAAGGAUGGCAUCAGAUGGAUGAAGUGCAACAAGAAGAGACUGAAUGACCUGAGAUUCAGAUGCACUGGCCUUACAGAGGGUCACUCCUAUGAAUUCAGGGUCUCAGCAGAAAAUGCUGCUGGUGUGGGAAAGCCUAGUGCACCAUCUGAAUACAUCAAGGCCUGUGAUGCCAUUUAUCCACCAGGGCCUCCAAAUAACCCCAAAGUCACCGACCAUUCAAGCACCACAGUCUCUUUGUCCUGGUCCAGACCUAUCUAUGAUGGUGGAGCACAGAUAAGUGGCUAUAUUGUUGAAAUGAAGGAGGCAGCAGAUGAUGAAUGGAUCAUUUGUACACCAUAUACUGGUGUCCAGGAUACCCACUACACUGUAAAGAGACUGAAAGAGAAUGCAGAGUACAAUUUCCGCAUCUGUGCUGUAAACUGUGAGGGAGUGGGAGAGCCCGUGGACCUACCUGUAUCAGUGAUCGCUGCUGAGAAGCUUGAGGCUCCUGAGAUUGAAUUAGAUGCUGACCUGAGGAAGAUGGUCAAUAUUCGUGCCACUGCCACCUUGCGUCUGUUUGUGACAAUCAGAGGAAUGCCUGAGCCUGAGGUCAAAUGGUCAAAGGCUGAUGGCACUCUGAAUGAGCGUGCCCAAAUUGAAGUCACAAGCUCUUACACAAUGCUGGUGAUUGAAAAUGUUGACAGAUUUGACACUGGCAAAUAUGUACUGACCCUUGAAAAUCUCAGUGGCUUUAAAUCAGCCUUCAUCAAUGUCAGAGUUCUGGAUUCCCCAAGCGCUCCUACCAACUUAGAGGUUAAGGAUGUGAAGAGAAGUUCGGUCUCUCUGUCCUGGGAGCCUCCUCUAAUUGAUGGUGGGGCUAAGAUAUCACACUACAUUGUGGAAAAGAGAGAGCAGAAAAGGAUGGCUUUCACCAGUGUUUGCACCAACUGUGUGAGGAACUCUUACAUAAUUUCUGACCUGCAGGAGGGAGGGCGAUAUUAUUUCCGUGUAUUGGCUGUGAAUGAGCUGGGGGUAGGUCUGCCUGCCUCCACAGAUCAAGUCAAGGUGUGUGAGGCUCCUUUGCCUCCUGGUAAGAUUGUUGUGGUAGAUGUGACUCGUCAUACUGUUACCCUUUCCUGGGAGAAACCUGACUAUGAUGGAGGCAGCAAAAUUACAAAUUAUAUUGUGGAGAUGCAGCCCAAGGGAGAGGACAAAUGGACUGUAUGCAGUGAAGUCAAAGCACUGGAAGCUACUAUUGACGGACUUGCAACCGGAGAGGAAUAUGCCUUCAGGGUAAUUGCUGUAAAUGACAAGGGCAAGAGUGAUGCCAAGCCCCUGGCUACCCCUGUGGUGGUGAAGGACAUCACAAUGGAGCCCAUCAUCAACCUGCUGUUUGAUACAUACAGUGUAAAAGCAGGAGAUGACUUGAAGAUUGAUGUUCCGUUCAGAGGCAGACCUCAGCCUGAGGCGUCCUGGAAAAAGGACGGACAGUUGCUUAAGCAGACAACAAGAGUCAAUGUUCUUUCUUCAAAGACUUCAUCCAAGAUUUUGAUCAAAGAUGCAACCAAGGAUGAUGUAGGAAAGUAUGAGAUUACUCUGACUAACUCAGUUGGCACCAAGACAGCUGAAAUAUCUGUUAUUAUCUUAGACAAACCUGGCCCACCAAGCAACAUUAAAGUGGAUGAGGUGAGCGCUGACUUCAUCUCUCUGUCUUGGGAUCCUCCAACCUAUGAGGGCGGAUGCCAGAUCAACAACUAUGUGGUGGAGAAGAGAGACACUACCACGACCACAUGGCAGAUUGUUUCUGCAACAGUAGCCAGGACAUCAAUCAAAGUAUCACGUCUGACUCAAGGAACAGAGUACCAGUUCCGUAUUGCAGCUGAGAAUCGUUAUGGCAAGAGUCAUGCAAUUGACUCUGCUCCUGUUGUUGCUCAGUAUCCCUUCGAGCCUCCCGGCCCUCCAACCAACCUACAUGUUGCUCAUGCCACCAAGUAUGGCAUGCUUGUGGUAUGGGGCCGACCUGCCAGUGAUGGUGGAAGCCCUGUUAUUGGUUAUCACAUUGAAUGCAAAGACCAAAGCAGCAUCUUGUGGACCAAAGUCAACAGAGCUCUGCUAGCUGAGAACCAAUUCAAAAUGACAGGCAUUGAAGAAGGCCUGCUGUAUCAGUUUAGAGUCUAUGCUGAGAAUCUUGCUGGCAUUGGUCCAUGCACUAAGGCCAGUGACGCUGUAGCCGCCAGGGAUCCAUGUGAACCUCCACGUAACCUUAGAGUCACCAACAUUACCAGGACAUCAGUUUCCCUUUUCUGGGAUAAGCCAGAGUAUGAUAGCAGCGCAAAGGUUACUGGCUACAUUGUUGAGCGUAAAGAACUUCCAAAUGGCCGCUGGCUGAAAUGUAACUUCACCAACCUGCAAGACACCUACUUCGAUGUCACAGGCCUCACAGAAGAUGUCCAAUAUGACUUCCAUGUCAUUGCUAAGAAUUCUGCAGAGUUGUUGAGUGCUCCCUCUGAGAGCACUGGUCCUGUCACAGUCAAGGAUGAUGUGGACCCUCCCACUAUUAUCCUGGAAGAUAAGUUGAGACAGCUGGUUGUCAUUAAGGCGGGAGAGAUCCUAAGAAUUGAUGCUGAAAUCACAGGCCGUCCACUCCCAGUUGUCUCAUGGUCUAAGGAUGGAAAGGAGAUCCAGGCCAAGGCCAGGUGUGAGAUCACCUCGACUAACUUUGCAACCACACUGAUUGUCAGAGACGCUAUUAGGAGGGACUCUGGUCAGUAUGUCCUGACCCUGCAUAAUGUGGCAGGAACCAGGUCCGUUGCUGUCAAUUGUAAGGUUCUGGACAGACCUGGACCUGCCUCAGGUCCUUUGGCAGUGUCUGGCCUCACAGCAGAGAAAUGCACAAUAUCUUGGGGACCCCCUCAGGAGAAUGGUGGUGCUGAAAUCAUGCAUUACAUUGUGGAGAAACGUGAGACCAGUCGCCUUGCAUGGACUCUUGUCUAUGGUGACAUGAAGGCAACCACCUGUAAAGUGACCAAGCUGCUCAAAGGAAAUGAAUACAUCUUCAGAGUCAGGGGAGUAAACAAAUAUGGUGAUGGUGAGGCCCUGGAGAGUGACCCAACAAAGGCCAUGGAUCCAUUCACUGUGCCUGCAGCUCCCACUAACGUCCAGGUCACCUCCGUUACUAGUGAGGCAAUGACCAUAUGUUGGGAAAGACCAAUUUCUGAUGGUGGCAGUAGUAUCGCCGGCUAUGUCAUUGAAAAGCGAGAGAAAACUGGCCUUCGAUGGUGCCGUGUCAACAAGAAACCUGUUUAUGACCUCAGAGUCAAAGCCUCACGCCUUCGUGAGGGCAGUGAGUAUGAGUACAGAGUGUUUGCAGAGAAUGCUGCUGGUCUCAGUGCUCCCAGUAUCCCUUGUCCACUCACCAAGGCUGAAGACCCCCAGUUCUUGCCCUCACCUCCUGCUAAGCCUAAGAUCAUUGACUCUACAAAGUCCACAGUAACAUUGUCAUGGAACAAGCCACUAUUUGAUGGUGGAGCACCUGUGACUGGUUACAGAGUAGAAUACAGGAAGACUUUAGAUGAUGAAUGGAUUGUUGGAGUCCAGAACACCAAGAACACAGAGUUUACAGUGGUAAAAUUGACACCUGGGGCUGAAUAUGUGUUUGUUGUCAAGUCCAUUAACAAGAUUGGAGUCAGUGAGCCCAGUCCUGAGUCAGAUAAACAGAUCGCAAAAGAAAGAGAGGAGGAGCCAGUCUUUGACAUCAGCAAUGAGAUGAGGAAGACUCUUAUUGUGAAGGAUGGCAGCUCAUUCACCAUGACAGUGCCCUUCAGAGGCAAACCAAUCCCCACAGUUACAUGGACUAAGCCUGAUGUUGACCUUAGAGUUCGUGCUGUAAUUGAUACCACAGACACCUUCACUUCCAUCACCUUAGAGAAAGCAACUCGCAAUGACUCGGGCAAAUACACUGUCACAUUGUCCAGUGUAGCUGGAACCUCCUCUUUGGCUCUCAAUGUCAGAGUCCUGGACUCACCUGGAGCCCCUGCCCGUGUAGAGGUCAAGGAUGUGACCAAAACCUCUGCUACUGUCACUUGGGACACUCCAGAGAAUGAAGGAGGCGGACCAGUCAAGAACUACCUUGUUGAUAUCCGUGAGGCCAGCAAGAAAGGCUGGACCAGGUUGACUGACACAUGCCACAGACUGACAUACAAGGUGACAGACCUGAAGGAGGGGGAAGUCUACUACUUCAGAGUAACAGGAGAGAAUGAGUACGGUGUUGGUGUUUCUGCUGAGACCAAAGAAGGAACCAAGAUCACAGAAAAACCAAGCCCACCACCAAAAUUGGGUGUAACUGAGGUGACCAAGGAGAGUGUGACCCUGGCCUGGGCUAAACCAGAACAAGAUGGAGGCAGCAGAAUUACUGGCUACCUGAUAGAAGCUCUGGAGAAGGGCCAGGAGAAGUGGGUUAAGUGUGGUGUAACCAAGUUCAUCCACUUCACAGUUUCUGGUCUGAGGGAGAAUGCUGAGUACUUCUUCAGAGUCAGAGCAGAGAACCAUGCUGGAUUCAGUGAUAUUAAGGAAAUGGUCACCCCUGUAAUGGUGAAAGACCAGUUUGAAUCUCCAGAGAUCAUCAUGAAGGACUUCCCCCACAACACUGUGUAUGUAAGAGCCGGCUCCACUCUCAAGUGUGAGAUCCCACUGACAGGUCGGCCUUUGCCUAAAGUCAGCCUGUCCAAGGAUAAUGUGCCGCUCAAAUCAACAAUGAGAUUUAAUUCUGAAGUCACUCUGGACAGCAUCAAGAUCACUUUGCGCGAAAGCAUUGCUGGGGACUCAGGACGAUAUGAUAUCACUGCAUCCAACUCAAGUGGAACCACCAAGUCUUUCGUAAAUAUUGUGGUUCUGGACCGCCCCAGUGCCCCACUUGGACCUGUGGAACUGUACGAUGUCACAGAAGACAGUGUGAGCCUAAAGUGGCUCCCACCGGCAUAUGAAGGUGGCAGCCCCAUCACCAAUUACAUUAUCCAGAAGAGAGAGACAACAACAGCCAACUGGAUGGAUGUGUCUUCUGCUGUGGCUCGCUGUACCAUGAAGAUAAUGAAGCUGACAACUGGCCUGGAAUACCAGUUCAGAAUCAGAGCUGAGAACAGAUAUGGAAUCAGUGAGCACAUCGACUCACCAACAGUCACUGUCAGCCUUCCUUACACUAUUCCUGAUGCACCAUCGACUCCAGAGAUCACUGCUGUAACCAGGGAGACCAUCACUGUGACCUGGAAGGAGCCUAAGUCAGAUGGUGGCAGCCAUGUGUUUGGCUACCAUCUCCAGAUGAAAGACAGAAACAGCAUCCUUUGGCAGAGAGUCAACAAAAUGGUGAUCCGUGCAACACAUUUCAAGGUCACCAGCAUCAAUGCUGGACUUAUUUAUGAGUUCAAGGUGGCAGCAGAGAAUGCUGCUGGAAUUAGUGCCUUCAGCAAGGUUUCUGAUGCAGUGCUGGCUAUUGAUGCCUGUGAGCCACCCAUCAACUUGCGCAUCAGUGACAUCACCAAGAACUCCAUUAGCCUAGCCUGGCAGAAGCCCAACUAUGACGGUGGAUCCCCGAUCACUGGCUACAUCAUUGAGAAGAGAGAGGGCACUGGUGCCAGAUGGUCCAAGACUAACCUUACCAAUGUCACAGACACCCGCUUCACUGUGACUGGCCUUACCCAGGACGAGACGUACGAGUUCAGAGUCAUGGCUAAAAAUGCUGUUGGCUCAGUUAGCAACUCAUCUAUAACUGCUGGGCCAGUUACAUGUGUGGAUACCUAUGGUGCCCCAGAGAUUGAAAUACCUCAGGAGUAUCUGAAUGAGGUUAAGUACAUGGCUGACUCUAAUGUGGAGCUUAAGUUUAAUAUCACAGCCAAACCUGCUCCCAGUAUUGAGUGGUUUAAGGAUGGCAGAGAGCUUAAGCCCACUGCCCAACUCUCUUUCAAACACACAUCUGAAUCAACCAGUUUGUUCUUGAGGGAAACCACUCGUCUGAACUCUGGAACCUAUGAGGUCAAGGUGAAGAACUCCCUAGGAUCUGCAUGUGGCCUUGUCAGGCUGCUCAUUCAAGACAAGCCAGGCCCCCCCGAUGGAGAGAUUCAGUUUAAGAAGGUGACAGCUGACAACAUCACCAUCAUGUGGUCCCCACCUGCUGACGAGGGUGGUGCAAUGGUAACGCAUUACAUUGUGGAAAAGAGGGAGACCAGCCGCAUUAUGUGGUCCAUUGUCUCAGAAAAGCUGGUAGACUGCAUUGUUAAUGUGCAGAGACUCAUCCAGGGCAAUGAGUACAUCUUCAGAGUCCGUGGAGUGAACAAGUACGGCAUUGGAGACCCAUUGGAGUCCGAGCCAGUAAUUGCCAAGAAUGCAUUUGUUCCUCCUACUGAGCCAUCCAAGCCUAAAGUGACCAUGAUCACCAAGUCCACCAUGACAGUAAUAUGGGAAAGACCAGCAUUGGAUGGAGGAAGCGACAUCGAUGGUUACUACCUGGAAAAGAGGGAGAAGAAGAGUCUGCAAUGGUUCAAGGUGGUGAAGGGCACCAUCAGAGACACCAGGCAGAAAGUCUCCAACCUGGUGGAGAAUAAUGAGUACCAAUACAGAGUUUGUGCUGUCAACAAGGCUGGAGCUGGAAACUAUUCUGAGGCUUCUGACCUCUAUUUGGCCUAUGACCCCAUUGAUCUGCCCGGUGAGCCAUCCAAGCUGUGUGUGAUAGACUCUACAAAGACCUCCAUCACCCUUGGCUGGGAGAAGCCUGUCUAUGAUGGCGGUAGUGAAAUCACACACUACAUUUUGGAACAGAUGAACACAGAGGAGAAAGAAUGGGUGAUCAUCAACCCAAAGGUCAAGACCUGCGAGUAUGUGGUUUCUCACCUGAAACCUGGAACCUACUACUAUUUCAGAGUCUCUGCUGUAAACUGCAAAGGCAAAGGAGAAGACAUCAAAAUGUACCAGCCUAUUCAAGCCAAAGAUAUCUUGGAGGAAGCAGAUUUGGACUUGGAUGUUCCUAUGACAACCCAGUACACAGCCAGGGCUGGACGUGACGUGGAAGUCUUUAUCCCCCUGAAGGGACGCCCAGCCCCUAACAUCACCUGGCGCCGUGGCGAUCGCAACAUUGCCGGUGACAACCGCUACACCAUCAGUAGCAGUGAGCGAGCCACAACGCUCCUCAUCCCUAAGGUCACUCGUGAUGACUGUGGAAAGUACCUGCUGGAGAUUGAGAACGGCGUAGGAGAACCUAAGAUAAUUACAGUUUCCCUUAAGGUUCUGGACAGUCCAUCCACCUGCCAGAAACUAAUCAUCAAGAAUGUGACAAGAGGAAAGCUGACACUCAGCUGGGAGGCUCCUGUUAUUGAUGGUGGUUCCCCUGUCACUAAUUACAUUGUUGAGAGGAAGGCCUCCACCAUGAAGGCUUACCAGGUAAUCAGUGCAGAGUGUGCCAACACAACUUAUAAAGUGUCAGGCCUUGAGGAGGACAUAGCUUACUUCUUCCGUGUAUCUGCUGAAAACGAGUAUGGUGUGGGUGACACUUGUGAGACCACCGAGCCUGUCAGAGCCACUGAAACUCCAGGAGCUGUUAAAGACCUGGUGAUGGUUGACUCCACAAAGAAAUCUGUUACCCUACAGUGGACAAAACCUGACCAUGAUGGUGGCAGCCACAUUACAGAAUACAUAAUUGAGAAGAGAACCAAGGAAGAUCCCACCUGGACUCUGGGUGCGACAUGCAAGCGCUGCAGCUGUGAAGUGACAGGACUCAAGGAGAACACUAUCAUGGAUUUCAGAGUGUUUGCCAAGAACGAGAAGGGCAAAAGUGAUUUCUCCCAGAUUGGUCCCAUCACAGUGGUGGACUUCAUCAUUCCACCGGAGGCCAACAUGAUUGACUACCCCAAUGGAGAACUUGCUGUUCGUAUUGGUCAGAACAUCCACAUUGAGUUGCCUUUCAAGGGUAAACCAAGACCUGCAAUCAGCUGGUUAAAGGAUAACUUCCCUCUGAAGGAGAGUGAUAAGAUUCGCUUCCGGACCACUGACAACAAGACUGCAGUCACAGUCAGAGGAGCCAAGAAGGAACAUGCAGGCCAGUACACCUUGGUUCUGGACAACAGAGUCAUCAAAAACUACUUUGAUAUUAAUGUGAUCACUCUGGGAGCUCCCUCAGUGCCUGUUGGUCCCAUCCGCUUUGAUGAGAUUAAAGCCCAGAGUAUCAUUAUCUCCUGGGAUGUGCCAAAGGAAGAUGGAGGUGGUGAGAUCACCUGCUACAGCGUGGAGAAACGUGAAACCUCCCAGGCCAAUUGGAAGAUGGUCUGCUCCAGCGUUGUAAGGACCACCUUCAAGAUUCCCAACUUGGUCAAGGGAACGCAGUACCAGUUCAGAGUCCGUGCAGAGAACAAGUAUGGAGUCAGUGAACCGCUCACCUCCUCAGACAUUGUUGCCCAGCACCAGUAUAAACCUCCAGGCCCUCCAGGAAAGCCAGUGGCUUACAACAUCACAAGUGAUGGCAUGACCAUCAGGUGGGAGGCCCCUGGCUUUGAUGGAGGAUCCCCGAUAUUGGGCUAUCAUGUUGAGAAAAAGGACAGGAACAGCCUCAUGUGGCAAAAGGUGAACUCCACUAUCAUUUCCAACAAAGAGUACAGGAUCAUUGGUCUCAUUGAGGGUCUGGAGUACUCCUUUAGAAUCUAUGCUGAGAACAACGCCGGACUGAGUCCUGUUAGUGAACAGAGUAAACAUGCGCUCGCCAUCUCCCCUGUUGAUCCACCUGGUAACCCUGUCUGCAUCGAUGUGACCAGGGACUCAGUGACCCUGAAGUGGGACAUCCCCAAGAGGGACGGUGGCAGCAAAAUUGUGGCAUACAGUGUGGAGCGGCGCCAGGGUAGAGGCAAAUGGCUGCGGUGCAACUUCACUGAUAUAAGCGAGACCCAGUUCACGGUGACUGGCCUGUCUGCUGGAGACAGAUUUGAAUUCAGAGUAAUUGCUAGGAAUGCUGUGGGCACAGUCAGUCCACCAUCUAACUCUUCUGGAUACAUUAUGACAAAGGAUGAGAGCAUUGCUCCUGAGAUUGAGUGGUCUCCAGACCAGGUCCUCACUCUUAGGGCAGGAGAAAACGUUAAGCUUGCCUGUAGCAUCACUGGACGUCCCGUUCCCCAGGUUAUUUGGUACAAGGAUGGCAAAGAGAUUGACAAGAGGAUCAUGAUUGACAUCGAGAUUACCACAGACAUUGGCACCAGCAGUGUUUUUAUCCGUGAUGCUGAUAGAAACCACCGUGGCAUCUACACUGUAGAGGCCAAGAACAGCUCUGGCACUAAGAAAGCUGAUGUAAAUGUCAGAGUACAAGAUACCCCUGGACCUGUUGAGGGUCCCAUCCGUUUCACCGGUAUCACAGCGGAGAAGUGCACCGUUUGGUGGAACCCACCAGAGAACGACGGCUGUGCCGCCAUCACUCACUAUGUGGUGGAGAAGAGGGAGACAUCUCGGAUAUCCUGGGCAUUGGUCACCUCCAAAUGUGAAGCUUGCUCUUACAAUGCCACCAACCUUAUCAAAGGCAAUGAGUACCAAUUCAGGAUCUCUGCUGUCAACAAAUUUGGUGUUGGCAAACCACUGGACUCUGAUCCUAUCAUCGCACAGAUGCAAUACACUGUGCCCGAUGCCCCUGGUACCCCAGAUGCUACCCAUGUGACCGGAAGUAGCAUUACCUUGUGUUGGAACAGGCCAAGGUCAGAUGGUGGUAACGAGAUCAAACAAUACAUCUUGGAGAGGAGAGAGAAGAAGAGUCUACGCUGGGUGAAGGUUUCCUCUAAGAGGGCAAUCACUGAGCUAAGACACCGUGUCACCAACCUCACUGAGGGCAACGAAUAUGAGUUCCGUGUCAUGGCUGAAAAUGGUGCUGGCGUUGGACCAGCCAGCAGUACCUCUAGGCUAUUCAAAUGCAGAGAACCAACAAGUACUCCCAGUGCCCCCACUGUAAUCAAGGUCAUUGAUUCCACCAAGUCUUCAGUCAGCCUGGAAUGGACCAAGCCAGUCUUUGAUGGUGGUAUGGAAAUCAUUGGCUACAAUAUUGACAUGUGUAAGGCCAGUCUGGAGGAGUGGCAUAGAGUCAACAGCCAGAUUUGCCUCCACACUAAGUACACUGCCAAGGGUCUAGUGCCUGGAGAGCUCUACAAGUUCAGGGUCAGCGCUGUGAAUGGCUCUGGAGAAGGUGAAGCCUCAGUGAUGCCAAACCCUGUUCAGGCUCUGGACCGACUUACAUCUCCUGAGAUCGACAUUGACGCAAAUUUCAAGCAGACUCACAUUGUAAAGAACGGCGGCACUGUCACCCUCCAAAUUGCCUUCCGUGGCAAACCAGCUCCUCUCGCCACCUGGUCUAAAGCAGAUGGUGAGCUGCCUGUCAUGGCUGACAUCAACACCACAGAUUCCUCCUCUACUUUGACCAUUGAGGGCUGCACCAGGUAUGAGGCUGGCAAAUACACCCUGUCCCUCGAGAACAAUAGCGGGCGUAAGUCUAUUACAUUCACUGUCAAAGUGCUGGACACACCUGGACCUCCAGGAGCCAUCACUUUCAAAGAUGUUACCUGUGGAGCCUUGACAUUGAUGUGGGAUGCCCCUACAAAUGAUGGUGGAUCCCGAAUUCACCACUACACUGUGGACAAACGUGAGGCCAGUCGCCUUGCUUGGCAGGAGAUCAGCUCUAAAUGCUCUCGCCAGAUGAUCAGAGUUACUGGUCUCGAUAUUGGCGUGCCACAUCUGUUCAGGGUGACUGCUGUUAACCAGUAUGGCCAGGGAGAAGCUCACGAGAUGACGGAACCCAUCAUUGCCACAGAAGAACCUGCACCGCCCAAGAGACUGGAUGUUGUUGACACAUCCAACUCCACAGCCUCCCUGGUGUGGCUUAAACCCGAGCAUGAUGGAGGCAGCCGCAUCAGAGGUUACAUUGUUGAAUUCAGAGCUAAAGGCAGUGACCGCUGGGUUGUUAGCGGAGAGACCAGGUCCCUAAAGAUGCUGGUGGAGGGUCUAAUUGAGAACACAGAGUAUGACUUCAGAGUCAAGGCCAAGAAUGAUGCUGGAAUCAGUGAGCCUCAAGGCACCUUCAGCUCUGUGGUCAUUAAGGAGCCUCGCAUUGAACCAACUGCUGACCUCAGCAGCAUCACCAACCAGCUUAUCACCUGCAAGGUCUCCAACAACUUCAUAAUCGACAUCCCCAUCAGCGGCAGGCCUGCACCCAAAGUCACCUGGAAGCUGGAGGAGAUGAAGCUGAAGGAGACUGAUCGAGUCUCCAUCAAAACCACAAAAGAGAGGACCACUCUGGUGGUGAAAGAUGGCAAGAGAAGCGACAGUGGCAAAUACUACCUGAUCCUGGAAAAUUCUGCUGGUGUGAAGACAUUUACAGUGACCGUGGUUGUAGUUGGCAGACCGAGCCCGCCCACAGGCCCUGUGGAAAUUUCUGGAGUCUCCUCGGAGUCCUGCACCUUGUCCUGGUCGGAACCAGCUGAUGAUGGUGGCAGUGACAUCAGCAACUACAUUGUGGAAAAACGAGAGUCUGGCUCUGCCUCCUGGCAAGUAGUAAACUCAAGCGUGAAAAGAACCACUAUCAAAGUGACACAUCUUACCAAGUAUAUGGAAUACACAUUCAGAGUGUGCGCUGAGAACAAGUUUGGAGUCAGCAAGUCCAUUGAGUCUGCUCCUGUUGUCAUCGAGCAUCCAUUUAUUCCUCCAAGUCCACCAACUCGUCCAGAUGUGGUAUCUGUGUCUGCCAAUGCCAUCAGCAUCAAGUGGGAUGUGCCAUACACUGAUGGUGGCAGCCAGGUGACAGGCUACUGGAUUGAGAAGAAGGAGAGGAACACAAUCUUGUGGGUGAGGGAGAAUAAAUUGCCCUGCCUCGAGUGCCAUUACAAAGUCUCCAACCUGAUCGAGGGCCUGGAGUACCAGUUUAGGGUAUAUGCCAUGAACAUCGCCGGACUCAGCAAGGCCAGCGAGGCCUCCAGACCUGUGACGGCGCUCAAUCCUGUUGAUCCUCCUGGUAAACCUGAGGUCACUGACAUCACCCGCUCCUCCGUGUCAUUAUGCUGGACCGUGCCACUCAAUGAUGGUGGUAGCAAGAUUGUUGGUUACGUGGUGGAGAGGAAAGUGUAUAGCACAGAUGAGUGGGAUGACAACCGCUGGCUCAAGUGCAACUACACCACUAUCACAGAGAACUACUUCACUGUCAGCAACCUUGGAGAAGGGGAGACCUAUGAGUACCGUGUCAUUGCCAAGAAUGCUGCCGGUGUCCACAGUUCACCCUCUGAGUCCACUGGACCAGUCACAUGCAAAGAUGAAUACUCUCCUCCCAAAGCUGAACUGGACAGCAAGCUGGUGGGCGAGACUGUCACUGUCACCGCUGGCUCUGACCUCGUCCUGGAUGGAGCUGUGGGUGGUAAACCAGAGCCUACCGUGUACUGGUCAAAGGGAGACAAGAUUUUGGAGCUUGGAGAGAAAUACUCUCUGACCUACACUGCAACCAGAGCCAUGGCCGUGAUCAAGAACUGUGACAGAUACGACACAGGCAGAUACAUUCUGACUGUCAAGAAUGCCAGCGGAAUCAAGACUGCCGCCGUCAGCGUCAAAGUUCUGGAUACUCCUGGAGCUCCGGCUGACAAGAUUGUGAUCAGCAGAGUGACAGAGGAGAAGUGUACAGUGUCCUGGAAGAUUCCUCUGGAGGAUGGUGGAGACAGCAUCAGCCAUUACAUUGUAGAGCGGCGUGAAACAAGCCGCCUCAACUGGGUCAUCAUGGAGACCGAAUGCAAGUCACUAUCAUGUGUCAGCUCCAGGCUAAUCAAGAACAAUGAGUACAUCUUCAGAGUCAGAGGAGUCAACAAGUUUGGGCCUGGAGUUCCUCUGGAGUCUGACCCCGUCAUUGCCAGGAACGCCUACACCAUUACAUCCCAGCCGGGCACUCCAGAGGCUACCGCUGUGGGUAAGGAGCAUGUCAUCAUUGAAUGGCUGAAGCCUGAGAGUGAUGGAGGCAGCGAGAUCAAAAACUACAUAGUGGAUAAACGAGAGAAGAGCAGCACCAGAUGGACAAGGGUGAAUAGGACUUACACCAUCUAUGACACCCGGCUAAAGAUCACAGGUCUCCUGGAAGGAAGCGAGUACCAGUUCAGAGUGACUGCGGUCAACGCCGCUGGAGACAGCCAGCCGAGCGAUGCCUCACCAUACAUCCUCUGCAAAGACCCAACAUAUACCCCAGCUCCUCCAUCAGUGCCUCGCAUCACUGACACAACCAAGCACAGCAUCAGCAUGACCUGGACCAGGCCCAUGUAUGAUGGUGGCUCAGAUGUUACUGGCUAUGUGGUGGAGAUCCUUGAAGAAGGCACUGAGCAGUGGUAUCGCGCCACCGCCAAGGCUCUCAAGACCAAUGAGUAUGUGGCCGCUGGCCUGGCAGCCAAUAAGAAGUACAGAUUCAGGGUGGCUGCCAUCAACAGCAACGGCACCGGCGAGUUCAGUGAACCUAGCGCUGAGGUUGAGCCGUUGGAGAGAAUCGAAAUGCCCGACCUGGAGCUGGCUGAUGACCUGAAGAAAACUGUGUGUGUGCGCGCUGGAGGAACCCUGCGUCUGAUGGUGUUUGUCACUGGCCGGCCGGCACCAGUUGUGGCCUGGAGGAAGACUGGCGUUGAGCUGCAGACCCGUGGCUACAUUGAGACCACAGAUAGCUACACCUCGCUGAUGGUGGAGAAGGUCAAUCGCUACGACUCUGGAAAAUAUGUUGUUGAGGCAGAGAACCCAUCUGGCAAGAAGACUGCCACCAUCCUGGUUAAAGUCUACGACACUCCUGGUCCUCCAGGUUCUGUGAAGGUGAAGGACUACACCAAGGAGUCCGUUGUGAUCACCUGGGACGUCCCGAGCAUUGACGGUGGCGCCCAUGUCAGCAACUACAUCAUAGAGAAGCGAGAAGCCGACAUGAAGUCAUACAAGACUGUAACCACUGAGUGUAGGAAAACCUUGUUUAGGAUCACUGGUCUGGAGGAGGGAGCCCACUACUUCUUUAGAGUCCUGCCAGAGAACAUCUAUGGUGUCGGAGAGCCUUGUGAGACAGCUGAGGCCGUGCUGGUAUGCGAGGUGCCUUCUGUGCCUCUGAACCUCCAGAUUGUCGAUGUCACCAAGUCCACUGUCACACUACAUUGGGAUAAGCCACUGCAUGAUGGUGGCAGCAGGCUGACGGGCUUCCUCAUCGAGGCCUGUAAGGUGGGCUCAGACAGAUGGAGUGCUGUGGCAACAGUUAAGGCUUCAGUGUCUCAGUACACUAUCCAGUCUCUGAUGGAGAAUGACCAGUACCUGUUCAGAAUCCGAGCCACCAACAGCAGGGGAGCCAGCGAACCCAUGGAUACAGUCACUCCUGUCACAAUCCAGGACAUCAAGGUGAUGCCCAAGAUCGACAUGACCAACAUUCCUCAAAAGAUUGUCCAUGUGCACCGUGGCAAACCAAUCGACCUCAACAUCCCCAUAAAGGCCAAACCUCCUCCCGUCUGCUCCUGGUCCUUUGGCGGCAUCAAGCUGAAGGACAGCCUGGACCGCAUUAAGAUUGACAGCAACGGCAAAUACACUCAUCUUGUCAUCCGCGAAACAACCAUCAAUGACACAGGAGACUACACACUUGAGGUGAAGAAUGCCAUUGGCAUGGCAACUGAGGUCAUCAAGGUCAUCAUCCUCGACAAACCUGGCAUCCCUGUUGGACCAGUGAAGAUUGAGGAAGUUGAUGGCGUGUCAGUGACAGUCAGCUGGGAACCUCCAGAGAAGGAUGGUGGUGCCAACGUCAGUGGUUAUGUGGUGGAGCAACGUGAUGCCCACCGGCCAGGCUGGUCCACCGUCUCAGAGUCAGUGACCCGACCCUGCUUCAAAUUUACUAGACUCUCUGAGGGAACCGAAUAUGUGUUCCGCGUUGCUGCCAUGAAUCGCUUUGGUGUUGGUGGCUUCCUACAGUCUGAGGUGGUGGAGUGCAAGAGUGCUAAGACCAUUCCUGGACCUCCAAGCAGACCAGAGGUGUUGGAUGUCACCCACGAGGGCAUGACCCUGACCUGGCAUCCACCUGAGGACAACGGUGGCUCCACCAUUGCUGGCUACAUUAUUGAACGAAAAGAGGCCCAUACUGACAGGUGGAUGAGGAUCAACAAGAAUCCUGUCACCAUGACUAGGUAUCGCUCCUCCGGCCUGAUAGAGGGCCUGGAGUAUGAACACCGGAUCACUGCUAUCAACUCCAGAGGAAAUGGCAAACCCAGCGAGAGCUCUGCAAUCACCAUCGCCAUGGAUCCCAUUGAGCCUCCAGGUCUUCCAGUUCAGCCCAGAGUCACAGACACCACAAGGACUUCAGUCUCUCUUGCCUGGCUGCCACCUGAGGAGGAGGGCGGUUCAGUCAUUAGUGGUUACUUUAUUGAGAUGCAGAAGGUUGACCAGGUGGAAUGGACCCUGUGCAACACUACGCCCAUCAAGAUGUGCGAGUACACCCUCACCCACAUGCCCCAGGGUGCCGAGUACAAAUUCAGAAUCAUUGCCUGCAAUGCAGGUGGUUCUGGAGAGCCUGCUGAAAUCCCUGGAGUGGUCAAAGUCCAGGAAAUGCUUGAUUAUCCUGACUAUGAGCUUGAUCGUAAAUACGAGGAGGGCUACGUGGUGCGGCAGGGUGGAGUCAUCCAUCUGUCUGUGCCCAUCAAGGGUAAACCCAUCCCUACAUGCAAGUGGACCAAGGAUGGUCGCGAUAUCUCUCACCGGGCCAUGAUUGCCACUCAUGAUGACAUCACUGAGCUGGUCAUCAAAGAAGCACACAAAGAUGACACCGGUACUUAUGACCUGGUGCUGGAAAACAAAUGCGGCAGGAAGGCCGUGUACAUCAAGGUGAAGGUGAUAGGUCGCCCUGAUGUCCCAGAGGGACCUCUGGAGUUUGACGACAUUCAGGCCAGAUCAGUCCGGGUCAGCUGGAGACCACCAUCAGAUGAUGGCGGCUCUGACGUCCUUGGAUACAUUGUCGAAAGGCGGGAAGUACCCAAGGCUGCCUGGUGCACAGUGGAUGCUCGGGUUACUGAGACCUCUCUUGUGGUGAAGGGCCUGAAGGAGAAUGUGGAGUAUCACUUCAAAGUUUCCGCCGAGAACCAGUUUGGCAUCAGCAGAUCUCUCAAGUCUGAUCAGGCUAUCAUGCCAAAGACACCGCUUUGCCCACCAGAACCUCCCAGCAACCCACCAGAGAUCAUGGACGUAACCAAGACUACGGUGUCUCUGUCCUGGGCCCGGCCAAGGGAUGAUGGUGGUUCCCGUGUGACAGGAUACUACGUGGAGAGAAGGGAGAUUUCAACAGAGAAGUGGGUCCGCCACAACAAGACCCACAUCACUACCACCAUGUACAAUGUCACCGGUCUCAUCCCUGAUGCAGAGUAUAUGUUCAGAGUUGUGGCUCAAAACGACAUUGGGCAGAGUGAGCCUGGUCCUACCUCAGAGUCUGUGGUUUGCAAAGAUCCAUUUGAUAAACCCAGCCAACCAGGAGAGAUUGACAUCAUCUCAGUCACCAAAGACUGCAUCACAAUCCACUGGCUCAGGCCCGAGCAUGAUGGCGGCAAAGAGAUUCUGGGUUACUGGAUUGAGUUCAGGCAGGCUGGAGAAAGUGCAUGGAAGAAAUGCAACAAGGAGCGCUCAAAGGACCGUCAGUUCACAAUGGGCGGCUUGAUGGAGGCCACUGAGUACGAGUUCAGAAUCAUUGCUGAGAAUGAAACAGGAUUCAGCCGACCUCGUCGCACACCCAUGGGCAUCAAGACCAAACUGAGUGUUGGAGAGGCUCCAGCUUUGAAGGAAGAGAUCCAAGAUGCAACCACCAAGCUGGGCGAGUCCGGCACUCUGACCUGUGGGAUCAUUGGCAGACCUCUGCCUGAGAUUAAGUGGUACCGUUAUGGCAAGGAACUGAUCCAAAGUCGCAAGUACAAGAUGAGCUCAGAUGGCCGCAACCACUCCCUCAGCAUCCUGACAGAUGAGCAGGAAGACGAAGGCUUGUACACCUGUAGAGCUGUCAACGAGGCUGGAGAGAUCGAGACCAGUGGCAAACUGCGUUUGCAGGCGGCGCCACAGUUCCACCCAGGCUUCCCUCUGAAGGAGAGGUACUUAGCUGGAGCUGGCACCAGCCUUCGCCUCCAUGUUGUAUACAUUGGGCGUCCCAUCCCCCAGAUCAUGUGGUUCUAUGGCAAGAAGCCUUUGAACUCAUCAGAAAAUGUGAUUAUUGAGAACACUGAAAGCUACACCCACCUGGUGGUGAGGAACGUACAGAGGAAGACCAAUGCUGGCCGCUACAAGGUGCAGCUCAGCAAUGUCUAUGGAACCAUUGACACUGUGCUGCGUGUUGAAAUCCAAGAUAAACCAUCCAUCCCUGAGGGCCCUGUUGUUGUUGAUGCACUGCUGAAGAGCUCAGUUGUCAUCAGCUGGAAGGUUCCCCUGGAUGACGGCGGCUCCAUGAUCACCAACUACAUUGUGGAGAAGCGUGAGGCCAAAGAAGGCGAGCAGUGGAACCUGGUGUCCUCCUCCGUUUCUGGCACCACCUGCCGUGUCCCCAACCUGACAGAGAAUGCUGGGUACUACUUCAGAGUCUCUGCCCAGAAUCAGUAUGGUGUCAGUGAGUCUCUGGAGAUCCCAGCUGUGGUCAUCAUUAAGAGUCCAUUUGAAAAACCUGGCAUCCCACAGCAGCCCUUCAUUAUGAGUUCUACUCGGGACUCCUGUGUUGUCUGCUGGAAACCUCCAAGCAGUGAUGGUGGAGCUAAAAUUACCAACUACUACCUGGAGAAACGUGAGAAGAAGCAGAACAAGUGGAUGUCAGUAACUACUAAGAAGGUUGUGGAAACCCACUUCGAAGUCACAGGCUUGAUUGAGGGCUUUGAGUAUGAGUUCCGUGUCAAGUGUGCGAAUAUCGGUGGUGAGAGUGACUGGAGUGAGAUCUCUGCACCUAUCAUCCCCAAGUCCGACCAGGCUCCUCGUGCUCCUGGAUUCAGAGAAGAGAUAAGGGACAUGACUGUCAAAUACCACGCCAAUGCCACAUUUGUCACGAAGGUUGUGGGACAUCCCAAGCCUGUGGUAAAAUGGUACCGCAGUGGAAAGGAGAUCAUGGCAGAUGGAACCAAGAUCAAAGCACAGGAGUUCAAGGGAGGCUACUACCAGCUGGUCAUCACUACUGCUGAUGAGAAUGAUGCCACAGUUUACCAAGUCAGAGCAACCAACCCCUCAGGAUCCAUCUCUAUGACAGCGAACCUGGAGGUGGAAGUUCCUGCUAAGAUUCAUCUGCCCAAAGAGCUCCAGGGAAUGGGAGCAGUUCAUGCUGUCCGUGGCGAUCACAUCACCAUCAAGAUCCCAAUCUCUGGCAAGCCUGAGCCUGCAGUCACUUGGCAGAAGGGUCAGGAAAUCCUCUCCAAUUCUCCAUAUCACCAAGUCAUCACCACCCGGUCUUUCACUUCCCUGGUCUUCCAAAAGGGAAUGCAGAGGAAGGAUACUGGCUACUACAUUAUUACUGCAAAGAACAGGUUUGGAAUGGACAAGCAAACCAUUGAGGUUAACGUUGCUGACAUACCUGAAGCACCAAAGAAACUAGUUGUCAGUGACAUUGCUCGGGAUUCCAUCACCUUUACCUGGGAGCCCCCUGCCAGUGAUGGUGGAAGCGACAUUAUUGGCUACAUUUUGGAGAAGUGUCCCACCACUGCUGACAGGUGGAUCCGUGCUGGACAGACCACUGACUGCAGCAUCACUGUUGUCAAUAUUUUCGGAAAGACCAAGUAUCAGUUCCGCGUCAUUGCCGAAAAUCAGUUUGGCCUAAGCCCUCCUUGUGAGCCAACUGAGCCCAUCACCACAAAGGAAGACAAGUCUGUGAUUAGGAACUAUGAUGAGGAGGUGGAUGAAGCCAGAGAAAUCACCAAAGACGAGGCUCUGUUCUACAAGGUGAAGGAGCUAUCCUCUAAGUAUACCAUCUCUGAGGAACUUGCUCGCUGUCAGUUCGGGGUGGUCCACCGCUGCACAGAGAUUGCCACAAAGAAGACCUUCAUGGCCAAGUUUAUCAAGGUCAAAGGAACUGACCGUGAGUUGGUUCUCAGGGAAAUUGAGGCCCUUAAUGUAGCAAGGCACAAGAAUAUCAUCUACCUACAUGAAUACUUUGAAAGCAUGGAAGAGAUCAUCUUGAUCUUUGAAUUCAUUUCCGGAGUUGACAUCUUUGAGCGCCUUGGCACAGGCAACUUUGAGCUUACAGAGCAGGAGAUUGUCCGCUACCUGAGACAAGUCUGCUCUUCCCUCAAGUUCUUGCAUAGCCAUAACUUUGGGCACUUUGAUAUCCGCCCAGACAACAUUGUCUAUACCACAAGAAGAAGCACCAACAUAAAGAUUAUCGAGAUGGGCCAUGCCAGGCUGUUGGUGCCAGGGGAGAACAUCAGAAUGCUGUUCUCAGCCCCGGAGUACUGUGCCCCUGAGGUCCACCGUCAUGACCUGGUCACAACAGCCACUGAUAUGUGGUCUGUUGGUGUAAUGGCCUAUGUUCUGCUCAGUGGCCUGAAUCCGUUUGCAGCAGAGUCCACUACGAAGAUGAUUGAGAACAUCUCCAACUGUGAGUAUGUCUUUGACAGUGAAGCAUUUAAGGACAUCAGCCUUGAGGCUAUGGACUUUGUGGACAGACUUUUAGUCAAGGACAGGAGGCUCCGUAUGACAGCCCAUGAGGCUCUGGAACAUCCAUGGCUCAAAAUGAAGAUAGAGCAUGUCAGCAAUAAGAUCAUUAAGACACUGAGACACAGAAGGUACUAUCAGAGUCUGGUAAAGAAGACAGAUACUAUUGUAUCAGCAGCUCGUGUGGCAUAUGGUGGUGCUUUCAAGAACCAGAGAGGAUUGGCUGUGGGUAAAGUGAAAAUUGGAACUGAGUACCAUGGUCUCCGCACUGGUCCAGUCAUGCAUUGCUCAGCUGAGGAAGGUGGCCAUGUCAGAUUCACUUGUAGCAUUGUUCACUAUGACAAGAGUACACAGGUGUCAUGGUACUUUGGUAACCGUCAGCUGCACCCAAGCCCCAAGUAUGAAAUUACUUACAGUAAUGGUUUUGCCAGCAUCUAUGUAAAGGACAUUGAAGAAAGUGAUGAUGGAGUGUACAAAUGCAAGGUGGUCAGUGAUGAUGGAGAGGAUAGUGCUUAUGGAGAGCUCUUUGUUGAGACAGUGAGGAGCAUCAGAGAGCACUAUGUAAGCCGCUCCAUUAAGAAACUGAGGAGGAGAGUCGACAAGACUAGGCUCCUGCAGAGACCACCAGAGUUCACUUUGCCUCUCUACAAUCGCACUGCCUACAUUGGAGAAGAUGUCCGCUUUGGUGUCACUAUUACAGUGCACCCAGAGCCACAUGUAACAUGGCUUAAGAAUGGAGAGAGAAUCAAAGCAGGUGAUGAUGACAGCAAGUAUACGUUCACCAGUGAUAAGGGUCUGUACCAGCUGAUGAUCCACAACUUGGACAUGAAUGAUGAUGCUGAAUACACCGUCAUGGCCCACAACAGGUUUGGGGAAGACAGCUGCAAGGCCCGUUUAACUGUGACACCUCAUCCUGUGAUGGAGGAAACUAUGAGGCCCAUGUUCAAACGCCUGCUGGCUAAUGUUGAGUGUGUUGAAGGACAUAGUGUCCGCUUCGAGCUCAGAGUCUCCGGAAUCCCAACUCCUACUCUGAAAUGGGAGAAGGAUGGUAAACCUUUACAGUUUGGUUACAAGGUUGUUGUCAUACAGGAGGACGUUGACUACCAUAUUUUGCACAUCAGAGAGACUCUGCUUGAGGACUCUGGUGUGUACAAGGUAACUGCAACCAACUCUGCUGGCUCUGCAAGCUGCCAAGCUACACUGAAGGUGGACCGCCUUACCUAUACUAGGAGAGAGUACAAGAAUGAAGAGGAGAAAUACAGACAUGUACAGAAACAAAUUGAAAAGACUAACAAGAUGGCUCAGCAAAUUGUUGCCACUGAGGAGCUCGUACCUCUCAACCCCACAGCACAAGAGGCUCUUAAAUUUGCUGCAGAGAUUUACAAGCCUGCAGUCAGCACCAAGAACAUUGAAGGAGAGUUUGACAUCACUGAGGAGAAGUCUGAGACCAAGAAGCUGGAGGAGGAGAGGAGGAUCUUCAUGCCAUAUGAGAUACCUGAACCUGUAGUACAUGAUCCCAGAGUUCUGGAUGAGGACAAAGGUAUCAAACAGUUUGUGCCUCUCUCUGACAUGAAGUGGUACAGAAAGCUGAGAGACCAGUAUGAGAUUCCAGAGAGGAUGGAAAGAAUUGUACAGAAGAGGCAGAGACGUAUUCGCCUGUCCAGGUGGGAGCAGUUCUAUGUCAUGCCCCUGCCUAGAAUCACCGACCAGUACAGGCCUAGAUGGCGUAUUCCAAAACUCACUCUGGAUGAUCUAGAGACUGUAAGGCCCGCCCGCCGCUCACCCUCUCCUGAAUCUGAGGUCUCUUUCAGAUCCAGGAGGAGAUCCCUGGGAGACCUUAGUGACGAGGAGCUGCUGAUGCCUGUAGAUGACUACCUCACCAUGAGGAGAACAGAGGAGGAAAAAACUAUGCUGGAGGAUGAACUGGAGCUCGGCUUUUCUGCCUCUCCUUCUGGCAGCCCUGUCCGUUUUGCCGUGGAAGGUGAAGAGAGGAGGCAUGAGGUCAGGCGAGAGGCUGUCGAGGUUGCCGAGACGAAGAAGAAACGCACCAUUUCUGAGUUUACGAGAAGGAGACGGUCCCUGUCUCCCACAUACAUCGAGCUGAUGCGACCAGUCUCAGAGCUGAUCAGACCACCACGUGCAAGGCCUCCUAUGGAAGGAGAGGGAGAGAUUGUGGGGAGGAGGUCCCCCACUCCUGAAAGGACCCGUCCACGUUCUCCCAGCCCCAUUAGGUCUGUUGAGAGGUCAUCCCGCUCCUCCUCAAGGUUUGAGCGGACUGCUCGCUUUGACAUAAUGUCCCGCUAUGAGGCUAGAAAGGCUGCUCUGAAGUCUGAGAGGAAAUAUGAGGUGGUUAGCCAGACACCUUUCAGCCUGGACCAUGCUCCCCGUGUGACUGUCAGGAUGCGCUCUCAUCGCAUACCAAUUGGCCAAGAUACCAAAUUCACCCUGAAUAUUCAAGCCAAGCCAGAGGCUGAGGUGAAGUGGUUCCAUAAUGGAACUGAAAUCUCUGAAAGCAGUGAGAAAUACAUCUUCAUGAACAUGAGCGGCGUUUUGUCCAUCGUUAUUCUGGAAUGCCAGGAAGAGGACAGUGGCACUUACCGUUGUGUGUGCUCUAACUCCAAGGGAGAGGCUUCUGACUAUGCCACACUUGAUGUGUCAGGUGGAGGCUACACUACCUUUUCCUCUCGUCGCAGAGAUGAGGAUGCUCCCAAAGCAUAUGUCCCUGAAGUCACUCGAAUCGACCAUUACCACACCACCCACUUCAAAGCUGGCUAUUCCUCCCAAACCCACCUUGAGGUAGAAGAGAGCAAGUCUAAGCUCACAGAGACACAUGAGGUUGUAACACAGGAACGAUAUGCUGCCUCCUCUCAGAGGUACUCUUCUGCUGAAAGGUACUCCUCUGCUGAGAGGUAUUCUUCUGCUGAGAGGUAUUCUUCUGCUGAGAGGUUUGACUCAUCUAUUAAGUACGCCUCUACUGAAUACUUGUCAUCUGAUUCCUCAUACUCAUCUGACAAGUUUUCCCUGACUGGGAAACACACCAAAUCUGAAGCAAAACUGAAGUCAUCAUCUGCUGUUGUUGCUGAAGAAGUUGCUGUCCACAAGGUGAAGCCAUCUCUUCCUGCCAGAAUCCUCACAAAGCCCCAGUCUGUGACCGUUGCAGAGGGAGAGACAGCCAGAUUCUCCUGUGAUAUUGAUGGGGAGCCUGCUCCCAGUGUAACAUGGAUGCACGAGAGCAGAGCCAUCGUAUCAUCUCACCAUGUCCAGGUCACCACCACUCAGUACAAAUCCAGCCUGGAGAUCUCCUCUGUGACUACCUCCAAUGAGGGCAGUUAUACUGUGGUUGUAGAGAACUCAUCAGGCAGACAGGAGGCUCACUUCACCUUGACCAUCCGCAGACCAGCUCCCAAAGAGGAGGUCAAGGCUGUCAAAUCCCCCGAACCACCUGUAAAGUCACCCACUCCUAGUGUUAAGUCACCAGAGCCUUCAGUAACAUCACCUGCUCCCUCCAUUACUUCCCCUGUACCUAGUGUAAAGUCACCAGAACCCAGUGUCAAGUCUCCAGAGCCUUCAAGUAAAUCACCAGCUCCAAGUGUGAAGUCACCAACACCCAGCGUGCAGUCACCAACACCCAGUGUGAAGUCACCAACACCCAGUGUGAAGUCACCAACGCCCGGUGUUAAGUCACCCACACCAAGUGUGAAGUCUCCUGAACCAGAAGGGGUGAAAUCUCCUCGGAGUGUCAAGUCUCCUGAGCCAUCUACACCUUCUCCAGCUCCCUCUUUGAAAUCACCAGCUCCAAGUGUCAAAUCUCCUGAACCUGAGGGAGUUAAAUCCCCACGAGGUCUAAAAUCUCCUGAACCCAGACUCAAGUCACCACCACUAAUCAAGUCUCCUGAACCUGAGGAAGUAAAGUCACCCCGGGGUGUCAAAUCUCCAGAACCUGCAGGAAUUAAAACACCAAAAGGAUUCAAAUCCCCAGAACCUGCUGGAAUAAAAACACCAAAAGGCAUCAAGUCCCCAGAACCUUCAGGUAUCAAAUCACCGAGGGCCUUGAAGUCCCCCGAGCCUGAGGGACUGAAAUCACCUCCUAGGAUGAAGUCUCCUCCUCCAAUCAUGUCCCCCAAGAGGGUUAUGUCUCCACCCACCGUCAAAUCCCCAAUCCCAAAACCUCCCAAGGUCCUGAGUCAGCUAGUAGCUGAGGCAUGUGAGGGCUCUGUGAGGAUGUCUUGUGUCUGCGAGAGCAGCGUCAGGGAGGUGGUGUGGUAUGUCAAUGGGAAGAGGCUUUCACAGAGCAGCCACUUUGAGAUGCACUACUCUGAGGGUUCCUGCAGCCUUCUAAUCCAUGACUUGGCAGACAGUGAUCAAGGAGAGUACACUUGUGAGAUGACCUCAGAAGGAGGAGUAUCCAAAUCCUCCUUCUCCUUUACUGGACAGGUGUUCCAGUCUAUUCGCAUGAAGAUCACAGCCUACCAUGAGCAGCAGCUGGCGCUUAAAGGAUCAAUGAUGAGUCACAAGGAGUCAUCAUCAUCCAUGAUGAUGAAGAAAGAAAUGCAUACAGUGGAGGAGUCGUCGUCCUUCUCUUCCUCCUCCCAGCAGGCGAUGAUGUCAUCCAUGAUGGAAUCCAGCUCCUUCAGCAGCAUGGCAGCUGAAAUGAAGUUUGAGACCAUGUCCAUGUCCAGCAUGUCCUCCAUGGCAUCUGAGACAUAUGCAAUGAGCUCCAGCAGUCUCAUGGAGAUGGCCUCCCACAUGGAGGGAUCUUCAUUCAGAGCAAUUGGUUCUGCUCCUAGAAUUGAGGCUCUCCCAGAAGAUAUCAGCAUUGAGCCAGGCAAAAUCUUGACAGUCGCGUGUGCCUUCUCUGGCGACGCCAAACACAUCGAGUGGUCCCGCAGUGGCAAAACCAUCGAGGUGACUGCUGGUGGACGCUUUCACAUCGAGACCACAGAGGACCUGACCACACUCAUCAUCACUGGGGUGAGGGAGGAAGACGCUGGAACAUACACCCUCAAACUAUCCAACGAGCUUGGGUCAGACACAGCGACUGUUCACAUUAGCAUUCGAUCAGUGUAA